CCUGCUGUCAGUCCGUGCGCUGGUCUCGCGAGAUGUGAUCCGUGUUUGUGUGUGUGUGUGUGUGCCGGGCCCUCCUACCUGCUACCUGCUACCUGAGUCGAGCCUGCAUGCUGGACUGGCCAGCCACCCCGGGGAGCAGCGCCCACUGACAGCACCCGGCCCCGGGCACUCCGCCAUGGCCUCAGACAGCGACACGGAGGAGUUCUUCGAUGCCCCCGAGGAGGUGAACCCGUCUUCCCCGGCUGUGUAAGUACCUCUCCCCCCUGUCUAUCACACAGCACAACCACUGUCAGCCAGCUGGAAUACAAAUCCCAUGACUCUCAGCCACCUUAGGCAAUCUCCUCCCCCCACAGCUGGAGUGCCAGAGGCGUCAGCUGUCACAGAGGGACCCUGAGUAUAAUGACAGACUUGGGAAAUCUGUCAUUCUAAUCCCAUCACUCUCAGCCAGCCUGAUGAUAAGCGUGGUAAUCCAGCAACAGGAGGCUGUCAGAUACUCUCACUGUCAGCUGUGCUUCCUGCUCUUCAAUCAGGGGGUUUUAAUGAACAUACUGUCCCCAUGUCACUCCCAAAUUUCCCAAGCUUUUACAGCUUUUGCUGCCUAGUGUUCUUGUUUUUUUUUACAUUUUAUUUUUUCAGGACCUGUUACACUGUUAUCAUUUCAGAUGUGACUCUGAUUCCCCAUUUCCUCCAUUUUAUGUUAUCAGUGUAAAAUGUCAGGAAUGCAAAGCAAAUUAAAAUGUUAGGCCUAUAUACAGUUUAGCUGUUUUGUAUAUUUUAUUUUAUUCAGCUAUCUUGGCCUAAAAUGUGGAAUUCACUUUACAUUCCAGACAAUCUAUGCUUUAGUCAACAACCCAGUCUCAUGUUGAACAAGUAUACAAGCUAGAUGCACAGCUUUUAUUGGGCUGCAGCUCGCAUGAUGACUUAACCAGCUCUAAGGAUGACAAUACAUUAAAGGAGUUGUAGUUCUGUAAAAGCUGGGGAUCUAUCUAGCUUGUGAUCAUUCCUGUUCCUCACAAGCAAUGUAUGAAAACCCCCCAUCUUCCAGCCCCCCCACACAUAAAUCUCUCAAUAUAUACCUGUCACCCCUUGUAUGCUCCCACACACUCCCUUCAUGUGUCAGCACAUAUUCCUGCCAGUAUGUUCAGCUCUUUAAUUAUGUUUCCUCUGUCUCCUGAACUUAUUAGGCUGCUUAUUAGUUAUUACACCAUGCCCACUCUUCUCAAUUUUUGUUGUGUCCUGUCAUUCUAUGUGCAUUCGUCCCUAUUAUUUGGCAUUGCUAUUUCUUCCUUUUCCCUGCUGGUUCAUUGCUUUUUAUAUAUAUAGUGUAUUUUUGUGACAUAUUUAGCAGUAUGUAUUAAACCACAUUUUCUUGUCUUCUGUCGGGUAUGUACAGACAUCAUUUCUGUUUUAAAACUCUUUGGUACCUUAUAUAAUUGUGUAACUAAAUGUAUUAAUCUCUCAUUGCUGGUUUUUAUUGCUAUAUUUUUGAAAUAGGUGAUUUUUUUUUUUUUUUUUUAGGAUUAACCCUGCCUGCUGGGUUUUUAGUUCAUAUUCAGAAAAUAGCUUUUCUUUCAGGCUAAGUAGGUCUGCAAUUUGAGAUUAGGUUAAAACCUUCCAGAUCUGCAUAUUAUGCAACAUUUACUGUUAAGCCAACUUGAAUAUUUUUGGUUUCUAAUAGAUUUUGCACAGCUCCCAUGAGACAGACGUAUGUCACACACUCUUGUACCAGGUGUGAAAAAGUUGUCAUAGUAAGAGCACUAUUACUGCUAAAAUGAGAUGUUGUGAUUCUGGUGUUUAGAAGGGCCCUUAGUUGGUUUGCAUAUCUUAUAGAUUACGAUCCACAUCACUAGUGAUUUUUUUUAUUUUUAUAUUUUUUUUUUAGAUUUUAUGCAUAAUUUUAUUAUAAGGAGGGGGAAAAAAAUGAAAGGCUUAGAAAUUAAUUCCAUUGAAUAAUAUGACAUACACAUACGAUCUUUGAGUAGUUCUAUAUUUAGUAUUCCAAAAGCUAGCUUAUUUGCUACACAGUUGUGGAGAUUACUACUGUUUUAAUUUUUCAGAUCUCUUGAUUUGAUCAGUUCUCUAAUUUAGGCCAGUCUACAGGUACCUGUUGGGAACAAAUUGCCCAUUUAAUAGUUUGACAAUGCUUAUCUUCUGCAAAGCAUUGUUUGAUCCCUACCUGUUUUUAGCUCUUUUGUAGCAGAUCCUGUAUUUCAAAUUGCACAAUAGGAAACCACCCAAACAAUUUACUUUAUAUAUGCCUUUAAAGAAUAGUUGGGUUUUUUUUGUUGUUUUUUCGUUAUUACCCUCUUUUUACCUUCCUGUCUCAACCUGCAAUGUUUUUAUUUUUGUUCUAAUGCUGAACCUGUUGGCUUGACUUCUGGGAGUUGUAGUUUAGUAGUAUGCUUCCCACAGUAGAAAGAUGAGAAGUAAGCUAUAAUUUCCAUAAGCUUGAGCUGUGCCCAUAAAGUUUUACAUGUAGGGUAAUUUCGGCAGUGCUGUUGAAAGUUAAAGAGUACCUGUCAUGCUUAUUUUAACUUAUGGUAUUUUUGUUAGAGCAUACAAUUCUACCUAUACAUUUUGCUAGCAAAUGCACAGAUUGGUAGAAAAACCUUUUUAAAAUAGGUCUUUCUCCCACCUGUCCGUCAGCUAUUUGGCAUAGGCUCUAUGCCAACAUAUUGACUGACAGACGAGCGCAGAAAAGACAUCCCACAGGCUGUCCUACUGUUAUCCACUCAUGGCAACCGUAGUACAUGUGCUGUGGUUGCCAUGGUUACUCCAUAGCAAUGUUAAUGUAGAGCAGGGGUAUACAAAAACGUUUCUUAAAUAGUGCACACAUGACAGUCUUCCGUUGUCUAAACAAGUUAAUAGGAACACUCCAGGCCCUGGUGUAGUGGUUAUGUUUAGUGUGUCAUGUGUGCCGUGGUGCUCUCUCAUGGUAAUUAGUUUUAGUACAGUUUGACAACAUACCUGGGUCCCGCCAGGACGGAAUAAGUCUUCUACUGCAUGAAAAUCAAAGUUUCUCUAUACAACAAAGCAUGGCCACGCAGGGCUGGUUUCAUUGAGAGUGUAGCAAUGCAGGGCUCAAUCAGUGAGCAAAUUCCUGCAUAAGCCUUACUUUGUUAUAGAGACCAAUUGCAGGAGAAAGCUGGAUGCUGUAAGGCUGUUUGGCAGGUUCCAAGUAAAUUGCCAAUCCAUACAAAAAUGUUAUGUCCCAUACUACCACUGGUCAGUUCCAAGUCAUUCCUGGCACCAUAACCACUUCAGAUGUAUGUAGUGGUUAUGGUGCUAAGUGUUUUAUUAUUAGAGUAUCAAUGAUCAAUAUCCUGUUUCAUGGUCUUUAAAAAUUAGUUUGACUUGUAUAUGUGUGUGUGUGUUUACAGCAUUGACGUGUAUAAAAGAACACCCUUGUAAGGAUUUUGAAGACCUCAUAAACCAACUCUUUUUAUAUAUUUGUUUUAUUCGUAUGUUAUAAUAUUGAAUUUUGUACCACAGUAGAUGGUACAGCUUUUCAAGAGCCAUAAGACAUACCCAAGUAACUAACAUACAGCUGGCAAAUGUACAAUACUGUGCCUUCAUUCAUGUGCACAAUUGAGUUGUUUCAAGCUGUGGUCAGAUAAUUUUAUAAAAUGACCUCUGGGUGACAAAUGGGUAAAUAAUGAUUUUUGUUCGAUAACAGGGAAGACAGUCUAUUGGAUGAUCACCUAUGCCUGAAGUUUUGCAAUUAAUCAAUAAAGCAAAACAUUCACUUGACAAUUUUUAUGUAUUUACUUACAAACUAACAGCUAAAUUAAAAGAAACAGAUUGUGUUUGGAAAAAAAUAUAAUUUGUUUUUACCUUUUAAUUCAAAAUACGUCUCUCCCUGUCUUGUAGACUUCUUCAAAGGGACACUAUAGGUGCCCAGACCACUUCAGCUCAUUGAAGUGGUCUGAAUGCAGUGUCCCUGUUGCCCUUAGUCCAGCAAUGUAAGCCAUGUUACAUUGCAGGGCUAAGGCAGCCUCCAGUGGCUGUCAAUCAGAGAGUCACUAGAGGUGCUUCUUGAAUCUUAUCUGACUCUAAAUCCCUUAACUGAUGAUGCUCUGCAUAAGGACAUCCAGUGUGGGUAAAAUCCCCAUAGGAAAACAUAACAUCUUUGUAUUCCUAACACUAUAGAAUCCCUUUAACCUAACGUCCACAAUUCUGUGCAUGUUUGGCACUAUGGAAGGAAUGCAAGAGCAUAUAUGCCCUUAAAUGGCCCAGAGCAUUGCGAGGACAUGAUGUUGCCUGAAUGAGUAAGUACUGAGGAGAUGAGGUUUAUUUUUUUUUUUUAAACUUACAUAUGCUGCGCUAAGUACACCAAGUAAAAGCUUCAAAAGUGUUAACUGGUGAGGGUGUAAACAUCACUUCCAGUACUUUAAAAUACUUUUCCUGGUUAUACAGGGCUGCUUUACUCUUGGGUAGCUUCUCCAUCUCAGCUGAAUUGGACAGGAAAACAACAGACGUAAUAUAGAAGGAACCCCAAAAAUUGCACCAUUCAUUUUUCCUGUUCUCUCAGCAGAUCAUGGCCAGAAAUAGUUAAGGUUUUUGUAUUCUUUAUUUAUUUAUUUAUUUUUACUCAAAAAUCCUAAAUGUUGUUGCAGUAACUUAAGAUUAAGUUUAUUAUUAGCAUAAUUUCAAAGAAAGCAAAACUGAACACUGAAUAAGUAAUUACGAUGGUUGACAACAACUGCACAUGCAAUCUUAUAUUAUGAGAAUAAUCCAGUAAAAAAUAUUCAAGAAAACUGUACAAAAUGUUUUGAGUGCUGUCCAGAAUAGGAGUGUUGCUCAACCAAAUAGAAGUCUCUGAUUCUUUUCAGUGGAGCCUGAUUAUAUGCUAUACAAACCUGCCCAGCAGACACAGCCUAUCAUUGUUGCCCAGAUGUGCAUGUAUAAUGCAUAAGUUUCACUUUAAGAGGCAUCAAAACCACUACAGCCCAUUGUAGUGAUUAUGGUACCAGUAGUACCAUUGCCUGUUCUCUGGUAAUGGGGCAGGACAGUUACUAAUGGUGUCCACUGGACUUUUGCAGAGCUGCAGAAGCCAAAAGCUGAUCCAGUCACCAUUUAUAGACUGAGAGCGUCAGCUGACCGCUCUCGGCCAAGGAAUGGCACAAUAUGCAUGAAAAUACUGAAGUGGUCACGGUGCUUGGAGUAAUUCUUUAAGUACAGUUGGUGCACAUGAACUCAUUGAAAGUCGAUAUAUUAUUUAUGCCAUACAUUUAUUGGUAAUUUGGUAGUACCAUAUGUACUGCAGAGUAUAGGUUUUUACUAAAUUAUCACAUGUACAACUGAGACAUUUAAAGAGUUGCAUUUUUGAACCAAUAGAUAUAUGCUAAAGUGUCUGCAAAUAAUACCUGCCCACCACUAAGCAAAACUACUUGUAUUCAGAAGUAUUUCUUGAUGUCUACCAUUGCUAGGACUGAAUAUAAAUAUUUUGUGAUACAAAGCCAAUCUAUUAAAGGGGCAUACAUCACUUUGAGACAGUGGUCUCACUCAAAAGCUUUUAGCUUUGAAUUAAAGGAUCACUAUAGUGUCAGGAAAACAAACCCGUUUUCCUGACACUCUAGUGCCCUAAGGGUGCUCCCACCCCUGAGGGGCCCCAUCCCUUGGCGCUGAAGGGGUUGAAACCCCUUCAGAUACUUGCCAUAAUCCAUACUCUGGCUUCCUUGGCGCUGGUGACCUCUCCGCCCCUGCCUACGUCAGCUCCCAAGUGGAGCAGAAUGCACAUGCGUGGCAAGUGCUGCGCGUGCAUUAAAACAAUCCAUAGGAAAGCAUUUCUUAAUGCUUUCCUAUGGAUGUUCUGCACCAGCGUUGCAGAAGCGCCUUUAGCGGCUGUCCGGAAGACAGCCACUAGAGGUGUGAUUAACCCUGCUAUGUAAACAUAGCAGUUUCAUAGAAACUGCUAUGUUUACAUCUGAAGGGUUAAAACCUGAGGGACCUGGCACCCAGACCACUUCAUUGAGCUGAAGUGGUCUGGGUGACUAUAGUGUCCCUUUAAACAGUUGCCUAACUUUGCAGGCUGAUAAAAAGCAGGUAAAUUAUUGAUUUUCAUAUGCACCUGCUUCUUCUUUCUUAUGCUUUCCACACCCACGCCCGGGGGGACACUGAUCUAACCAAUCAAUGUCCUAUCCCUUAAGAUGCUGGAAAUGUGCAUUGGGCAAUGCCUGACAUAUUUACACAUCUAUAAGGGGUGGAAUGCGGAAAAAUCUCUCCUAGUCGAGGGCAUGCUUAACAAUGCAAUUUUGACCAAGUUUAUAGUAAGUUAAUAAAUUCAUUACGAGUUUUCCAAUUUUUGCUUGCUUUAUUUUUGUUUGUAUAUUUGCUUAAAAGUGUUUGCUUGCUGGUUUAAAACAAAAUAUGAUCAAGUGAUGCAUGUUGCUUUUAAUUACCUGAACUGUUAAUACUUAUGAUGGUCACUGAUAUUGUGGAUAGGUGUGUGGGUAUUUGCCAAUAUUGAAAUUUGCAAAGAGUGAACGAUCAAGGCAUGUUGAAUAAUAUAGGGUGUAACUAAGGGCACAGAUCCUCUUUGGUGUUUUCGUAAACGUGCAGGAGGAAUAUGUUGGCCAAGGAGAAUAACAAAUACUGCCCAGGUUACACCCUUUAAUAUCGCAAGGAACCGGUUUAAUCAUAGCUAGCAAAUCAAUUUCCCAGUUUUUUUUCUUCUGUUUGGACGAUUAAUGUAUCAGUGACUGUUACUAUAAAAAGUGGUCAAAAUUACCACCUGUUUUUUAUUUUAAUACAUUAUAUAAGGUGUGUGUGUGUGUGUGUGUGUGUGUGUGUACAUACAUACAUGCAGUUAAAAGAUCUAGGAAGCCAAGAGACGAACCCAUGAAGAGGGGCACUAUUCAUUAGAAUCUUAUUCAGGGACAUUUUUUAGUUUUAAUGUAUGAUAUUUCUGGACUACUGACUUCAUUUGAUGACAAAUACAAUGAGGAAUCAGAGUGGUGGUAAACUAUGAUUUGCUCCACAGAUAGUUGGAAUAACUAAUUUCUUCUUCUUCUUUUUUUUAUUUUUUUUUUACUGCUGUCUUGAUCCUUAAAUUGGCAUUUAUAGUCGUCUUUGGGUACUAUGCUUUAAUGUUUGUAUAUCCGUUUUUGGUUUGACAAAAAUCCGGGAUCUCUUUCUAGCUUAAGGCGACAGUGUAGGCACCCAGGCCAGUUUAUCUCAUUUAAGUGGUCCGAGUGCAGUGCUGCUGUCUGUUUGAAACCUUCCGCUGCCGUCUUCUUCCAGCUGGUCCUCUUUAGCUCCGGGAUGGGUGGACUGACACUUCUAGACAGCGGUAACUCUGCCCAGUGUCUAGAAGUGUAAGGCGGAGAAGAAAUACUGAGAUAAAGUAGCACCUACAUUGUCUCAGUAUUUCUCUUGAAUGGGUUUGAAUUUCAGUGAAAUUCCAACAGUCAAUUUGAGAAUUUUAUCAAGAUUCUAUCUUUAUCAAAUACCAAUUUGUUAGAGUGCUGCUUUAAAGGGACACUAUAGUCACCUUAACAACUUUAGCUUAAUGAAGCAGUUUUGGUGUAUAGAAAAUGCCCCUGCAGCCUCAUUGCUCAAUCCUCUGCCAUUUAGGAGUUAAAUCCCUUUGUUUAUGAAACCUAGUCACACCUCCCUGCAUGUGACUUGCACAGCCUUCCAUAAACACUUCCUGUAAACAGAGCAUUAUUUAGGCUUUCUUUAUUGCAAGUUCUGUUUAAUUAAGAUUUUCUUAUCCCCUGCUAUGUUAAUAGCUUGCUAGACCCUGCAAGAGCCUCCUGUAUGUGAUUAAAAUUCAAUUUAGAGAAUUAUUUAAGGUAAAUUACAUCGGUUUGAAAGUUAAACCAGUUUUUUUUUUUCAUGCAGGCUCUGUCAAUCAUAGCCAGGGGAGGUGUGGCUAGGGCUGCAUAAACAGAAACAAAGUGAUUUAACUCCUAAAUGACAGUGAAUGGAGCAGUGAAAUUGCAGGGGAAUGAUCUAUACACUAAAACUGCUUUAUUUAGCUAAAGUAAUUUAAGUGACUAUAGUGUUCCUUUAACUCCACCUCUAGUGGCUGUCUUCCAGACAACCACUAGAGGCCCUUCCAGGUCCCUAACAGAGUUUUACUCUGCUAUCCGAUGUUAGACGUCCUCACGCUUUGCAUGAGGAUGUAUAACAUCUUCUAUGUAACCCAAACAUUGAUUCAGUGCUUUCCAAUGGAGAAGUUUUAAUGCAGUACAUUAGGUCUCACCAUUGCCAUGACAUCACAGAUGGAGGAGACCUAACCAGUGCCAAGGGAGCCUCUGUGCUGGGGAAAAAAGGUAAAUAUUUAUGUAUUUUAAAAAAACAAACACUUUUUAUGGCGAGCAGGGGUGGAUGUCAUAUAAACUUAGUGACAGGACACUAUAGUGUUAUGAAAAUUGGUUUAUAUUCCUAAUGCUAUAGUGUUCCUUUAAGCAGAACCGCUCUACUCGGUCUUCACUUUUACAUGAACUGCUCAUAUCCAUCCAACCUUGAGUGGCAGUCAGUGAUAGGUGAACCUCCUUUGUGAUGGCAGCGUGUCAUUGGCGUUUACAUUUGAACGGAAAUGAAAGUAAAAUUUCUGCAUUAGCUGACCUCUCCAGCAGAGAAGCCAAUGCUAUGGGUGCUGGCAGCUCCUCUAUUGGCUAUUUGUCUUGCUGUCCCUUUUAAAUUUUGACACCUGCAAUCUCAUCUUUCUUAUAGUUGUAGAUGUGAUUUAUUUUCCAGUACACAGCUUUGCAAUGCAAUGCAAUACAAUACAAAACAUUUCAAUAAUGAGGUAUGCCAAAGUGUGUAAAAAAAAAAAAAUCAAAAAAAAAAUCAAAGCCAGUUGUCUGACCAAUACUAACAAAUUGUUUGAAUAUUUAUUAAUUUAUAAAAUAUUUUACCAGGAGGCAUACAUUGAGAUUUCUCUUGUUUUCUAGUAUGUCGCACAAACACUGCAUUGUUGCUAUAGGGCAGGCAUAGGCAAUGUUUGGCACUCCAGAUAUAUUGGACUACACCUCUCAUGAUGCUUUGCCAGCUUUAUGGGUGUAAGAGCAUUACGGGUGAUGUAGUCCACAUCUAGAGUGCUGAAGGUUGCCUUCCCCUGCUAUAGGCUAUAAUAUUAUAUAACUAUAUAUACACAUAACGCAGGGCUCGACAAAUCCCAGGCGCCAGGUCGCCAUGGCGACUAAAACUUUUGCGAGGGCGCCUGGGAGUUGUCAACGUUUUAUCUAAAACACCUGGCUGGGCAAAUAAUGGAGCCGGCCGUCGACCUGCGGGAGCAUGUAGGCGGCCGGCUAAGUGAGCGUUGUAGCCAGGCGGCCGGCUAAGUGAGCGUUGUAGCCAGGCGGCCGGCUAAGUGAGCGUUGUAGCCAGGCGGCCGGCUAAGUGAGCGUUGCAGCCGGCCGCCCUGAACUCCAUGGAGGCGGCUGGCUCAGUGGAGCAUCAAGGCGGUCGGCCGGGGCAGUGUGCGAGGGAGCAGUGAUCUUCCUGCGGCUCCUCUCUGCUCCCUUGCGCUGUGUAAUGAUGCCGGGAGGCGGAAUAUGACGUCAUUCCUGCCCCGGCAUCACAGGGUGCCGAGAGGAGCUGCAUGGUAGAUUACUGCUCCCUCUCACACAGGAAGAGAGAGCACCCCCACUAGACCCCAGGGAACGUCCACUCAGCUCUCCCAAAGGUAGGGAAGCUGGGUGGAUAAAAAAAUAAAAAAUAAAAAAAUGUAAAUUUGUGUUUGAGAAAGUGUAUGAGUGUGUGUGCGUGCGUGUGCAUGCCCCUGUCAAUGUGUGUGUGUGUGUGUGCAUGCCCCUGUCAGUGUGUGUGUGUGUGUGUGCAUGCCCCUGUCAGUGUGUGUGUGUGUGUGCAUGCCCCUGUCAGUGUGUGUGCGCAUGCCCCUGUCAGUGUGUGUGCGCAUGCCCCUGUCAGUGUGUGUGCGCAUGCCCCUGUCAGUGUGUGUGCGUGCAUGCCCCUGUGUGUGUGCGCGCAUGCCCCUGUUCUUGUGGCGCGCCUUCCUGUGUCUUGUGGCGCGUACUGGCCUCUGAUAGCAGCGCGUACCCCUGUGUCUGUGGCAUGCCCUGUAGCAUGCCUGUGUCUUGUAGCAUGCCCCUGGCUCAAUGUGGCAUGCCCUGUGUCUUGUGUAUGCCCUGUGUCUUGUGGCGCAUGCCUGUGUCUUGUAGCGCGUACUAUUUGUGUGUGUGUGUGUGUGUCGCAUGCCCCUGUGUGUGUGUGUCUGUGUGUGUGUCUUGGCGCAUGCCUGUGUGUGUGUGUCUUGGCGCGUACCCUGUCAGUGUCUUGUAUGCCCCUGUCAGUGUGUCUUGGCAUGCCCUAAUCAGUGUGUCUUGGCAUAUACCCCUAUCAGUGUGUCUUGGCGCAUGCCUAUCAGUGUGUCGCGCAUACCCCUGUCAGUGUGUCUUGGCGCAUACCUAUCAGUGUAUGCUUGUAGCGCAUGCCCCCCUGUCAGUGUGUCUUGUAGCAUGCCUGUGUGUGUGUGUCUUGUAGCGCAUACCCUAAUGUGUGUGUCUUGUAGCGCAUACUGUGUGUGUGUCUUGUAGCAUACUAAUAUUAAUGUGUGUCGCAGCGCAUACCUAAUAAUAAUGUGUAUGUGUGCAUGCCUAAUAUUAAUGUGUGUGUCUGUAUACUAUGUGUGUGUGUCAUAGCGCAUGCCUAUAAUAAUGUCUGCCGCAUACCCUAAUGUGUGUCAUAAUACUAAUAAUGUGUGUGUCAUAGCGCAUACCCUAUAUAUGUGUAAUAAUGUAGCGCAUACUAUGUGUGUGUCUUGUACAUGCCUAAUAGCUUUUAAUAAUGUCUUGCAUACCUAAUAUGUGUGUGUGUCUUGCUUGGCAUUACCCUAUGUGUGUGUGUGUCUUGUAGCGUACCUAUGUGUGUGUGUGUCUGCUUGCUUGUGCCUAUGUGUGUGUGUCUUGCUUAGCAUUACCCCUAUGUCUUGUAGCGUACCCCUAUGUGUGUGUGUAUGUACUUGAUACCCUAAUAAUAUGUGUGUAUGCCUUAGCACAUGCCUAUGUGUGUGUGUGUCUUGUGCCUAUGUGUGUGUAUGUAGCAUUACCCUAUGUAUGUAUGUGUGUCUGCUUGCUUGUGCCUAUGUGUGUAAUGUAUGCCUUGCGUACCCUGUGUAUGUGUGUGUAUGUAGCAUUACCCUAUGUGUGUAUGCCUUGCUUGUGCCUAUGUGUGUGUGUAUGCCUUGCGUGCCUAUGUGUGUGUGUAUGUAUGUGUGCCUAUGUGUAUGUAUGCAGCAUGCACCCAUGUGUGUAUUAUGUAAUACUUAGCGUGCCUGUGUGUGUGUGUGUAGCGUGCCCUGUAAUGUGUGUGGUAAUGCUUGUAGCGUGCCCGCAAUAUUAUUGUGUGUAGCGUGCCCUGUGUGUGUGUGCAGCGCGCGUGCCCACCAUAAUAUUGUAUGUCUUGUAGCGUGCCCUGUAUUAUUAUGUGUGUAUGCGUGCCUAUAUUAAUGUGGCAGCGUGUGCCCUGUAAUAAUAAUGUAGCAGCGUGCCUGUGUGUGUCUUGUAGCGUGCCCUAACGUCUUGUAGCGUACUUGUCAGUGCUGUAGCGUGCCCUAUCGAAUGUAGCGUACCCCUAUCCGAAUCUUGCCCAGCAGCGUACCCCUGUCAGUGUAGCGCCUUAUCUGUCUUGCCUUGUAUAUAUCUAAUGUAGCGCGCCCUGUCUGUCUUGUAGCAUCCCUGUCUAUCUUGUAGCGCGCAAUAUGCCCUGUUAGUUAGUGUGUCUGUUUAGGUACCUGAGAUCACGAUUGAUGUUUUAACUCACUCUUUUUUUACCCACGCUGUGCAGGUUUUGACGUGGCUUUUCCCGCCUCCAUUGCUGAGUUCAUAAAUCUUUUUGAUCUCAGCUAAGCCAAUGCUUUCCCAUAGGAAAGCAUUGGGAGAAUAUUGCGCAUGUUCUGUAUGGGUAACAUUUAGCGCCUCCAUGCAGAGCACUGACACAGUACUCUCUAGUGGCCGUCUGAGUGACAGCCACUAGAGGUCUUAGAAGGCAGGAAUGUAAACACUGCCUUUUCUCUGAAAAUGCAGCGUUUACAUUGAAAAGGCUACAGGGAUAGGCUAUACGCACCAGAACCACUACAUUAAAAAAAACAAAAAAAAAACUGGCUCCUAGAUUCCAAACAAAAUUGUCAAGCCCUGACAUAAUGAUUAAUAAAUAUAGUCAACUAUGACAGGUGCAUUCUGUAUAUAACAUAUUUAUUAGUCACCAGCACCUAGAAGAUUGUUGUGCAAGAACACACUGCACCUUUCUUUUAACUAGGGUAAACUUGAAUGUCUAAUGAUGGAUUCUGUAGCCUGACCAGAACAGGUCAAAUACCUUCAACGCCUCUAUUCUGGGCUGUGUUUUUGCCCUUGCUAGGAGAUUGUUUGAUUUUCAGAGCCUGCUGCUGACAUUGUAGGAUUCAGUUAAUUUAUUUUGUUCAUCCUGUCAUGUUCUUAGUAAAAGGUGAAAGACUGCCCUUGGACUGUAAAAAAUAACAAUGGAGGGAAAAUCAACUCAAAAAAUGGUCCAAUUUUUCCAGGUUUAAAUUUUAUUUUCUUUCACAAACAUGUUUAGACUUUUUGUUUUGUUUUUUGGUAAAUGGAUAAAAUCUCAAAACCUAUGUUAAAAAUUUAAAUGUGAAACAAUUUUAAUCAAAAAAGCCGCUGCCAACUCAAUAGCAAACUCCAAAGCUACAACCACAUAUGUCUUGUAAAAUCAGUCAACAAAAGAAAGAACCAGCAAAGUCUAAAAUAGUCCACGUUAAGUACAUCUAAAAGAGCCAAGUGAAAAAGGCAUCAUGGUGUAAUAGUGAAAUCUGCUCAAGUCAAAAUACAAUCUUUAAAAAUGUAAAAAAAUCACACCCGUUUGGGCUAUGAAAGCAUUCUGGCCUAUUGAUGGUCAUGGGCAAAAAAAAAUAUAUAUAUUAAUCAUCUGUAGUGUAGUGCUGUACAAUGCUGGCAUACCAACAAUACCUAAUAAACAGACCACUUCCAUGGGUGUUUGAGACCGUAACACCCCUUAUGUUUUGCUUGAAAUCAUUGGGACACACAGUGAUUUCUGUGUUAAUUUGGCAAUCCUGAAUUUGUUGAAGUGGUUCUUUCACAUUCUGGGAUCUUUGCAUUAUUUGCAAUAUUUGGGGACUUUGCUUCUUGGUGUCUGGUAGCCUACCUUACAACCUCCUCCAUCUGCAUUUAUUAGAUCCUUCACAUUGCUUUGCACUUGCUCGAGAUUACAUCACUGAAGUCUAUGGAGAAUCUGUGAGACAGCGGAGACUCCAUAGAUGUUCAUCGAGACAAUGCCUUAUUACAACCAAAACUUGGCAAAGGUAGCUCCACUUUUUGUCAAGUUUUGUCAAGCAUAAAAAAAAAAUACAUGCGUUUUAGGAGAAAUAGGCUGAAAAAGAAUAGAUUAGGAAUAAGGAAGAGAAAAUGAACAGAUUGAACAGAUUGUGGCAGAACUGUUUUAAGAAGGACUUGUUAAGAGGGACUCCGCAGUUUGAAUGCUGGAGAAAUCCUCCAGUUUUUGUCAAAGCACUUGGAAAUGGUUUGAAUGACACCUGAAACUAGAAGUCUGUCUAUCUAGUAAAAGGGUUCUUCUCUGAUGUAAUAUAAGAGAAACGCAGGGUUAUUUACUAAUCAUUAAAAUAAUGCAUUUCAUUUAUAAUUCUAUUCACAAUAUAAAACACAAAUUUAAAAAUGUUAUUGAUUUUUCUAUUACCAGUAACAGGAUAUUCUGUAUAGCAUUACAUGACUUUCCAGUUUUAAUGUGUGUCUUUCCUAUUGAUUAAGUCACCAUUAAAUGUUUCAAUGCAAAUCUUCAAGAAGUUGCCCUGAAGCAGAUCAUGUAACAGUUUGGAGUAAAGCCUAGUUAAUAUGUGGUUUUGUAUAUCUGUGGAACCAAACAGUAUCUCAGUACUGCCUCUUGAAUUUGUUGCAUUGAUUUUUAUAAAAUUGAUAAGAAUGGUAAGCUGCUUUCACAUUGUAGCACACAUACCCGUAGGUCACGCAGAUUUAAAACCAAUAAACUACACAAGUGUGAAGGAGUCUCCAAACAUGGUGUUCUCCAUUCACAAUGGAGUACAGACUAUUGUUUGCUAGUAAGGAGACAACUGGCUAUUUGGAUUUAUUUAUUUCCUCCAAUCUGGGUAUCAUUUGUAUUAAGCAACACUCAGAAUAUAUCAUAGCCCUAUUACUAACCAUUAGCAAGUGUUAGUCUACUCCUCCCCAAUGGCUGCAUUUAGAAAGCAGGAAUAUUGCGUAUAUUUCCCUAGUGCACACCUCUCCCUACUUCCUCAUGGCUCACUGGGACUGUAAUGAUACCAGAGACAGCGUUCUCACAUAUUCUAUGACCUAUAUAAUACUUCUCGCUCAAGCCACUUGAUUGUGAUAUAUGGGCAGUGGAAAAUAGGCACACCACUCCUAAUACAUUUCCUUAAGAAAUAGGAAGUCAGGCUCCUGUUCAACAACAAAAUAAGCAAUUGAAGGGGGCCUGGAGAGCAUGUUAGGUCUGCUUGUGGUAUUUUUAGUGGUUUCAUAAAGUAAUGUUGCUGCUAUCGCUGUCUGCUCCUUACAAGGAGUGAAGGUAAAACUGGUCUGUUCCCCUGUAGUGAAGAGCAUUGCGCCCUUUGUCAUGCAAUGGAAAACUACUCAGGAGUAUAGUAACCACGACACAGUAACCCAGGAUAAAUGAAAAUGAGCUACAAUUUAUAGCCACAAGCCCUAUAAACCCUUGAUGAAUUAAUACAUUUUGACUGGCUACAGGACAUUGUUUGGGUGUUGUGUUGGCUAAUAUCAUGUGUUAUAAGUGUUUGUGAAUACACCUUAAUUGAUUAUCAGCAAGUAUAAUUACUAAGCAUCGUAAGUAGUUUUGUUUAAAAUACAUCCUACAGGGCCAAUUUUAUGUUUACUAAAUUUACUUGGUGGCAACCUUGGUGCCCUGGUAAUCCACCGAUAGUUGGCUAAGAGAGGACAAAGUGGGGUUUUCCUUCAUCCAAGUGUUUAUCUACAUUGGUCACUAAACAUGGAUGAGUUGCAAAUGAUCUUCUAUAGCUGAAAUAAAGCAGUGAAUAAUAUGAGAUUCCACAUGGUUUCAUUCAAACUAGCCAUCAUCACUAAUUAUGAUAGCAUUUUCAUGGUGCUCAUUUGGUAAACAUGGCUCCCAAAUAGUCCAUAUACACUUUAGAAACAUUGAGAACUGCAUGUUCAGAAAAUGUUGCAAUGAAAGGAACACUUUAAGUAGCAUAGUCUGUAAUGCGUGCUGGCUUAUGGUACAAGGAGUGCCCUGGCACACCCUCCCAUUGUAAGUAUUAAGUCCAUUCUAGAAUAGUUUGGCUUCUUCUUCCCUGUCUACACUACAGGACUGCUGGAAAUUCUGUCUAAGCUAAGCACCAAUGGUACAGGGCUUAGCUCAUUGGCUGACACUGGCAGGGCAUAGCUCAGGUGCUUCUGGCUAUCUUUAGUGGUGGUAAGGAGCGACAUCUGGCAUUCUCCAUGUAAGACAUCAAGCAAUUCUAAAACAAUUUGACUUCUUACAAUUGGGGGUAUGUCAAACACCAUAACCAUUGCUGAUUAUUGUACUGGUUGGGAUGCUUGGAGUGUUCCUUUAAGUGCGUUGAAGAGAAGGGUGUGUGUGUGUGCACGUCUGUGUAAAAUAUAUAUAAAAAAAAUUAUAAAUUUUUUUUUUUUGUGUUUUCAAGUGUUAUAUAUGCUGCAGUGUAAUCUUGUUCAUCUUCUGAAAUGUUUGUUACACAGUAUUUUUGUUUUGUACAUACAAAAUGGUUAGCCUGGUGUGAACUUCCAAUUCCAACAAUAUGGUACAUUUUGUGUAUCUAAUUGGCAAAGAUUUCUAGAUGUCCACUAGUAAAUUACCCUAUUUUGCUCUACUUGACCUGUGUCUGAGAAGAAUUUCCUUCUCGGUUAUUUUUAGUUUUGGCAAUAGUCUUGCCAUGCUCUUUAUUUUUAAGUUUCAUUGCUUAGGUCAUAUUUGAGAGCUCCUUAUUUAGUUGCUCUUGACACUUUUUGGCUGGUCCUGCUUUGGUUACUGUUAGUCAAUUUAAUACCUGCAGUCCUGAUUAUUAUAUCAAUUUUCAUAUGUAAUCCUUUCAUGCUUGUUUACUUAGUGCAAAGCCAUUGUGUCCAGUGGCAAGAGGCAGCAAGGAGAUGGUUGGAGGAAGUUCUAAACACAGCUACAUCCAUGCUCACUCUAAUGAUAUUGUACAGUGCUGAAUUGACAGCCCUCGGGAGCUGUGUUUAGAACCUCCUGAAGCACACAGCCUCUACUAAUUGGAUGAUGAUGUGGGCUUAUGCGUUCAGCCUAAUCUGUUAGCAUGUAAAAAGUCAAAGUAACCUUUAUGUGGCUGUUUUUUUGUUUUUUUUGUUUUUUUUUAUUCAUUUGGUAAGCACUUAAAAUAAUAUUAUAGAAAUGUAUUCUGUAAAAAUAUUUUAAAGGGACACUAUAGUCCCCAGAACAACUACAGCUUAUUGAAUUUGUUCUGGUGAGUAGAAUCAUUACCUUCAUGAUUUUUUCAGAGAAAAUGCAGUGUUUUCAUUACAGCCUAGUGAUAACUUCACUGGCCACUCCUCAGAUGGCUGUUAGAGAUCCUUUCUGGGUCAUGGCUGCCAAAAAUGCAUCCAAACAUUCAGUGUCUCCUCCCUCUGCAUGCAGACACUGAACUUUCCUCAUAGAUAUUCAUUGAUUCAAUUCAUCUCUAUGAGGAGAUGCUGAUUUGGCCAGGGCUGUGUUUUAAUUGUGCUGGCUCUGCCCCUGAUCUGCUUCUUUGUCAGUCUCAGCCAAUCUUAUGGAGAAGCAUUGUGAUUGGAUCAGGCCACCACUUCUGAUGUCAGCAGACAGCUUGUUAUUCUGAGGCAAACAGCAUGCAGAGUUACAGCUUCAGGUUUGAAUACAAGUAAGAUUUUGCUAUAUUUAGGGAGGCAUGAGGGGCCCAGGGGGGGCUAGAUGGUGGUUUUAACACUAUAGGGUCAGGAAUAAAUGUUUGUGUUCCUGACCUUAUAGUGUUCCUUUUUAAGCAUAGUGGCCUUCUACCUCUACUUUCCAAAACCCCGUGAGACAAAAACAGGCCGUUUUCAACUCCUACACAUCUGACACAAUGAAUUAAAAGUAUCUGUCAGAUGUUACAUUUGCAGAAUCUAGUAGCCAAUGAAAACUGUACCAUUUAUGGUUUCUGAAAUACUAAUCCAUUUCUGUUUAUUUUUUCUUCUUAUAAAUGCAUGAUCCUUCAGAGCUGUUUAAUAGGCUUAUGGUAGAAUGUGUUACUAUUGUGGUUGAUGUAAGCUUUGCCACUAUUCCCAUUGGUAUUUCGUCAUGUAUUAACAUUUUAUAAUUUUGGUGAAGAAAAAAGUGAUUAUUAUAAGUGGUGUGUGCAUCCAUAAAUAAAGUAAUCUUCUGCAAAGCCUAGCAUCCAUUACGAAUAUAAAUGUUCUCUACAUCUAUGCAUUUGGCUCAUUAAUGUAGAUGUGUCCUCAGGAAAUAAUGAUAACUUAUGGCUGCCACACAUUAUUCACUCCAGAAUACACCUCAAUAAUAUUGGAUUAAAAGAGAAACCUUAACAAAAAAGCUGGCAUAUUUGAACGGAGACAGUCUAAGCACCAACAUUACUUAAAGGAAGACUUUAGCGUUGGGACCGACACGUACUCCUAUAGUGUUAUUUUAGAUUCAGCCUGAUAAUAAUAAUAAUAAUAACCCACAAAUAUUGGGUAUAAGGUACACUCACAGGUCUUGAUGAGAAGAUUCUUUUAUUUUAUUUUAAAACAACGUUUUUUGAUUGACGUUUCAACCCUCAUAGAGUCUUUUGCAAGAUCAAUUUUGCAGUGUGUGUGUGUGUGUGUGUGUGUGUGUGUGUGUGUAUGUAUGUAUAUAUAUAUAUAUAUAAUGUGUGUGUAUAUGAAAAAUAUUAAUGACUUACCAAAUCAGUGCGUGCCGAAAACCCGGAAGUGCUCAAUAGAACCACGUGACAAACGUGAUGACGUGCAAAUAGACGGCAUUGCUAGGCAACACGUAUAGAAAUAGCGUGCAAUCAUCUCCAUGUGACCGGCUGUACAUGAAGUGUGAAAAUAGGUGUAAGAGUGGAUUAAACACAAAGUGAAACAAUAUGUGAUGUACUAAAUAACAUAUAAAAUAUAUUAUAUAUGGAGGAUGAUAUUCAAGUGGGUAAUAUAACGAAUAACCACAUAAGAGGAUGUAGACUAUAGAUGUGGUGAAAAAAGUGGAGUAAAGUGAGUGAAAUAAAAGUAGUGAUAGUGUGAACACACAAAGUGAUAACUUGAAAAAUAAAUACAUCUAAAAGUAAACUCCUAUAAGUGGUAUGCUGAAUAAAUCUGUGCCAUAAUCAUGAAACAUCAAUGUGUACAUGCAGCCAGAUGGAUAAUAGGCAUAACUCAUAGCAUGUACCACCUAAAAAUAAAUUGUAUACUAAAUAAUACAACAUUAAGGUAUAAUACUCUAAAUCAGAUAGCAGAUAAAUCACAGUAAGAGGGGUAAAUCUGACAUACACAAACUUAAUCUGCAACCUGAGGGAUCUGUCUCAUUUAACCUCUUAAGGACACAUGACAUGUGUGACAUGUGAUGAUUCCCUUUUAUUCCAGAAGUUUGGUCCUUAAGGGGUUAAAGGCGACAACCCUACAAAUUGGACAUAGGUAUUAGACUAAUAAUGUCAAUGAACUAAAUGGUAUAUAUGUAAUCCAAUAUUGGAUAAACUAGAGAAAUAUGCAUAAGAAUAAAAAAUGAAACUAGGGGCUCUAAAGAGCGAUAAUUGUAUAAACAACUGAAUAUCCAGUGUCAAAUGACAAUAAUUUAAAUGUAGCACAGGAGAAGACAUAUUUACAGGAACAUAGAAUAGAUGUUAUACUCAUUAAGUCCUUUAGGUGUUACCGUAUCCACUUUAAAGAUCCAACAUGCUUCCCUUUGAAGCAAUAUUCUAGACCUGUCACCCCCACGGGGUAAAGGGGGGACAUGGUCUAUUGCUAUAAACCUCAAUGUGGGAAGUCUAUGAGAGGUGGCUAGAUAAUGUUUAGCCACUGGGUUGUCCAUUUUUUGGUCCCUAAAGGCAGUCAUAAUGCCAGACCUGUGUCCUCGAAUGCGAUCCCGUAGGGUUAGGUCUGUCUUCCCUACGUACGACAGUCCACAUGGGCAUGUAAUAAGAUAUAUCACAUGGUCUGUCAUACAUGUGAUAUGAUGAGAAAUCGGUAUUCUUUUCCCAUUGUGGGGAUAUACAAAAGAAUUUCCAGAGUUCAUAUGUCCACAGGUGACGCAUCCGCUGCAUCUAUAACAUCCAUUUUUCUUGUGCUGUAUGCCUUUCUUGUAGCUCUGAGUGGGAUCACUUCAAACUAAAAUAUCUCUCAAAUUUUUGUUUCUUUUGUAACUAAUAAUAGUUUUUUUACUAAAUAUGAGGGAUAGGUUCCAGCAGAACCUAAUAUAUCCCAAUGUUUUUCAAUGGAUUUGCGAAUUUGUGUGGAUCCCGUGUGAUAAGUUAAUGGUAAAUAUAUAUUUGGUGUAUCAAUAUUUGGGUCACACUUUGCUUCGUUAUUCUCCUGUGUCCAUUUCUCGAUCGCUCGGGUUUUGGCUUCUUCAAGAAUCUUCAAAUUGUAUCCACUCUCCUGGAAUCUAUUGGUCAUCUCGUUCAAUUGACUUUAUAAUAUAAUAAUAAUAUGAACACGGUGAGACAAGUGCGUUAGUAGGUGAAUUUUUAUAUUAUAUAUAUAUAUAUAUAUAUAUAUAUAUAUAUAUAUAUAUAUAUAUAUAUAUAUAAUAUAAUAUAAUAUAAUAUAAAAAUUCACCUACUAACGCACUUGUCUCACCGUGUUCAUCCUGCAUCUACGCUGGCUGAGAUAAUCAAUACUGAUGAUCUUAGCCAAUCCAAAGCUUCCCGAUGAGUAGCAACCUAGCAUCUCCUCAUAGAGAUGCACCUCUCUAGAACAUUCAUUGCCUCCACGUGGAGCGUCCAUGUCGAGUUACAGCCAUCAGAGGUGGCAUUGGACAGAAAUGUAAACCGUCUUUUUUUUUUUUUUUUUAAAAAUCUGUAUUUAGACUGCUGAACCAGCAGCGAUAGGCUCUUUGCCCCAGAACUACUGCAUUAAACUGUAAUGGUACUGGUGUCUGUAUAACUCUUGUUAAAAAAGUGAUUUUUGGGUAUAGAUGUUCCCCCUGUAGCACUGCAGAUCAAAACAUUGCUGUUUCUGAAAAAUGACAUGGUUUAUAUUUUGCACUUUAUAUGCCUCCAGUGGUUGUUUCACACACCUGCUAGGGGCUUCAGACUAAAAUAGGUUCAAUAAUUGAAUCUAUUCAGUGCUCAGCAUCAGCAUAGAAAGAAUGCUGGUGCUGAGUGUGUGUCCAGUGCUUUUCUAUGAAGAAGUACUAGAUCGGCUUGCGCUGUGUCCACACUGUGUGUCAUUAAGCUUGAUUACUUCAUGGUAGGUAGAUUAGGCUACAGUGAGGUGUCUAUCUCAACUCUGUUCUUUUGUUGUUUUCUUUUAAUUGGGGAACCCCUAAAUAUUAACAGAUAAAGGGUUUUUAUUGUAUCAUAAUAUACUAUAUAUUUAAAUGUCAUUUAAUAAGGACAUUACCCUAUAAUUCCCAUUGUCUUCUCCUGUACUUGAAGGAAAAUAGAAUCAAGAUAAUUGCAGUACAGACAUUCCCUUGACUUCUUGCAAACCCUGUCUGUUAUCCUCUUAAAUGUUCUAUAUUCAGUAAGGGACUACAGUACUACUUAUAGGCUCCAAAACAACAGUUUCCUUAUCCUGGCUGCUAAGUACACAAACACUGCAGGAAUUUGUAUUUGGAAAGAAAAUUCAAGGCUUGGGAAGUAAAUAGGGAUUUCUAUUUUUACUUCUCGGUUUUUGUUUUGGAAAGCAAUUUAUAAUUUGCUCCAUGUGAAUCAGUGUCCUGUUUGUCAUAACGGAGAGAUCUGCUACAUGCGUAGCUAAUCAUAAUUUAUCACAUUAUGAAUGUAAAAACCUCAGUUAAGUUGUUUAACCCCUUCCCUCUCAAACUCAUGUAUUUACUGACAAUGUUAUUUUACAGAAGUUACACCAGUGGUAGGAAACCUUUGGCACUCUAGGUGUUGUGAACUACAUCUCCCAUAAUGCUCUUACAGCUGUAAUGCUGGCAAAGCAUCAAGGGACCCCCACUAAGGUACCCGUUUGUCCCUUUUUGGCUCAGAAGAAUUGGAAAUGUCAUCAUCUUUUACUAUACAAGAGCCAUUAAAGGACCACUAUAGGCACCCGGACCACUUCAGCUUAAUGAAGUGGUCUGGGUGCUUGGUCCAGCUAGGGUUAACCCUUUUUUUCUAUAAACAUAGCAGUUUCAGAGAAACUGCUAUGUUUAUAAUAGAGUUAAUCCAGCCUCUAGUGGCUGUCUCAUUGAUUUUCACAGUGAGAAGACGCCAGCGUCCAUAGGAAAGCAUUGUGAAUGCUUUCCUAUGAGACUGGCUGAAUGCCUGCACGGCUCUUGCCGCGCAUGCGCAUUCAGCCGAGGAGGAGGAGAGUUCCCCGCCCGGCGCUGGAGAAAGAGGUAAGUUUAACCCCUUCCUCUCUAUCCAGCCCGGCGGGAGGGGGACCCUGAGGGUGGGGGCACCCUCAGGGCACUAUAGUGCCAGGAAAAAAAGUAUGUUUUCCUGGAACUAUAGUGGUCCUUUAAGGUUCAAAAUACAUUGGCUGCAUUCUUGUUGCCAGUUAGUGCAAAUUUCAUUCCAUCUAGGAGCAGUACAAUGCAUCUAUCUAAUAUUACUUUUUCCCCGUCUGUUUAUAACAUUGUAGUAUUUGGGUUAAAGUACAUAACAAAUGCAUGAUGAAUGAAAUCAAAUUGAAGCAAAACUUAAAAAGAACACUCUGCACCAUAACAACUUAUUAUAGUGCCAAGAGGUUCCUGGUGUUGGCUUAUUUUAAUCCAUAUAAACUGACAACAAAGGGUUUAAUACCAAAGUUUUGAAUCUAGCAUCUGUUCUCUCUCCUUACAAUUUUGUUUGAGACUUGAAUCAGGAAGCCUUGGACAGGGACACUGCUGAUUGACUGAGCGCAUCAGCUGGUAUUCUUAAAGGAGAACUAUAUAGCCAGUAACACAAACCUAUAUUUAUGAUGCUAUCCUGUUAAAACCACCAUCUAGCCCCCCUGACCCUCUCUUGCCUCCCUAAAAAUAGUGAAAUCUUAGUUGUAUUCAAGCCUGAAGCUGGCUAUGCCCCUGUCGGCCUCAGAAUAGCAAGCUGUCUGCUGAUAUCAUUACGUAAUAAGGAGGGUUAGGCGCUCUCUAUAUAACCAGAAAAUGUGAGGCAGCAGUGAACCAGCAUCAUUUCCCAAUGCCUGCUUGUAGUGAACAGAAAUGCAAAAAUAGAAAAGGUGGUAAACCGCGCCAAAAUAAUGCUCAAAAGUAGAAUAAAUAUAUCAUACAUACAUAUUGAUCUUGAUUAAUACAGCUUAGUAAAAAGACCUCAAGAGAAACACAAAAGGUACAAACAAUAGUGCAAUAUGCUAUAAUUAGUAUAUACACGUGUGGAAUUUUAGAUAAAAGGCAAACUCACACUUUACAGAGCUGCUAAGAGCUCUGCUGUGUAUCACCUGGACGGUACAAUCCCCGUCUUAGGAUAUGUAGAUGUUGAUGGUAUGGGAUAUCCAAACUCAGCCACCAUAUGUGGGGGAAAAAAACAAAAUACAAACUCCAAUGGUACAGUAUGAAGCCCAAAUUUGGAAUAAUAAAAGGUAAAUUUCCUACUUACAGUUUCCAGAGCACUAACUUGCUCUGGUGGUAGUGGCUUGUGGUGGUAUGAUCCCCACCAAAGGAUAUGUGGAUGUAGCAGGAAUCCAACAGCACCAAAAAGGAUGAUAAAAUCAAUAAGAUGGAUUAAAAAAAAAAUACACUUUAUUGUUAAACAAUAUAAAAGCUAAGAAUGCAGCUUCCAAUCCUUCACUUGACGCGUUUCACCCAGGUUUGGGCUUUAUCAAAAGUGUGGAUGUGCUUUGUAUUCCGCCUGACUUUUAUAAGGGGUCUUGAUGCUUUAAUUUUCAUCCGGUGUGGUAUAUGCAAAUUGUAGAGAUUCAUUCUGUAAUGGCACAAUUGAGUAAAAACUAUUUGGAUACCUGAGCACAGGGGUUUCCUGAAGAGAAAGCUAUUAAGUUUCUCUAUGGUUCUGUCCAUUCUUGGGGUCUUAUUCUCUGUUUUUAUGAAACACAUUUUGUUUUUCAUUUUUUUUAUUUUAUUUUUUUUACAGGUGGAGAGGGCUUUACUUCUGCUGUGGUAUUGGAACACUGCAUUUUAUAGCAGUGAUCAGAUACUUCUAUUUUCUUACUAUCCUUUCGAUCUUUGCCACUGGUCCCUCCUGUCAUGCUGCGCUUUGUAACUGAGAAUUGCUGAGAUCAGUAUAUUUACCUGAUCCCUUACUUAUUCUCUGCCCUAUCUUUAUGUCCCAGAUGCUCUCGCAAGUCUCACAGGCAUUCUAGUUCCGUGGCAACCAGGUAGCAAGGAAGCUGCAUGUACAGCCCAGACUUUGAGCAGAGAAGUAAAUAAUGCUAGAACCAGGCAAAGAUACAGAACUUCUAGCCACCAGAUGAAUCUGCCUGCAUGUCCCUCUAAUCACAUGGGGAAUUUAAUAUAAUCCAUGGCCUCUUUUCACAAAACGUGAAAACUGCAGGAGUUUUAUUGCAGUAACUGUUGUUGCAUGUUUGAGAAAUGGGUGUCUAUCCUUGAGUUGCUCUCUUCUUUCUCUCUUUUUUGACAUUUUUUUUCUUACUCUUUUCUCCUUUUGUAUUAUUUCUAACCUGUUUACCUCCCUAUAUACAAUUACGCAACUUGUACAAAGGUUCUCUCAAUUGUUAAAAUUGUUUAUAUGAUGCAAUCUGAUUGUUCGAAAAGCAUUAUUUUGUUUUAUUGCUGUUAUUUUUACAAAAGAUUAGUCUGGAAGUGCUGCCAUAAAUAACGUGUGAGCAGACAUAUAUAACCGUUUCUGAAAAGGUUGAAUAAAGUUGUCCAUCGGUUCUCCCUUCCUCCCAAAGCCAGGUACAGAGGUUAUGCAUGAUACAUUGGGAUGCUUUCAUGAUGACCUACUGCCUGCUAAACAGAGAAUCAUUAGGUCUGCAAUGUUCCAAACAAAUCUCUACAUCGUAUAUGGAAUAAUGAGCAGUAUGAAAAAGGUAAAAAUAUUUAAGAGAAAAACAAACCCCACACAUUUCCGAAGUACUAAAUAGUUUACAGUUGACCCACCAAAAACAAUAGCCCUACUCUCUGGAAUCAUGAUAUACCCAGAAAAUCAUGAUGAAGAGUUUAGUGAGGACUCAUGAUGCGCACGGUGAUCACUGGGGUAAAUUAUGGUUUAUUGUUUUUUUCUGCAAUAUUUAUAUCAUAUUCUAUUUAUGCUAAUUGCGAUUAACUUUAUAGACUUGACAUGUUAAUUUUUAAAAAUGUUUUUUAUAUGGCAUUCUGCUCUUUGUAAGUUAUGACCAGUAACUACCAAUACAGCUAAAAGUCAUAGGCAUUAGCGAGAUAUUCUCCAUCUCAUGAUAAAUUAAAGGAACACUAUAUAGUGCCCCAAACAUGGGUCAUUCAGACUCCAGGGCCCUGCUUUUGAACAAAAAAGAUCUAUUUUUUUCCCUCUGUAAUCCAGUGAUGAGGCAGCCUCUUGUCUGCAGCCCUUUGUGCCUUCGCGGGGUCAUCAGGAUUGAUGACCAUUUUGACCAAUCAAAUGCCAGGGACUAGUUUGUCUUAUAUGCAAGCCUGAGGAUGACAAAAGUCAGAGCUCCGCUAUCAACUUUUGGCAAAUUUCAGCAGCCGCCACAAGUGGUGUUUGUGGGAUUCAGGCAUUGUCAUUCCUCCAUAGAUCUCAGUGUUGUACUUUCACAGCAAAUGGCGGUGGCUACGAGGGACAGCUUGAGGUCUAUAAAACCUACCUUUCGCUGCAUCCCACGGCCACUGGAUUCAUACUGGAUCUGUCAUUUUCGAGUCUCUUUGUGACUAUGCAAAAGUGUCAGAUCCACUUUAAAAAAAAGUUUUCAUAGAUGGCUUCAAGUGCUAUAACUUACACAAUAAACUUAAUGUGGUUAUUGGGAUUUAAACACAAUCAAAAUUUUGGUUCAGUUCCGAUAUGUUUAAACUGACUUUUUUUUUUUUCCUCCCCUGCUCUUUUCAUGCAUUUUGUUUUCUAUCAUUGCUGAACCAUUUUAGUAAAUAACAACUGGCUGAGACCUUUUGUGGUUGUUUUUUUUACAUUGUUUAUUCUUCUUCAAUGUUUUCAGGUAAUAACUUCCUGAAAUACUAUUUCUACUCCAUUUGAUUUGCCUUACAUAAAUGUGCUUUCUUACAAUUAAUGGAACACUCCCAUUAUUUUUUUUAGUUGAUAUACCCUGCAUGCAUUGUUUUAUGGGUCUAUUCUUUAAUGGGAUAUGAAAAACAAACAAACAAACCACUUUUCAAAAGUUGGAGACCUGCUGUGUGCACCCUUCUUUCACCAACACAGAUUUUCAGUCAGUGCUCUGGAGUUGGCUAGUCAGAAGCUUCUUAUUGAGAAGCCUCUGUACUGGAGCAGCAAGUUCCACAGAGUAUGGCUUUCCAAUGCUCCUCAAUAAGCUGUAACAUAGCUCAUUGACACGGUGGGAAAACAGGCAUGUGAUUUUGCCACUUUCAACGUAAGCAGAUAAAGACCUCUCUGGCUGCCUAACAGCCAUGUAGGUGUUUCUGCCCUAAAUAUAAAAAUGCAGAUUUCUAUUAAAAUGUUAUAAACUGUCACAAAUAUGACAGACUCCAGACCCAUAAAGUGUAUUAAAAGGACACUCCAGUGCAAGGAAAACAAUCCAUUUUCCUGACACUGCAGGUCCCCUCUUCCUCCCUCCUCCUUCCAUCCCCGGUUGCUUGAAGGGGUGAAAAUCCCUCCAGUCACUUACCUGAGACCCCCCACCGAUGUCCUUCGGCGGUGGUUUCGGGUCGCUUCCUUACGUCAGCUGGUGGGUGAGACUGAUCCCACCCGCUGGCCGGGGAGACCGAAUGUGCAUGCGUGGCAAUGUCGCGCACGCGCAUUAGAGCUCUCGAUAGGAAAGCAUUGAAAAUGCUUUUCAGUGCUUUCCUAUGGGGAAUUGUGCAAUGCUGGAGGUCCUCACACAGCAUGAGGACGUCCAGCGACGCUCUAGAACAGGUUUUCUGUGCUAUAAACCAGGAAGUGCCCUCUAGUGGCUGUCUAGUAGAGGAGUUAAAAAAAAAUGCAAUAAUUACACUUACAGGGUUAAGGGUAGUGGGAGUUGGCACCCAGACCACUCCAAUGGGCAGAAGUGGUCUGGGUGCCUGGUGUGCCCCUUUAAGUGCUUUACAUGUCUGGAGUGUUCCUUUAAGAGUACUAUUUUGAAAAUUGCGAUAAUCCUUGUUUAAACAUUUGAAUCUAGCCAAAUCAGCAAGUUCAGGGAUUAACGGCUUUAUAUUAAAAAUAAAAUAUAGUCUUGUCUCCCAGGCUGUGUAAGAAAACUCUGUAAGGCCAGAUGCCUGAACACCUGCAUGAAAGAGACUUUUCAUUGGCCCUACAUAAAUAUGCAUGCUAUUUUUACCAGCAAUUUAAAUUGUUGGCCUGUAUGUAUAAAUUGAUUUGGGGGAAAAGUUCUAAAAAUGUAACAAUCUGCCUCCUUCACAUUUCAGUGGUUAUAGCUGUACUUUUAUUUACAACAUUGCCCAAGAAUAGCUCCUUAGAUUUAUGGCACUUUGCAUCUUUUUGGAGGUAAACAGUUGAAUUUGAUGGAUUUCUUAUAUAUUUAGAUAUAGUGAGAAAUAUGCCUCUAAAGUAGAAAUAUUUUUAGUAUUUAUUGCUAACCUGGACUUCUGUGAACAUCCUUAAGGUACAUGGUUCCAACAUUUCCAGUUUUCUGCUCAGAGAAAUAGUCAGAAUACUGGCCAACUUCUGAGUUUGGAAGGUUGGUAGUUUUUGGAAUGGAAAUUUCUUUUUUUUUUUUUUUUUAACCUCUCUCUUCUGGAUAGCAGUAGUCGUAGUUGUCCUGUACCAUCUUAACCGACUUUAGACCCUGCCAGAUUUCACAUAUUUUAUCUGCAACAUUGCCUCCUUAAUUAUUUACAGUGACAGAUCAUUUUUGUCCUAGAUUACAUUUGUAUUGUCUCCUUAAAGAGGAACGGUCACUUCUUAGGUUUCUAUAUUUUUACACCUGAGGUAACAUGUUGGAUUACAUGAUGAUGUGUUUUGAUCAGUUAGAGGUUUCUCAUUGCACUUCUUUCUUUGGUAGAUGUCUCCAUGAGCUGUAGUACAGGGAAGGUGUUUCAACACCCAAACUCCAGAUAUAUAUGUGUGUGUUUGUAUGUAUGUAUGUAUGUGUGUGUGUGUGUUUAAUUCCUUCUACAUAGAAACAUAGAAUGUGACGGCAGAUAAGAACCAUUCGGCCCAUCUAGUUUGCCCAAUUCUAUUUCUCAGGUUAAUGGGAUGACACUAUUUUCAGCGAAUAAAAUCUAAUAUUUCAUGACUACUGUUCAAGUGCAGUGGAAAUUGUUCAUAUGGAGCAGGUACUGAGUUGUUCACAGCACAAGUUGUCUUGUAUAUUGUCAAAAUAGAGCUAGAUAGCAUUUUAUUAAUUCGGAGACAAACAAAUGAUUUCAGACACAGAUGGAACGAUGCAAAAUUGGAGAGAAAUUUUAUUUAUAUCUCCUCUCAAAGCAGCUGAAGUAAGAUUUGUGAAUCGUUAGAGACGGGUUAUUUACAGUAAGGUGCAUCUUUCAUUGUACACAUAUAUUAAAUGCAUAUCUGGGUCAAUAUGAGUUACAUUCAACAGGUCAGGGAGCCUUGUGCCCUCACCUGACCUACAACGGGUGGGAGCAUAUCCACUAAGUGGUAAGCAGCUCCACUGUUAAUGCACCCCAUCUAGAGGGAGGUGAGAUUGCAAAAAAAUAAAAAUGGGUGAGGCCUAACAUCAUGGCGGAGAGUUGUGUUUCUCAUGGGCUCCCUCACAAACCUACCAAUCUGAGUAAGCUACCGGUUCCAUAUACUCACUGGCCUUCCACGACAGAGGGACUGCAGUGGGGUGUAAUGUGAACCGAUUGAGACCCGCUUGUAUCGCGACUGACACUGCGGCCUGGCACGCAUCGGGCGGGGGAGACAACCGCUUCCAUGACCCAGAGCUGUCUUGAAGCUGCCUACAACACGAGCAGGCCCCGUAACCGCCCCAUAUUGGACCAGCGGGGUGAUCCCGGUCCACCCAAGAGAGGCUAGCCAAGGCAGGCUGAAGAGCAAGGUGACACUAUAUGGGCAGGGAGAGUGAAUGGAAUCCCACAUAAGAUGGCGGACACCGCUUGUGCUGAUGAUCCCAACGAUGCAGCACACAGCAUCCUCACAAACCUGCAAAAUCACUUUGAUGCAUUUUGGAGGAAGCUGGAGCACAAACUCCAACAGCAACCACAGCAUAUUCCAGCGAGUGACUUGCUGACACCCUAACAAUCUGCUCUUUGAAGCCUGGAAACCACUCCACGUGUCACACAUCUACACAGAGGCAGGUAUACUCCAGCAACAGAGACACAGACCUCGACGAGCUCUUGCUUCCAUGUGACGCAGACACUGGCAGAGACUCAUAUCUGUCCCAUUGGCAGUCACCCGGAGACCCUAUAUGCGACAACCACGUUCCCAGAGACGGGCCUAAUCCCGGACGGGAGAGUGAAAACCCCAGAGUGCAACUGCAGUACACGGCACUACACCUCAUUGAGCAUCCUGAUCGUCCCUUACACACCCCUAUGUCUGAGCCGUGGGCUGUUUGGAUACUGGCUAUACUGCAGGGCCAAAUCUCACCCGGGACUGGCAAGGGUUAAUCAGGACUUGGAUCUCACUCUUCAGUGAUUAUCCAUCAGCUUCUGGUUAUUGCACCCUCUCGUUAUUACGACACAGCAGCCACAGUACUUUAACAAGGCCAACCCUUUAGUUAAGGUUUCCUACUCUUCUUUUUUGUAUUACCGGGUUUGGUCUCGACUCGUUUUCAUGAUGCAGUUUUAGCUAGCGUGUGUUAGGUUAGAUCUGUUUUUAUUAUGCCUUUUGACCACUGUCUACCAUGCUUGGCCAUUUCUCUAUAUAAAACUUGUGCAGCACCUCAGACAGGCAUAGUGCUCUAUUGUUGACAACCUCUCUUGACUUACACUGCAAUGUCCUUGUUAUUCUAUGAUUUCUGCAAUGCACAACAAAAAUAAAGAAUUUAAAAAAUAAAAAUGGGAAAUCCCCCACCUUAACUUAUUUGGGGUUAAAAUUAUGAGUGAAUUGGCAGUCUGUAAAGGCCCCAUCACAUAGGCAGAUCUGUGGUUGAUCCCAUCCUGCCCCCACUUAAGGAUAUUAAAUGGGGGCUAAAUAGUUAUAGGGAGGGACAGGCCAUUUUUUCACCCAAGUAUACACUGAUCGUCCACAACAUUGAAACAACCGACAGGUGCCCUGGAGUGGCAGCAGCUAUUCCCUAUUUGCCAGUGUGCAACACCUGGAUUUCACAGAACAUUGAUUAUAUUAUUACAAUGGCUUUGACUAGGGCCAAAUUAUAAUGGCAAGUCUUGUGGGGUGUCCCCAGUAUGCAGUUGUUAGUACCCACCAAAAGUGGUGCAAGGAAGGGAAACGGCCAUUAGGAUCAUGGGCACCCAAGGAUGUGGGGAGCAUAGGCAAGCCCGUCUUAACAGAUCACACAGACGAGCUACUGUAGCUCUAAUUGCUCAAAAACGUAAUGCUGGGCAUGGCAGAAAGGUGUCAGAACACACAGUGCAUCACAGUUUGCUGCGCAUGGGGCUGUGUAGCCACAGACCAGUCAGAGUGUCCAUGAUAUCCUCUGUCCUCAAAGAGCCAUGCUGCAGACUGCAACUCUGCCUCAAGCUUAUCAUAGGACGGUUCACUGAACCGUGAACCAAGUUAUAUGGAAACUGAACAGAGGAGAGAAACCGCUUUGAAUUAGUUUCCCAAGCAUUAUGUUAACUUAGCAGACAGAUGUUUAAGUGCAUUUCCAUUGUGUCCGGAUAGGCAUCAUUGUUCACAAACCUGGGAGCCCUAUCUGCUUUUGUCUACAGGCCCCAGUUGUUGGAAUGAACAAUUUACUCUGUAGUUGCUCUGUUAAAGUUGGCUAGUGCAGACAUGUGAUAACAGAUGAUAAUGUUUGUCCUUGAAAAGACUUCUAUUUCAUUUUUUUCACAUUUUCCUUUCCCAGAAUUUGAUUGCACGUAAGACAAUAUAAAAUACACAUGCUGAUACAGCCAUGAAAUACAAUCUGUGUAUAUUAUUGCCAGACAUGUUCUGGAAUUGAUACCACCUUGAGAUAAAACAACCAGCAUUUGAAUUAAGACAAUGUGGUUGGUUAGACCAGGGACUUCCAAAUCCAAGCUAUCUAGCAGUUGUUAGAUUACAUUGACAGAGCUCCGUUUUAAAGGAGCACUAUAGUGCCAGGAAAACAUACUCAGGGUCCCACUCCCGCCGGGCUGGAUGGAGAGGAAGGGGUUAAACACUUACCUUUCUGCAGCGCCAGGCUCCCUCGGUGCUGGAGACUCUCCUCCUCCUUUCCCAUCAUUGGCUGAAUGUGCAUGUGCGACAAGAGCCGCCCGCGCAUUCAGGCAGUCUCAUAGGAAAGCACUCUCAAUGCUUUCCUAUGGAUGCUGGCGUCUUCUUACUGUGAAAAUCUAGAGGCUGGAUUAACCCAUAGAUAAACAUAGCAGUUUCUCUGAAACUGCUAUGUUUACAGCAGAAACGGUUAAGCCUAGAUGGACCUGGCACCCAGACCACUUAAUUGAGCUGAAGUGGUCUGGGUGCCUAUAGUGGUCCUUUAAUGCAGUUUAGUGUCUGUAUUAGCCAAUUGGAGAGAUUAAAAAAGAAAGGACACACUGUGUCCUGCACAAAAGUAUCAAUUUAUACCUUAUUAUGAAACAAAUUAAGCUGUCCUUGAACAGAGAUUCCUAAAAAAAUAAAUAAAUGUAAACUCAUGUAGUACCUGGAUUACGAUUACAUUGUCUCAUAAAACAUUCAUAAGGUGUCUUUUACCAAACUUUCUUUUGAAAGAAAUGUAAUUUUAUAAAGGGAAAAUAAAAUUGUAGAUCUAAUAAAAAAAUAAACUACCCGACAUCCAAUUCCUUUCUAAGAGGUUUUUAGGGAACUCUAAUGCACCUAGAACUGGGUAGAUUUAAGUCUUAUCAAUUGAAAUCAUUAGUCGAUAAGACUUGUUCAAAUCAUUAUAUUCGUAAAGACUCAUUCGUCCUGUUUAUUACAUUAUUUGCAACCAGAUGCAGAUUUCAUAUUUCAGAUAAUAACUUUUCAGAUUUGAUUUAAGUUAUAUCAGAAUUAAUUUUGUUAAAUAGUGAUGAAAUCACUGCAGGGUACAUCUCCAGUUUAACAGUUUGUUCACUCAUAUUUAAAGAACAGGUUAAAUAGUUUUAUUUUACUAAAAUAACAUUAUAUAGUAUAUAUAUAUUCAUGUAUUUGCUUAUCCCCUUAAGGACAGUGCAUGCACGAAGUACGUCCGACAAAAACAGUCCUUAAGGACUAGGUACAUCAGCAGAAAAUUUUACUUAUUCGAUCACCGCCAUUCCACCUCCGGUGAUCGAUGUUGCUCCCUGUCUGGGGGGGACUGCCUGACAUCCCAGACAGUCCCCCCUCAGCAAAUUAUGCCCCCGCAUCAGGGAGAGGCAGUGUCUUAUACCUGGAUAAUUGGUAAUCAGCCAUAGGUGUGCUGAGAAUGUUGGAGCAGCCACAGAAUAAUGUCCAGUGCUGGAUACAAGGUAAGAUUAUACUUCAGGCAAUCCUAGAGCUGUAUAGUGGCUCAGAGGCAAAAAAGCAGGUCCAGGAUUGCAAAGUACCCAGGUUCAAGUCCCUCACCGGGCACUUUUGGGGCGACCUCGUCUGGAUGUCGCGGUGAGAACCGUGACACCUGUGCAGUGCCACCCCCACCCAACCCUUCCCCCCCGCCCCGCCUUCUAAAUACACACACACACACACACACAUUCACUGACAGAUAAGCAUAAACUAGCUAACAGAAAAACACACUCACUCACUAGCGGACACACACGCACUCACCAGCGGACACACACGCACUCACCAGCGGGGACACACGCACUCACCAGCGGACACACGCACUCACCCGCAGACACACGCACUCACCCACCUUUGGGAAUGCUGGGGGGUCCAGUGGCUGCUGGGCAGGCGCGCUGGCGGGCGGCUGGCGAGGGAGCACUUCCUCCGAGCUGUCUGCUCGGCUCCCUCACGCGCCGCCCGCAGAGUGAGGCUGAGAGCCCGAAUAUGAUGUCAUAUUCCAGCUCCCAGCCUCACUCUGCAGAGCGCAAGGAAGUGCUCCCUCGCCAGCCGCCCGCCCGCACAGCAGCCAGUCUGGCUUGUUAGUAGCCGCAAGGCUAACAAGACAUUUGCCCUGGGGAUUUGGGAGCGGCUUUUUUUGCCGCCCCCUGGAAAAUGCCGCCCAAGGCAAAUGCCUUGUUUGCCUCGAGGCUAAAACGUCCCUGUUCCUGUGAUCCUUUGUGGGGCAGAGUCUCUUUCAUUUCUGCCAGCCAAUGGUAUGCACAUGGUUAAACGAACAGAAAGGUAUAUUGCUUUCAGAAGUUUCCAAGUUGCCUAUUCUUUAUUAUCUGUCCUUGCUAUUGUCAUUUCUAUAGUUAUCCCUUUUCGGUGCUAUUUUUAUGUCUUCAUGUAAAUCGUACUUGAGCCAUUGACUGUUAAGGUACUGUCCUUUGACCUCCAAAUCCAUGUAAUCUCUGACUGUAUUUAUUUAUUUUUUUUACUUAGAGAGAUUUGCUCUUUGCUCCAGUAUAAAUUAACCAGCUGCUCAAUGAAUAUUUAAUUGGGGCAUGUUAACCAGGAUUAAGGGCAAGUCCGCAUUAGAUACUAGUCAUAUAAACACGGUGUAUAAAAGGAAAGGUGUUUGUUUUCAAAAAGCAGCUCUGCUUUUGUUUUGUAGAUGUCAUAAGUGAUCCAAUGAUAAUAUAGGAUUUUUUUGGUUCCGUUCUAUCCCUGUGUGAUUAUUUAGUCUUGAAAUGCAAAUUUGCAGUAAGUUAGACCUGUGCAAAAGUUUAUUUCAGACGGUUCCUCGUAACUAAAGGAACACUAUAGUGGUAGAAAUACAAGACUAUAUUAUUAAUGUUCUCCUCUUUUAGAUUCAGGGCCGCCCCUCCUAAAUUGAGCCACGUAGCUGCUCGAUUUGUCUUCCACAGCGUCACACAGACUUUUCCAAAUCAGUGCUGUUUAUAGAGGAUAACUCGUGACAUAAAGCGCAUGUUGGAUAGCGCUCCGCUACUAUUGGAGAUUAGCUGUGGAAAUGCCUCUAGUUACUGUCAGGUAGACAGCCAUUAGAGACGUAGUUAACUCUGCAGUGUAUGCGUUGCCAUAUCUACUAAAUGGCAUUUUUUUACAUUGCAGGGUUAAAACUAAAGGACCACUGCACCCAGAUCACUUCCUUAAGAUGACUUUUAACUCAUGUCUGACUGAACUGGGAUUUACCUGUGGCAUCGUAUUCAAUGAAUAAGACUCCACAGGUAAAUCCCAGACAAUUGGAUUUAUCCAGAUGUUGAUUAAAAGGAACUUGAUUUAGAUAAACUGUCCAAAACUAAUUUUUGCCCCUCUACAGUAAACUAGAUUUAAUGUCUCUCUCCAUUAACAAAACCCAUAAUUUUAUUGACGUCACUUCCUUUAAUAUCUAUAUCUCAGUACUUAGAAAAUAGUGAAAGAAAGCUAAAUGGACCUUUAAUGGGUACAUGUAUAUUAUUGUCUUUAGAGUAUUUAUUUUCUGGUUCUCAGUACCAUAUUGAAAGGGAGGGAACGGGCACACUAAUUAUGGCUUCCAGAUAAAGGCGCAAUACUGUGGCUCUGAAACGUGCGUCGGGUGUUUUAACGCUUUGUUUUCAUUUGUUUAAUUUAACAGGCUAUUCGUAUUUGGGCACACGAGGGUAUGAGGGUAUAACUUAUGAGUUUAGUUUAGAAACGUUUUCUAAGAUUAUGUAGUGUCUUUAGUAGCUUAUGGUCUGGUUGGUCGGGGUGUCAGCUGUACUUACCCUCCAUUGAAUAACGACCUAGCUGGGUUAGUCUCCAAGGUUUAGGUUGGUUAGACUCGUUUUACCUCAGAUCUGAUGAGAGGAUUGGAAUUUCCUAUCCCAAGGUAACAGGCAGUUAUGGUAGGGUCGGACAUGGUGAUAGUAGUGUCUCCUUUCCAUUGUAAGACAGUGAAGCAUGAUCACAGCUCCUAUGUUUAUAUAGCUAUACUCUUUCUACCUAAGGUUUAUAAGUGUGUAGGGCUAUUAUAUCAUGAGGUAUCAGGAGGUUUCUCUUCAUGAAUCUUGGUUUAUUUGCUGCAAUACUUAGGAGCUAGUAGACUGUAGCAAUUGAUGUGGGGUAAGAUCUAGUAAGCCUUAAAGCGGCAUGGAAAUGCAAACUUACCUUUCCCCAAUCGCUUCCUCUUCUCUCCCUCUCUCAGGAUCUGUUCUUCUUUUCUUCCUAUCUGCUCUAGUUUUCUUUAAAACAUAAGACAAAGUUUGUCUUAUGGAGGUUUCCUACGAUUGACCAGUUUUGACCCACUUCUCCUGGUCAAAGGAAUUUUCCCACAAUUCUCACCUCAUAUCGCGAUGCUUCCUUUCACCAUUCCCCAGCGUCCUUUCAUAUAGAUAGGACAGAAUUCGGUAGUUUCGCCGAACAGUUUGUUCAUUUGUGGUUUUAUGAUUUUGUGAUUUGGCCUUUUUUGGGGUUGAAAAAAGAAGACUUCGAAUGGUAAGUAUUUUUAUUUACAGGGACUUUGUUUUAUUGUCUCCCCCCCCACUAUUUCUACUGUGAGGGGGUAGGUAGAAAUGUAUUUAUUUUUUGGGGGGAGUGGAUGGGGGGGCGGGGACUGACUAGGGGCUUGGGGACCCCCAGUUUAAAAAAAAAUAAAAAAUUUUUACAUUUAGAGCCCCCACUCACCGCUCAUGGGUGGGAGCCAGGGGUGACGACAAUAGGUGUCCCAUCCCCCCAUUGUCACUAGGGUAGGGGGGACAGGACAGAUCCCCGCCCCUUUUCAUCAUAGGGCCCCCAUCCGUCAUUGUCAUUUAGGGCCUCAGGGGUUUCGGUCCCCUCUGCUAGUUAAUAGAUGGGUGGGGCUAGUUAAUAGAUGGGGGGGGGGGGGCGGUUUUACAACAGAUUUUAAUCUCUCUUAUGCUAUUAUGGGGGUCAUAUUGAGCCCCAUAUAGUGAGGGAGGACAUGUGGAGGGUUAGGAAGUGGCAGGGGAGCACUGCUCCCUGACGCUUCUAUUUUUACAUAUUACAAGGAGGGAGCCGCAAGCCGGAAGCUCCCACUUUGUAAUAAACAAACGAACACCGACAUUCCGUCUUGGUUUGUUCGUUUGAAAUUUCUAUUCAUUUGUCUUUCUGACAAAUAAAGGAUUGAAAUUCCCGUCCGAAUGCCGAACUGGAUAUGCACGGUUAUAUCACAGUGCUAUCUAGUGUGGGCAGAUUACAUGUUCCUCAGGGACUUCAUCUACCCACACAAAGAUGGCGGCACCUAGGUCCGGGCAGAAAAUAAACAUUAAAUAUAGGUAAUAUGGGGGGCUUAGGGGCAUUUGGGGGUGACCAGGAGGACUGUUGGAUGUAUUUAUGGUCAACUCUCACUAUUUAUCCAGCUCCGCUCUAAACUGCCACAAUUCAAAUUUGUUGUUAUCAUCAAAUAUACAAUGUUAUUCGGAUGUAGAUUCUGAUAAGAUAUUUUGUUUCAAGACAGCUAGCCCAUCUAGGACUUCUAUAUUGAAUCACAUUCUGAUUUCUAGGAUUAAUUCCUUCAAAUUUAAGUGGCAAAACAUAAUCUUAUAAUGUUUAGACAUUUAGUAGACUUACCUUUUCACAUAUGUCCUAGCAUUAAAUAAAUGUUUUUCCAAUAAUAUUUGCAUUGUAUUGGUAUCGUCUUUAUAGAUCCGUAUUUAUCAUUUUAACUUGUGCGAUAAACUCUAUCUUUAGUAGGUGCAUUUUUGUAGUGUAAUGUUUAGAAUCUAUGGUCUAUUUAUCCUUACAUGCUCUAUUCUUAAACGGAGAUUUGAACAUUUCCGGUUCCUCUCUUUUUUUUCUAGUUUGGGAUUGCUCUAAAAGUCCUGGAAUAACCUUCCAAGAGAAUUGGAUUGUUGACGUAUAAAGCUAUCUUGAAGAUCAAAUAAGCAUGAGAUUUUAGCUACCUAGGUAAUAUGCUUUAAAAUGAGCAAGCCAAAUCUUAUCGGUUUUAGCAUUAUUCAAUAGAAAACAAAUAUUUAAAGAAAUGCAAAUGAAGUGAUAGUGAAUGCAUUUCAUUUAAAGACUAUAUGACAUUUUGAUUUGUUAUCAGUGAAUGUUAAGGCAGUGUAUUGUAGUUCUGGUCUGCAACCCUUUUAUAUAAUUUCACCCAACCUGUUUACGGGCUGUGUGGCAUGGAUGUUUGACUCAGUAGGUUCACUGCUGAACCCAGCCACUGCAGAGAUUGUAGUAAAAACUUUGAUCUACGUAGAUUUUCUUCUUCCUCUGAAGGAAAUCACAUUAGGAUGCUGUAUCCCAAGACAGGGAAGGAAGAAAUAAUUUUAUCAGAAAUGUUUAGUUUAUUUUAGUUUUCUUUUGUGUGUGUUCCACUCCCCCAGAAUAUAAUUCCCAUCAUUCUUGGUAGUGGAAAACGGUGUGCAAUGUAGUUCAGCAACAGCUGGUGGUCCAGCUUGGACACCUUUGCGCUGUCAUGCAGUGGACACAUGCUUUUAGUGCUAACCAGGCAUUUCUACAGCUACCAUUAUGUCUUCGAAUUGUAGAGCCAACCAUUGCUAACAGAACAUAGUGUGUUAAUGAAACCAUUAUGUUUGAUGAAAGGCCGUGCCAUUUAUGAAUAAUUUAGUUGUUGCUUGUACGUUAAUGAACAGUUUUAUUUUUUCUUGCAUAAUAGAUUGACAUAAAGAAAGAUGGCUAAUGGAUAAAAUGCGUUCAGGUUAAAAUAUGCAUGCUACAACUUUAAAGGGGCACUAGAAUCCCCAAAACAGCUUUAGCUUAAUGAAGCAGGUCUUGUGUAUAGAUCAUGCACAUGCGGGCUCGCUGCUCAUUUCUCUUCCAACUAGAAGUCAAAUCACUUUUGUUUCUGUAUAUGCAAACCUAGCCAUGUCUUCCCUAGGCUGAGAAAGACACAGCCUGCAAAAAAAGGCUUCAUUUCAGUUUGAUUUUAACUUUCUUUAGAAGUUUUUCUCUCCUACUUUUAUCUCUGUGUAAAUUAAACUUUAAUCAUUCACAGAAGUCUCCUGCAAAGUCCAACAAGUUAUUAACAAAGUGGGAGAUAAGAAAUUCUAAAUUAAACAGAAUGUGCAAUAAAGGAAGUGUAAAUAUUAGAGUUAAUAUACAGGUUGUGCUUAGGAAGGCUGUGCACUACAUGUAGGGACGUGCGAUUAGGACUGUGUAAACAAAGUAAUCUAACUCCUAAAUGGCAGAGAAUUGAGCAGUAAGACUGCAGAGGCAUGAUCUAUACAUAAAAAUUGCUUCAUUAUUUUGGUGGCUAUAGUGUCCUUUUAAUUUUUCACCAAGACACUGGUUUCCCCAAGAUUUGUUUCUUAUAUAUUUUUUCCUUUUCUGCUUGAGGGUACAUGUGCAAUAUUGUAUUGGAGCCAUUAGUAUUCUUCCAACAUUAUUUUAACUACAAAGUUAGGAUCAUAUUAUGAUUAUGAUAUAUUAUUACAUUAAACCUUUGCUUCACAAAGAAUAAACCCACUUUUACCAUUAUCCGUGCAGAGAAUGAAAUACAUUUCCCAUAAUACUCAUCCAACCUUUGCAGUACCCUGGUUAUCCAUCACUGGCAUUGAUAUUGUAUGAUGAGGGGCAUAAGAUGGUAGUGGAGUUGGUCUCUACAGGCAUCUCAUCCAUAUAGCUUGAAAUAUAGUUUCAUUAUUUACAUUGUAUUUUUUAACAACCCCAAAAUAUACACUUGUAUUUAUUCAUUUUUAUUUGUAUUUUCUCUGUUUUAUUUUCCCAGUCAAACUAAUUAAUUCACUGACCCAUGGAGAGCCAAGGAGGUAAAGGUUUCAGCUUGGUUUCUCAUGGACACUGUGCCAUGCAACCUGCAGAAUCUAUAGAAAGAGAUUCAAAUCAUUACAUACUUCUUUUACCUUUUUAAGUGUUUUCAUAAAUCACUGCCAGGAUUAAAAAAAUGUGUUGGUCUAGUUCAUCAUUCAUGUCAUAAAGAACAUUUGAGGGUCGUAUGAAAUUUCUCGUUUGGAAAUUAGGUAGACUAUAAAGGCCAUUAUAUCUUAUUACUUUUGUCAAGAUUCUAAAUCUGAAAGUCUAUAUAAUGCUGAAAUGUAUUUUUUUCUAUCAGCUGCUGCAUUAACCUGUGUCAAAUUUCAGUUUUAGCAAUCAAUUUUCCAUUGCAAAGAGUGUCUCCAUUGAUUUUAGUUGUAGAUCAGGAAUAUCGGUCUCUGGAUUUGUUUAUAUUGACUGAGAGGUAGUGGACAUAGUUUGGCAAAUUCUCUCCUGUACUUUUCAUUAUAAGCUGAAUAAGCUAAAUAGGCUAUCACAAGAACGAACAACAUUGUAUAUGAAGGUUUACAAAAACCCUGAUCAUAAUAUUCUCGGCAGGGAAUGUAUGGCAUUGGGGCCUAUCAUCAGGGCUACAGAAAAUGUCAGGACUGGAAGAGUUUUCCAUUAGUAAAUUAAUUAUUUGCAUAAUAUUUAAAAUAUGCAAGAAAAUAUUAAAGUAUCCUUUCCUUUUAUAUAUUUUUAAGUUACUUAAGAAUCUGAACUUGAACAGAUGAGAUUUAGAAACAGGCAUUCCCACACCAUACACUGAAGAGGCAUCCCCAAUUGGUAACCUCUCUUAUUAUGAUAUUCGUCAGUGGUUCUUAAACCAGCCCUCAUGGCCUAGUACCAGUCCAUGUUUAGUCAGUAUCUCCAUUAAGAUAGAAGUAGGGAAACGCACAAAUCCUAGACUGAUGCUGGGCCAUGAUGACUGGAAUUAGAACCACUGGGCUAAGCAGUGUGAUCUCAUCCCAAAAACCCAUUUUCAGCAGGGGAUUAUGAAGCUUGUAGUCCAAUGUUUGUUUAAAUUGUGGUAUGCUGGCCAUGUAAUAGAAUAUUAAAUUGUUUCUACCCCCUUCAAUAGUCUUUGCGUAUUUUGUAAAGACCCCUGAAAGUGACAUGAAGUUUGCUUUGCAGCAGAUUUUGGCUUCAUCUUCCAUGAGUCGCGUUAAUGUUGUAUUCUUGUGUUUGCAUGAGAGUAAAUCACAGAUCACGUGAGAUGGUGGGAUCUUCCAUAGAACAACCUUUGCAAUGUGCGGGAAGAUAUCUGUUUUAUCUUUAUGAAAUGUUCAAAAGUGAUAGAAUGGUGCCUUAGCUCCUUUAUGGGCCCUGAUUUUCAUCCAAAAACUUGAUUGGUUUUGCUAUCCUACCCAUAAUAAUGAUCCUUUAUGUACAUUUGUAAACACAGCCUAAAACAAUGUUUCUUCCUAGCUUGUAGACCUAAACAGCUGAUCAGCUAUAGGCAUAUUACCUAAUGGGUCAACAGAAUUUUGCUGUAUUAAAUUCAUUAAGUCGUUCUUGCCUAAAUGUCAGAAAAUUCAUGCAUGUAAUUUUACGUGUUUGGCACUGAACAUAUACAUUAUGUAAAAGUGUUCAUGCCUCUGCAAACUUGAAUAUAUAUGAAAUCAUGAAACCUAAUUUUGCAGUAUUCACAAUAGAAUAUAUAUAGGCAAGGGUAUGUGACCUCUGCAGUUCUAGAAACGGAGGACUACGUAUCCAUUGAAGAUAUCUUAUGGUUGAUAGAGCUGUUCCUAGUUGUGUAUAUUUGGGAAGGACUAAAUGUUUUGAGAGAUUUCCUGAGUUCUAUAAUUAGUCUAGAUUUGUGUCCCCGAGGAUAUUUUUAUUUAUAACUGCUACCAAGCUAAAGAGGUACUGCUCAUCACAUUUGCUGGAAUUCUCUUAUAUCCUUUUUUGAAAAGAAACCUCGGGAUAUCCUUCAUUACUGACACUUCUCCACCAUUCAUCCUAUAAGCUUUAUUGCUGAAUUAUACUACUUGUGUUCACUUUCCAAGUAAAAAAAUAACCAGUCUUCAGAUCCUGAAUGCAACCAAUAUCAUCUGAUGUCACUUACCGGUUUCAUUUGGGUCGGCAGCCUCACGUGCCACAGUUUGCCAACACCUGUCUUCUUUCUUUCAUGGAAUGACUUUAUCCUUUUAUUUCUUUACCUUGUGCAUGAUUCUGUCUAUAUGCUAUUAUGCUCGUAUGUCCAUUCUGAGUGGACACGUUAAUACAUCCUCCUAUUUGUAAUAAAUUAGAGAUAACGCAGAGUAAAAAUGUAAACGGUACAACAUUUCUGAAUUUUAGAUUAGCAGCUUUGACAUUGAGCUCUGCCAAUAAACCAGUACGAAAACUUGUUGGACAUUCGAUUGGGACAAGUGCAGACUUGUCCAAAUUUCAUGAAAUUCAUUCAGUUGUCCAAAACACAAACAGUAGAUUUGCCAUUUGCCUAAAAAAAGAAGUAAAAAACAAAUUGCAUUGCUAGUGAAAUGUUUCCAUGCAAAUGUUUUCUUUUUUCUUAAAAUAACUUCAUAUGCUUCCAGACCACAUCAUCCCAAUUAAGUGAUCUGAUUGGCUCAGUUCGGCAUUAUGCUACACAUGCGCAGUACCCUCCCUAUGCUUUCCUAUGGGAAAUCAUACGAUUGGCUGAAUUCAUCAAUCUCAAUCUCCGCCAAGGAGGCAGGACAGAUUCACUAGAAAAAAAGGGCAAUUCAUUAUUUUAAGUCUUUUUGACAUUACAGAUUUCUAGUUAAUGGCUUUGAGUUUAUUUAGAACUUUAUUGUGUUUGAAUGAAGUUCUAUGUUUAAUUAUCACUCCUGAUGGAUAUCCAUAAUAUGACCGGUUUUAUUAUAGUGCAACAUUUGUUCAUUAUAUUGCAUUAAUUUCCUACAUGCCACUGAGAAAUUAAAAGAUUGGAUUUUCUGUUUUAAUUACAAAAGGGCCGAUAAUUGUAAAUAUGCCAGUGUAAGGUAGUCUGUGUAUGUAGGUCACAGUGCUUUGUCAUAUACUCUCUGUGGAAUGUUGUCCUGUUAUUGUGCAAUAAAUCUUGCAUAAUUCUUUCAUUUAUUCAUUUCUACCUUGAAAAACAUGACUGCACACAUCCUCUAAAUUUUCCGUUAGUCAUGGAGAACAUAAAUGACCUUGGAGAUUACAUAAGAAUGUUAUCCCUAUUGCGAAUCGCUGCAAAUGAUGUUUGUUCUUCAUCCCAUCUGUGCAAAGCAAAGCUUUCUGAUGGCAAACAGGGUUUGUAAUCUGACUGGGAAAAAAUAUUCCUCAGUGGUUUUAAUCAUUCAGAUAUAAAAGUGUACUUGGGAAUUAUAGUUUAAAAGAACACCGUAAAUGCACAAGAAUUUAUUAUUGUCAUUGUUACUUUGCUGGAACCAUUUUGUGUUUAUUUCAUAGAAACUUAUUAUAUUUCUUUUAUUUUUUGCAGAUCCCCCAUGAAAACUGGAACUUUCAUUCUACAGGUAAGCCCACCUAUUGACAAUCUGAUUUACUGAAUAUUAAGGUGGAACGAUUAAAUCCUUUUGCAAAUGUUGGCAAUAUAUAAAUGCUAAUAGUUCUCUCUGGCAAUUCCUACUUUUCUCACCUCCGCAAAUGCUGUUAGAGCCCAACUAAAUAAUUUUAUGUAAGUUAAAUGAAAAAAGUUAUAUCAAUUUGUUUCUGCAACCCUAGCCAUAUCUCCCCUGGCUGACACACACUGCCUUCCUAAACAUACUGAAAAAAAAUCUAUAUUUGUUAGCUUCCAUUAUUGCACAGUGUGUUUAAUUUAGAAUUUACAUCCUGCUCUUUUAAAAGCCUGCUAGAAGCUUCAGUAGCCUCAUAUUUUUAACAAACGUGCAAUUAAUAGAGCAGGGCAUACAAACUUAUAAAGUUAGCACACCAUGCUGUAAUAUCUGAUUUAAAAGUGAAUCUAUUCUUUUUUUCGUGGAGGCUGGGUAGGUCACAGCCAGGGCCAGGGCUGCAUAAGCUCGUUUGAGCAGGAUCCUCCUCAACCUAUUGUUCCUGUCACAUUUUGUAAUGGUCAAUGUAUUGUUAAAUCUCUUUCAUAAUAUUGUAAAGCAUUGCGGAAUAAGUUGGCACUAUAUAAAUACUAAUAAUAAAACGUGAUUUAACUCCUACAUUUCAGAUAACUAAGCAAUGAGAAAACACAGGAAAACAUUGGGAGGCUAUUGUGCAUGUGCUGCAAAACUCUGCGCUUCAACAAUCAGCAUCUCCUCUUAGAGAUGCAUAGAAUCAGUGCAUCUCUAUAGGGAGCAUUCAGUGUCUCCAUGUAGAGCGCCUGAGUGACGACUACUAGAGGUGUUACUAGGUAGCAAUGUAAACACUGCCUUUUCUAUGAAAAGGCAGUGUUUACAUUGUUGAGUCUGCAGGGACAUGCUGUAGACACCAGAACCACUACAUUAAGCUGUAGUGAUUCUGAUGACUAUAGUGUCCUUUUAACACCAUUACUCAAAAACAUGACCAUUCCUCUUUAAAUUCAGUACACCUAUAUGCUUCAUAUUUUAUAUAAAUUCAGCCUCCUAUAGAAAUUAAUUGUAUUUGCAGGAGGUUUCGAUUGAUUUACAUAAUUGGUUGCAUUAUUAAUUUGACACAGAUUUUUCCAUUAAAUGCCACCUUAUUUUAUGUAAUGCCUUAUAUAUAGAUCAUGCAAAAAAAACUUAAAUAAUAAAAAAAGAUACAUACCUUGAAAGAUCCACAGAAUUUUGCAAUAGCACAGCCACAUUCCACACUUGUUCAAUUCGAGGCUGUGGAGCAGACCUUCCAUCUUGUGCACAAUGUGUACAAAAUUGAUAUAAGGCAACUCAGAACUAUAUUUCUAGCUGUCUGAGAGUGUCUUAUGACCGUAAAUUGUUAAAAAACAAAACAAAAAUAAUAAUAAUUUGUAAAUCAAACAAGAUUAGCUUCAGGGUGCUCUAAGCACCAUGCACUUUGCAGUAAUACAAAUAGAUUAUAGUUUUUAGGCUGGCACGGAUUACUGGAAUUACUGAGCUUAAAGGGUUAGUCUAACCUAUUAGUAGGGAAGUACAUUACAGAUAUUUAACACCUACCUACUAUUCUUAAAUUCCUCUAUGUAACAAUAACCUUGCAUAAUAUGUUGGGGGAAGUGUGUUGAACAAAGUCUGUCAACUUUAAGAGUGUAGGACAUUCUGUACCUGUAUUAAAGGAACACUAUAGUUACCCAGACCAAUUCAUCUCAAUGCAGCAUCCCUGUCCUCUUAACCCUGCAAUGUAAAACAUAUUCAGGGUAAGUCCACCUCUAGUGGAUGUCAGUAAAACUGUUACCUGAUGUGGAAGACCCAUUGGAUUGGAUGGGUCACUGAAGCAUUGGUUUGGACAUAGAUGGAGGAGGCCAUGCCUCCUCCCUGAUGUUGCGAGAGGUGGAGAGUUAAGAAGUGUCAAAGGAUCCUCUGCGUUGGAAAAAGGUAAGAAAAAUAUUUUCAUUUUUAGUUUAAUAGUGAAUGGGGAAGGAGGAGAAGAUAGAACCUGAAUAAGAGCAGGGACAGAAACACUGUAGCGUUAGGAAUAUAGAUAUUUAUUCCUAAUGCUAUAGUGUUCCUUUAAGGGGUACUCAGUGUAGUGGUUAUGCUACCUAUAGUCUCUAGGCACCGUUCCCCAGUUUUAUGUGAAACAAAUUAGAAGCAUUUGACAAAAACAGAAGCGCUCUGGCACACAACAUUGUCCUCCUUCCUCCACUCUAUUGAUAAUGCCGAAUAUACACUUUCAUAACCAAUGCACUCUCAGUAUCAACCUCUGUCACAGGGACAAGGGCCUCAAAAAGCUGCUAGGUCUAGAGCGUGACCGGUCAUCUAGCUCUGCUAAUUAGAACAUUCUCCUGCUUGAAAGAAGUACCUUGGGGUGUGCUAUAUAUUAAUGAAAGGGAAAAAAUGCCUUCCAAAGUCAAAAAAAAGUUCACAAUCAUUUUUUACUUUUCACCACUUAGUGAAUACCGGUAAUUGCAUAUUUUUCUUGUAUUGCUGGCUAUGGGUUUUUAUGUAUCACAAUAAUCCAUCUUUCCAAUAUCCGUUUGGAGGUCACAGGUUUUCUUCUUUUAACACGUAACCUGCAUAAUCAUUUUUCUAGUUGAGUGGUUCUUUACUGUUAAAAUACAUUUUUACCACAUCCUGCUGUGAGAUGCUACACUUUGCACGCCCUAUAGUUUCUUCAUGCGGAGUGAAAGAAUAUCUCCUUCAGACCAUAAACUUAAUCUGGGUUCAUGGUUUGAUGGUGGCUUAGCUUUUGAGAGGCAGACCAUUAAAUCAGCCACAGAUUGUUCUCCUGAGGGUCAUAUAGUAUUGCAAGAACAGGCAUACACAGAAUAUAAAUACUUGUCUUGAUCUUCAGCACUUCUUCUUCAGUAUGAUAUGUUACUACGUGAUUACAGUAAAUGCUCAUACUAUAAAUUAACCCCUUAAGGACACAUGACGGAAAUAUUCCGUCAGGAUUCCCUUUUAUUCCAGAAGUUGUGUCCUUAAGGGGUUAAACCUCACUAAGGCUAUGAGGGGGGAAAUGGAGGAUAACACUGUUUCAUUUUUAAAAUCCAGCUAUACGUAUGAUUGGAGAUUGGACUCUGGGACCUUUCUGGGGGCUUCUCUUCCGUACUGCAUCUUCAAUUUAUACCAAUUAAACUAUGCCAUCUUGAGUAAAACUACAGCACUAUUGAUUGCGAAACGCGUUGUUCUUUUUACGAUUGUUUUUACACUAUAUGCCUCUCAUCUGUUCCUUUGCAGGGCUUAAAAUUAUAUAAAUACCAUCUGAGAUGAACAACACAUGACAUAUAACACUGUGUCAUGAAAUAUUUUACAAUAAUAAAGCCAAAAUGGAGUAGCCAUGUGUGGGAAAAACUAAGCAUACCAUAUGAUUCAAUAGUUUGUAGAACCACCUUCAACAGUAGAAUUUUACUAUCUUCCCUAACCGUUUUGGCACUUUGAAUUACCUACAAAAGAAGUAUGCAUUGAGAGGCUUUGUUGAAUGACUGAAGCAGCCUCAGCACAAUUCAUGUGUCCUUGCCUAUCACUUCUUCCCUCUCCCCUGAUCAAAAGUUGUGUGUUGACUUAUGUAGAACCAUCUAAAGAAUGACUCAAGAUAACGGCAUUGUCAACUAUUGUAAUGUCUCACGUGUAUAUUUGAUGCCCUGCAUGGCAUACCUUAAUCUUGUAUUGUUAAGAUCCUAUGUUAUCCUUGUAUGACUAUUCUUGAUAUACAUACAUAAACUAUAACUAUAUAUAUAUAUAUAUAUAUAUAUAUAAUGUCUUGUGUGGCUGACUCUGUACAGUGUGCAGCAACACCAGAACAAACAUACCCUGUCCUGCUUAAGAUUAUUGGGAGUUCCGCGCAAUUCAUUUGCCCAUCUUAAACAAAUAUGACUUAUUGAAGGGCUUGUGAGACAAACUAUGAGAUUGUCUAUACUCUGUGGUGAUGGGUUAAGGACAGCAGUUGCUGCCCAUGUCUUACUACCACCCAUUUUCAGCAGAACAGAGCAAUUUUGUGUAGUAUAGGAAAGGCAUACCAUCUCUGAUUUCUGGAGGCGGUCAAGCUCAUGGUUUUUACGAUGUCUUGAGAAACCCACAAUGUCCAUAUAUAUUCUCCUAUAUAAUAUAUGGAUUUGUUUAUUUAGGGAAGUAUUGCCUGAUACGAACUCCGGCUAUUGUACAGUUUCAGGAAACCAAGUACCUUUGGGACAUUACAAAAGAGAACCUGUUUUUUUCUUUUUUUAAAGUGAAAGCAGAGUGAUACUGCACGGAACAAUGCCAAUAACAAUGUCAAUGGGUCAAUGUUUCAACCCUUGACAGGAUGUCUUCUCUACUAUUUGCCAUUUCCAGACUCCUCUAUACAUCUCAGAUUUUGCUGAUUUCCACUAGGUUUUUAUGUAGUGUUUCCAUUGGCUGGAAAGCACCAUUUGCUUUCUGCAUUAUUAUUUAUCAAGUUUGUACUUCAACAAAAUAUAUUGAGGGUCCUACUCAAACAAGCUUACAGUCAUUAAGUAUUAUCACUGGCUUUGUAAGCAGCUAUUAAAAUGUGGAAUAGCUGUUUUUCUUUAUAUAUAUAUAUAUAUAUAUAUAUAUAUAUAUAUAUAUAUAUAUAUAUAUAUAUAUGUGUGUGUAUGUAUGUAUGUGUAUAUAUAUAUAUAUAUAUAUAUAUAUAUAUAUCACUGCAGGCAUGUAAUUCUUAUAAUUUUCAGGUUUGAAACUGUAACUAUGUUUCUGUAUGCAUACGUUUGCUUAAUGUUGUACUUUUUCUCCUCCUGUCUGCUAACUUCACUCUUGCCGAUAGAUAUCCAGGGCUGUCUUACGUGUAACUGUUGGGAACAUUCCAGAUGAUUCGUCGUCUUGUGAUACAUUUUCAGCUGCAAGCAAUCUUCCCUUUCACUUGCAGUGCAAUAACUUCCUCAAGAUCCACGUUAUGCUGUUUAAUUUUCGACUAAUUUUGUUAUGUAAAUCGGAUUACCAAGUCCAUACAAUAUCAGUUAAACUUUGUACCUGUCUUUGUUUAGCUAAAGGUACAUGUUGGUGACAAGUACCAGGAGGGGAACAUUUCAGAGCAGUUCAUAGGGCGGGACAUGGCUUUAUUCCAUUUACAGAUAAAAGUAUGCAGAUUAUCUGAUAAACCUUGCAAGCACACUUCUGUAAGAAAUGACUAAUCAAGAUAUACAAGACAACUUUCACAUGACAAAACUCAAAUAGAGACAGCCUGAAACAUCUCUAUUAGUAAUUUAUAUAACUUCUCCUGGUGAUUUAAAUAUAUCCUUAAUUCAUUUAGGAUAUGUAAGGAAACACUUCCUUUCCAGUGCUACCUGCGCAACCAUGAUGCACUAAUUAUCCUUACAUUAAUAACAAGAUAACUCUUGUUCCUUCCUACCUCCCAUCCCCUCUUGCGAGACUGACCAUGCUUCCCUAAAUAGGGGCACAGUAACCCCAUGACUCCAAAACACAAGCCUCUCUAUUAUCUUUCCUAUACUACUCUAGAAAAGAUCGCAACACUCUGAAGCGGCAACUUCAGCUUAUCCAGUAUAGUCACUGUGACAUAGAACAGGAGAACCCUUUAAAGGGGGGUUCUUCCACUCUCUUCUUUCGCUCAAUUCUCCGCAUGUAGGGGCUAGUGCAUGGUAUCAUAAUAUUUUUAUUAACGAUUCUAUGAUGUUACUUAAAAUUACCGAAUAAAUCCUAGAUUUUUUUUCUUGUGCUUUAGAGUGGCUUAUCUAGUCAGAAGCCACAAUUUUUGUAAAACUGGAAUGUAGUUUAUCAACAUAGCUUUUUCUAAGAAUGCCAUGCAUUUCAUCUCUUUGUGAAGAAACAGCAGCAAAGCACAAGUAAGAAAAAUAAGGGAAAAAUAAAUCAACGUACCCAUAAUAAGUGUGAAGGUUAUGCAACCUUUUUUUAGAGCAAACUGCAUCAUUUUAAAAAAAUACUCCAAAUAAAUUGUAAUGGAAAUUUUGACAGGUUUUCCACAAAAAAAGUUCAACAAGAUAAUACCAAAUCUAAACAGCAUGCACUUUUUGACCAAUACGUUGCAACUACAUUGGCGUGAAUUUUUGCAUUAAGGAUAUGCUCUCCUGUUAUAGUGGGCAUUGUCUGUAAUCAUUUUCCACCAACAAAUAAUGGAGAAUAGUCAGCAGCAACCUCAACAUCUGUGUAUGAAUAAUACAGCAUAGACAUAGCAAUGAUACUUUUGUCGGUCUGAGCUGACAAAGUGAGCUGGUUAUUGUAUAGCUCAGAACGACUGUCAAUAGCUGGGCAUUGAAACAUUGAGAUUUUAUCCGAGAAAUCAUGUUUUUGCAAAUUUUGUAUAGAUUGAAAAAAAUAGGUCAGUUUUGUUAAUUCACUGCACAUUUUGGUCUACAUCCUGGGUGCAUAGUCCUGUCAUUGGCAACAUGUUCCUGUUCAGAGUUUGUUAGAACUAUAGUUCUCAUGAUCAUUUGAUACCCUACCCAUGUUAAAUUCAGUGCUGCAAAAAAGUGAGUGUUUUAAUUUAAUAGGUGGAAAGAUACUUGUUGGCAAUCUUGGUGUAGUCCCUAUUUUUCCGUGAUGUUAUUAAACCUAGCCUUUUGAUUUAAUGUUAAUGCAUGUUUGUUAUGGCAUGUUCUCAAGUCUUUGUAUUUGCUUGUUUUAAAGGAAGACUUAAUCCAUUCCGAAAAAAAUGACGUGGAAACUGGAAGAACAGAACCAAAGCCAGAUGACCCAAAAGAGGUUAGUUUUAUCUGGGUUUUUUUUUGUUUUUGUUUUUGUUUUUUUAUAUAAUUAUUUUUUGUGUUAUUUAUAUUUUUUUCAGUUUGGAAUUAAGACAGUCUAGGCAACUUUACCAAUACAGAACAGGGUAGUCAAUAUGCUGCUUUUUUUUUUUUUUUCUUCUCUAUUGACUCCUACUCCUGGUUGGGACAACUUGACAGUACAAAUAUUAAACUUCUGCAUUUUCUAAGUGUUCAAUUGGAGUUGGAUUAGCCCAGUCAUCUCAUCCAAUCACUGCCUUUCAAGUUGUAUGAAAUAGAUAGAGCUUCUGAUAGAUUUGACGUGGUAUUAUAAAUGUUUUUAUAGAUUGUGAAUACAUGACUAGACUUGAGCACAAAUAAAUCCUUUUCACCUGCAACAAAUCAAAUUCCUGUUAAUAUCUGCCCAAACAAAUCAAUCCGGCCGGGAUUUACGUAGCAUUUCGAGUCAAUCAAUUGUAGAUUAACAGGAAUUGAUUUGUUAAUUGCAGGUGAAAAGAUUUCUGCACAAGUCUAUACAUAACUUCUUCAUAACAACGUCUAUUUUGUACUUUCUUAAUAAUAUAAGUGACGGUAGUCACCGUCACUGGGGAUGGAAGACAGACACUGUGUGGGUCCCCAGAUUCUUUUUGUGGUUUUGUCACCCUGUGCCCAUUAUUGGUGCAGGUUAAAUUGAAUGUAUUGCUUGUCUGUGCCUCUCCACCUCCCCCUUUUUCCUGUCCUAUUGUUUCUCCAGCAGGGCGUUGUCCCAGGGACACUGCCAGACCAGUUUGAACUGGCUGUCCUGUCCUUCCUCAAUCUCCCAUCAGCCCUUGCUAUUGUCUGACCCCACCCUUCCUUGUACUAUAGUGCUCUUAUCAACCUAUUGUAUGUAAAUGAGGCUGUUGUGUGCUUAAAAUAUGUGUGCUAUGCCUAUUAAAGUUGGUUGCUCUGUUAACCUUCACCAAGUGUCAUCUGGUGUUGGGGGGAAAGGAUAUAAUCUGCUGGUGGAAAGUGUGUCCAUAGCUGUAAACACUGUAGCCUGGUCCAGGGUGGAAAAGGCCCUUAGUGAUCUCAGUCAAGCCUCCGCGACUGGGUCUUAAGUGCUCCAGGGUCCCUGAUCGCUACGAGGACGCAGACUUGGCGGAGGUAGUCAGUUCGGAGUACUGAAGCUCCAUCACAAUAUUUUAUUUCCAAAGCUAUGUGUUUCAUACUAUGUUUAGAAGCAGGACCUAUUUGUUUAUAAAAAAAAAAAUUAAAAUUAAACUUAACUGUAAUACUCAUGGACAAGUUAUGUAAUGUCUCACUUUUGCCUUAUUUCAAUCCACAAAACAAUCAGUGCACAUGAACAGGUGCGCAAUAAUUAACAUCGGAAGGGAUGCUUGCUCAAUAGCACUAAUUGUUUGUAGUUGCUUGACAAGAGUGUUGUAAUUUAAAGUGAUCACAUAUUCAGUAACCCAAACUGUCACUAGGGGGGUCUAUCUGCCAAGUUAACAGUCUGGUAAAAUGAAUUACCUUACCUCUACAGGUUUGUGAAUUCAGAUACUUGAGUUCAAAGACAGAAUUAGCUUACUAAUAUUUUUUACUCUAGUAUCAUGGUUAUUAGACAUACAAUAGUUAUGCAAUAAUACAUUUUAUCCCAGAUAUUAGCAGCCAGUACACAUUCUAGUGAUAUGGUGAGUAGGUAACGUUACAUCAGUAAUACAUGGCAUGAAUAUGUACUCAAUAUGAAUUUCACCAGGAUACUAGUAGGCAGAACUAAGAAGGAGAUUAGGAAAGGUAAGGGAUGGGGUGGGGAAGCGAGCCCACAGCAGCCUCUUACCAUGCAGUUAGAACAGCUGUGAAGCGAACUCCAGUGCCCUGCAGCCUCUGAGCCAUGUCUUCAUAGUUGCGAGUUGUGAUCAGUGUCUCUAUAACCAUAAUGGAGUAUUUCCAUUGUCUAACUUAUUAAUAUUUUAAUAAGGAAAAUACAAAUGUUGCACAGUGUCAACGUUAUAUAAAACAAAUGACCUACAAAAACCUACAAGCAGACCAAUGCAAAAAUAUAUUUUUAAAAUAAAAUGAGACUUAAAACACAGAACCUAGACUUGUGCAAAUUUCACUGACAACACUGAGGUUUGUUGGAAAAAAAAAAAAAAAAAGGUUUAGGAGAAGUCCUAUUUGAUCUGCGUUGGCAUUCACUUGUACAUCUUUAUUUUCUUUUAGCCUUUUUUUUCCGAGCAAAGCCAGAUCCCUUUGACAACUAGUUUGGUACCUGGUUUAUUUAGGUUACUAAUGUGGAAACAUCACAUUGAUUCAUAUAUGGAUUUCCAUUAAUUCCAUGAUGCUUAUCUGAUAGACCACUUUUUUACUGCAAAAAACGGGCAACAAGCACACAUGAGUUCUCUGUAGAGGUGUAAAAAUCACACAGCCACAGCAAUAUUCUUUUGUUCAAAGGGUCUUGCUUCUUGCCAGAACAGACAAUCUGGAGAGAGAUUUGGACAGAAUCAUGCCCACUGAGUAUAACGCUAACCAUUUAUAGUCACUAAGCAAACCAAUUUGAAGUAGUCAUGUGCAUAAGAUACAUUAUUAAAGAGCACAUAUUAUAAUUCUAAAAACAAUAACUGACAUUGAUAAUAAAGUGGAUGGAUUAUAAUAAAACCAAUGCAUUGAAAGUGUAGAUCAAAAUGUAUACAGCAAAUACUAUUAUAUACAGAAAAUAUUGCAUGUAAAAAGUUAAUAUACAAAAUAGUGAAUCUAUUAAAAACAAAGUUUUAAAAUUACUGUUCUAAUUUUGUACUGGAUUUUGUCAGCAUUAUACUUCAUACAAAUUGCCAAAAGUGUCUGAAGACUAAUUUUAUGUAUAUAUUUACUAAAUAAUUAAAAACUGCCUAUAUGAAUUCUCCGAGGACAUUAAAUGGACCCUUCACUUCCCAAAUGGGUAAAAAAUAUUAUUCAAAUACAACGCUCCUGCCACUUCUGUUAGCUCAGGGGAGCUAAAGGAAGGAGCAAGCAAGCCUUCUCUGCUGACAGCCAGGGGGCUGUUUCAUAAUUUUAAUAAGUGAUGAUUUCUCUCAGGAAACUGGGGUUAAAAUAGGAUACUCCACACCCAUAAAGCACUAAAACAAGUUAUAAACACAUUAACCCUUUGUUCAAUGUGUUAUAGAUUGAAAAAAGAGACUGGGUCUCUCAGCAUUUACUUACACUUGUUGCACUCUGAGAGCAAUCACGUGUUGGUAAAUACUAGGUAAGAUAACUCAUACUGACGGCUACGGUCCUGGGGCUGUCCGUAUCUGCUUUUACCCACCGAUUGUGACAUGCAUAGUUGGAUGCUGGGGGUCUGUAAGCAAUGAAAUGCCGGGACAGUUGGACUUCCUUCAGGGACCGUUCUUUGUGGAGAGGUUGAGGAGUUAAUUAUCAGAUAGUUGUAGUGCUCUAAGGGUUGAUGUAGGUGUUCUGUAAAUGUCUUUAUGCUGUCAGUCUAACUGUUAGAAAAACAAGUAAAAGGAUAGUUAUGUUUGUUUACUACCUGGAAAUAAGAUUUGAAUAUUCCUAUUGCUCACAUCGACCAGCCUUUCCUGUCAGAAACCCGUGAAGUGUAACAGAAUGUCUUGCCUUGUAGCUAGACUGUGUUUAAGGCCUUUCUCUUACAGAAAAUCAUUGGAAAUAAACUCUUUUCUAAAAAAUAAAUUCUAAAUCAGAAAAACAAAUUAUAGGGACACCCCAGGCUGGAAUUGAUUCAUAGUUUAAGAGUUAAAAUAGCUCUGAGAGCAAUAAAUAUUUCAUGUUUGAGGUCUGUAAGUGUUGAAUCAUUGAAAUGCACACCCACCUGUCCCGCUCCACUCAGUGAAUACUAUGACAAGCAGGGCAAUCCUCCUUCAUGAUGCUGACAUGCUGCUUCACUACAAGUGGAUCAAAAGGGAGAGACAUCAAUAAUUCCAUUCCGGUGUUUCAUUAGCAGGAACAAGAUGCACUUGAUAAAAGAAUAGCAUUCUUUUUUUUUUUUUUUUUUUUAAUAAACAUUUUGAUAUCUUACCGUGGGACAGCGCCUGGGCUUUUUUAGCACUAUAACCACUAAUGCAGGCUUUUGUAGUGCUCAGAAUGUUCAUUCAAGCCACGGUUGACAAGUAUACUUUAAAGGAAUACUGUAGGCACAAUUACCUGCUUCAUGUCAUUAAAGUGGUUAUAGACGUGGCCCUUUUAUAACCCAUUAAGCUGUUUUCAUUGUUUUAAUGCUAAUGAAGAAGCAAUAUUGGCUUGGGCUAAUGAAGAAGCAAUAGACUUUAGGCAUACUUUAGGCAUACUUCCCAGCCUGAAGAAGAUUGGUCAUUAAAUCAUUGAUCAGUGGCUUUCUACAUUUUAUGGCUUAGUGUAUAAACUGCACUGUUUUUGAGUGUACAGCACAGCCUUUUUAAGGUAUAGAUUCGAAGAUGGUAACCAUAAGGAACAAUUACAUUUUUUUUCCUCCUCAAUAGUGCUUUAAGCAAUGUCUCAAACUAUCUUGUUAAACAUAAUGCCAUUAAAUGAAUAGCAAAUUGUGUCUAUGGAUCAUUUGCAAUCCAUCAAAAACCUUUUCUAAUUAGUGCAGUAAAGUUAUGCCAGUUAAUAAGUAGUAUUUAUUGAGUGUCUUUUUGUAAUUGUUUUAGAACAGAAUGAAAUAUCAUUGUAUGUACAGUAUUUAAUUUAUUUGCAUACUGGUAUGACAUUUCUUUCCAAAUGGAAUUACUUAUUUUUAAACAUAGCGUUUAUCAUUACUGACCCUUUUUGUACAUCCAUGCAGACUGUCACAGAUAUUUUCUUGUUCAGAACAUUUUUAAUUUAUUUAACUAUUAAUUUUUUUAUUUUCUAGAUAAUUGACAGCAUUAUUGAAGAAAGUCAGUCGUUCAUUGACUUACAUGACAAACCAACAAGAUCAAAUGACAAGGGUGAGGUUUUGGAUUUAACAUCCAGUACAGGAAACACUGGUCAAAAUCUUCUGAACAAUAUCCCAGAAUUGGUAGUCACAGAAACCACUUUUCGUGAUGACCGAGAAGACCUACUACAAGAGCCGAUUGAAUACACUGGGUUGGAACCCAGUCAGAUAUUACAAUCAAAUGAGCAUACUGCGAUUGCAGAUAUUAUAGAGUUAGUUGAAGAUCAAAAAAUUACAGACAAAGUUGAAGACUCAAAAAUCAUAAGGGUUUUGGAGGAGAUUAGGGAACCUAAGAAAGACAUUUUGGAAGAUACACCUGAAACAUCUUGCUAUGAUACCAUAGAACAGUUGGGUCCUGCAAAACCCCCCAGGCAGAUUGCAAUUGAGCCUGAUAUUGUAGCAAGUACAAAGAAAUCUACUCCUUCACGGCCUCCACCUCCAGUAAACGUUCCACCGCCACGACCACCACCUCCGGCUAGACCAGCACCUCCUCCACGCAAGAAGAAGGACUCUGAUUAUGAGAACCCAAGAUCUUCAGACUUGGAUUGUGAGUAUUGUACAUAAUUUGUUGAUAAGUAUAUCUAUGUCUUUAUCGCAAAUUAUCUUUUUUACUAUUGAUGCAUGUCUAGUCCAGGUAGUUAAAGAGACACUAUUGGCACAAAACCACUUUCACCCAAUGAAGCAGAUUUGGUGUAUAGAUUAUGCCCUGUGUCUCAGUCUCUGCCAUUUAGAAGUUAAAUCACUUUGUUUAUACAGACCUAGUCACACCUUCCUGCAUGUGACCUGCAUAGUCUUCCAAAACACUUCCUAUAAAGAGAGAUCUAAUGGUUAAACUUCCUUUAUUGCCCAUUCUGUUUAAUUCGGAAUUUCUCGUUUCCUGCACUGUUAAUAACCUUAUAAACCUUGCAGAAGCCCACUGUGUGUGAUUAAAGUUCAAUUUACAGAGCCUGGGAUCAAAAUUUCUAAUGCAAGUUAACAUCUGAUUGAAAAGUAAGCCUUUUUUUUUGUUUUUUUGCAUGCAGGCUUUGUAAGUCAAAGCCAGGGCUGCAUGGACAGAAAAAAGUAAAUAAACGCCUCCUAAAUGACAGAAUGGGCAUGUUAAUUACAACCAAGCUGUUUAAGCUAAAGUUGUUUAGUUGGCAAUAGUAUCCCUUUAAUAUUAUCUUUUAAAUAAUUAAGACUUGCUAGUUUAUUUUAAUACUUUCCUAUAAACACAAUUUAGAUCGUACUGUAUUUUCACAUCUCUUUACUCCCACUCCUUAAAUGUUUUAUCCUCCACCUUAUAACCUGUUACACCUUAUCCAUAGAAAAACAGAGAGAGCUACAAUUACUCCUGCCUCAAAUAAAUCUGCAGAAUUUUGUACCUCCCUUGACAAAGUAGAAAGAUUAAUCACUGUCCUGCAUGUCUUUGUGUCACACACAUGAAACUAGGUUGUUUAACCCCUUUUACUUCAAGAAAGGUGGACAUGUCACUAUGGCUUGAAAAACAAACAAACCUAUGUGCAGGAUUGAUAUACACUGCUCAAAAAAAUAAAGGGAACACAAAAAUAACACAUCCUAGAUCUGAAUGAAUUACAUAUUCUUCUGAAAUACUUUGUUCUUUACAUAGUUGAAUGUGCUGACAACAAAAUCACACAAAAAUUUUAAAAUGGAAAUCACAUUUUUCAACCCAUGGAGGUCUGGAUUUGGAGUCACACUCAAAAUCAAAGUGGAAAACCACACUACAGGCUGAUGCAACUUUGAUGUAAUGUCCUUAAAGCAAGUCAAAAUGAGGCUCAGUAGUGUGUGUGGCCUCCACGUGCCUGUAUGACCUCCCUACAACACCUGUGCAUGCUCCUGAUGAGGUGGCGAAUGGUCUCCUGAGGGAUCUCCUCCCAGACCUGGACUAAAGCAUCUGCCAACUCCUGGACAGUCUGUGGUGCAACAUGACAUUGGUGGAUGGCGCGAGACAUGAUGUCCCAGAUGUGCUCAAUUGGAUUCAGGUCUGGGGAACGGGCGGGCCAGUCCAUAGCAUCAAUGUGUCUUGCAGGAACUGCUGACACACUCCAGCCACAUGAUGUCUAGCAUUGCCUUGCGUUAGGAGGAACUCAGGGCCAACCGCACUAGCAUAUGGUCUCACAAGGGGUCUGAAGAUCUCAUCUCGGUACCUAAUUGCAGUCAGGCUACCUCUGGCGAGCAAAUGGAGGGCUGUGCGCCCCGCCCCCAAAGAAAUGCCACCCCACACUUCCUGAUGUACUGGCCUGUCUCCUGGUAGCGCCUCCUUGCUCUGGACACUACGCUGACAGGCACAGCAAACCUUGCCACAGCUCGCAUUGAUGUGCCAUCCUGGAUGAGCUGCACUACCUGAGCCACUUGUGUGGGUUGUAGACUCAGUCUCAUGCUACCACUAGAGUGAAGGCACCACCAGCAUUCAAAAGUGACCAAAACAUCAGCCAGGAAGCAUAGGAACUGAGAAGUGGUCUGUGGUCACCAUCUGCAGAACCACUCUUUUAUUGGGGGUGUCUAGCUAAUUGCCUAUAAUUUCCACCUGUUGUCUAUCCCAUUUGCACAACAGCAUGUGAAAUUGAUUGCCACUCAGUGUUGCUUCCUAAGUGGACAAUUUGAUUUCACAGAAGUGUGAUUGACUUGGAGUUGCAUUGUGUUGUUUAAUUGUUCCCUUUAUUUUUUUGAGCAGUGUAUGUUUUUCCUCUUCUAAGGAAGCACAGUAGAGGAACACAGUGCAAAAUGACUCAGAAAAAGGUAUAAUCGUAUAUGAGAAUUAAAACAAUGAGUGUAGUACCUAAUUCACUUAUUCAGAUAUUUCCUCUCCUGUGCUUUUCCAGUCUGUCCUUUUGAAAUUACAUCUGAGAAAUAAUUAGAUUUACUAAUUGGUUUAUAUCAGAAGGUUCCACUGUAUUUUAAAAUAAAUUGUUAAUUCUCCACUUUCCGAAGCAGUUUUCUGAUCUCUAGAAAUAAAUGUUUUGUACUUCUGAGACCCAACAUUACUGACCAACACAAAUAAUAUAUUCCUAAAACAACAAUCGCACAGUAAUGAGUGCAGUUCACAACCGCUGACAAUCCUAUCAGUAGCUGUCACCGACACAACCUAUUUUGCAAAGGUGUUUAUUCUUUUAUUGUAAGGUUUACACAAGUGGGGAACAAAAAUAGAACUGCAAACUGAAUGAAAUAUAUAUAUAGUCUACAUGCUUAAAUAAACACAGCAUAGAGACGGUUAAAUCUAAAAAAAUAACCUCUAACCAUGGCGUUCAACAUACUGUAUAGCUCACCAGACAAAUUUGUUUUUGUUUGAUAUGAAGUUCAAACAUUUGUCUUAAUGUCUCAGAUUUCACAUUCAAAGAGAAAACAAUGUUCUUUCAGGUGGAAAUGUACUCCUUGAUUGUGCUUGGAGAAGAUUUAUUACACAUAAAUGGUUUUGCUAUUUGUAAAUUGAUUUUUAAGACAUUACCUACUUGCUCGAGGCCUGCUCAUUAUGUAAACCGUAAGCACAAAAAUAAAAACUGGUUGAUGCAGAGAGUUUGGGUAAAGGCAUGAACACUUGAGGGGUGGUGGGAUGGAAGCCUAUUUAUAUUUUUAAGCCUUUUAUGUAUUUUUAAGAGUAUAUGCCCAAUCUUUACAACCUGUUUUCUCCUAACACUUGUCACACAGUAGAAAAAGGCCCAAAAGCCUUGAUCACGUCUGAUCUCUCUAUAUUUUGCUCCCUCCCCCACUUGUUCGAUAGACAUAGGAGCUUUAGUAUAACAGGACCCAUUGUACGCAUGCCACGCAAUACAAAGUGAAAAUACAGCUAUUCUAAAAAAACAACUGGUCUCUUCAGCACCUUUGAUCUUCUCCACAGUCUGCUUUCCUCUCAAAGGAUGCAAAGAGAAGUACCACUUAACAUUAUUGAUCUGCUCAACAAUCAGCCUGUUAUAAUGCAGAAAUGAAAAACAGUUUGCCAACUUCCUUUUCAUAUCACUAAUAAGGAACUGCAAUCUGAAAAUUUACUUCUGUUACAACCAUUGACUUAAAGCGGCACUGUCAUUCCAGACUUACCUUUCCCCAAUCGAUUCCUCUUCUCGCCCUCUGUCAUGAUCUGUUCUUCAUUUCUCUAGUUUUCUUUAAAACAUAGUCGUAUGGAGGUUUCCUACGCCUGACCAUCUAUGACCAGCGGAGGAGCAAAGUGUGCUCCGUUUCCUGUGGUCAGAGAAUUUUUCCCACAAUUCUCACCUUUCCUCUGUGAUCUUGCGAUGCCUCCUUUCCGUAUUCCCGAAUGCCGGCAAAACUACCGAAUUUCGUCCUAACAGAAUGAGAGCAGUUCGUCCAUUUGUGUUAGGACGAAAUUCAGGACUUUGUUUUAUUUCGAAAUUUCAUUCGAUUGAAUGAAACUCCAAUCCGAUCGUCAAUAAAUGGCCCCAUGGUGGUGCAUCUCUUAACAAUCCUGGGAGGGUACAUAGUGUCUCACUUGUGCCCUGUUAGUGGGGGCUAUUCAAGUAAACUGGGGACAUAUUACACAUCAUGGGAAAAUUCCAAAGAACUUUCCCACAAUGUGUAAAAUUACUCGGAGCACUCUGGUUGGAUUUCAAGCCAACCAAUCAGAGUGCUAUAUCGGGUAAAUGGAGAGACUUGUCCGAAAAAAUACACAAAGAAACUGUAUGAUAAAGGCGCUUAGGUAUUUCAAAAAUAUUAAACACAGUGACGCUGCAAUACCUUAGUGGGGAUCCCUCUCACCCACCUUGAAUAUAUAGCACCAGAAAACGGGUAAACGGCCAAAAGCAAUUCACCUUAAGAGUGGAGCAUUAAAUGAAUGGAUUGGACACCUACCCUAUACAAGGAUUGUCUGGUUCUUUCCUUACAGUAGUUUUUAUGUUACAUCUAGUUCAUAGAAAUAUAUGUAUGGGAAAAAGCAAACUGAGAAAAAUAAGUGUAAAUCCGUAUAUAUGGUUUGUAUCUGAAAGUGAAUAUAUGAAUUGUCAACUCACAUGACUUAGAGCCCUAAAUAGGAUAGGCUCAAAUCUCUUGCGUUUAUGUGCCAUCUGGUGGCACCUUCCUCUUUAAAUGAACACUGUGUUCUUCAUCAAUAUAGGGAGACAAAAAGUGACACAGCAGGGGACAAAUUGGUGUAGUAUGUUUUGAAAUAAUAUUUCAAGGUGUAUGCCUUUAAGUGAUUGCUUACUUUGUCCAUGAGCGGCGGGUGGGGGCCGGGGGGGAGGACAAUAGGUCACUGGCUGCUCACUGUUUAGUAGACAUGCCCCUACUCGCGGCAUAGCGAGUAGGGGCAUUCGGGAGAUUUUAAUCUCCCUUAUGCUAUUAUGGGGGUCAUAUUUACCCCCACAGAGUGAGGGAGGACAUAGGGGGUUUAGGAAGUGGCGGGGAGCACUGCUUCCAUUUUCAAAUUUCGUUUGAAAUUUUUAUUAAUUUAUUAAUCUUUCUGAUGAAUGAAUAGAUAAAAUUCCCGUUCACAUGCCAAAGUGUUUAACUAGGCAUGCGUGGGAAUUUCACAGCGCUAUCUAGUGUGGGCAGAUGACAGGUCCUACAGGGACUUCAUCUACCCACACAAAGAUGGCCGCACCCAGGACCUAGGUCCGGGCAGAAAAUAAAGAUAAAAAAAUAGGUAAUAUAUGGGGGAGAUAAGGGCAUUUGGGGGUAGCUAGGGGGACAAUUAGAUGUAGUGGAGUCGGGAGGGGGGGAUAAAAAAACAAACUGGAUUCAGCCAUGACAGUGCCGCUUUAAACUAGGUUUGCAUAUAACAUUGUGCAAAACAUUUGUGAAUGUACUUCCUGCUGGAAAUUCAAGUCAGUUAAAGGACCACUAUAGUGCCAGGAAAACAUAUUCCCCCUCCCUCAGAGUCCCCCUCCCGCCCGGCUCUGGAAAGGGGAAAGGGUUAAAAACUUACCUUUUUCCAGCGCUGGGCAGGGAGCUCUCUGCUUCCUCUCCUCCUCUUCUCCUCCUCCUGGACUGAAUGCGCACGCGCGGCAAGAGCUGCGCGCGCAUUCAGCCCGUCGCAUAGGAAAGCAUUUACAAUGCUUUCCUAUGGACGCUUGCGUGCUCUCACUGUGAAAAUCACAGUGAGAAGCACGCAAGCGCCUCUAGUGGCUGUCAAUGAGACAGCCACUAGAGGAUUAGGGGGAAGGCUUAACCCAUUCAUAAACAUAGCAGUUUCUCUGAAACUGCUAUGUUUAUGAAAAAAUGGGUUAACCCUAGCUGGACCUGGCACCCAGACCACUUCAUUAAGCUGAAGUGGUCUGGGUGCCUAGAGUGGUCCUUUAAGAGAACACACAAAUGUUAAUAUUGCAGAGCAAAACCUUAAUUAUACUUUUAAGCAUAUGCAAUUGAAAUCUCUUGAAAUUCUGUACCCUUCAUUACACAAGGUUUUAUCAAUAUCCCAACUUAAAUAGUAUUGGAUUAAUCCCACAUCCUUGGAGCCCCUUUGGGAAUGAUCGUAACCUAUUGCUUUAUGUAACAUAAAUGUGCCAUGAUUGAUGUAUAUGUUACAGUUAAAGUGCAGAAAUCAGUUAAUGUGCACAUUACCUAGUUAAUCUGCAGAUUAACUAGGGCGAUCAGUUAAAGUGCAGAAAAUGAUUUCGUUUCUCAAAUAUUUCUCACAUUACCUACUAGGCGCUCGUUAAAGUGCAAAAAAAUCAUUCUGCCCUUCAUCUCUCUGAGGGGCUCACAGCUCUGGAGGACACCAUGGUGUGCACAGGCUGCUGUUCUGUUCUUGUCUGGACCACAUAGUCACAUACAUCUUCAAACCGUUAUCCCAAACUGGUAAGAAUACGAGGAGCCCCCACCACCACAAGAGAGCGAGCGCUUCCUGCACAUUAUGCAGCAACGCCCUGAAACGAUCCCAGCAGAUGCUCUCCACUGUUCUCAAUAUCCUCAUAUAUUUGAAGACUGUCGGAAUCAGUGGUCCAUGAGAAGAACUCUCGGACUUACGGAGCAGCAUUGUUCGUAGCCAGCCCCCUCUGAGAAGCAACAAGCCAUGCGUCUAUGCUUUGAGAAUUUGAUAGUGGAGGGCAUUAAAGGAACUUGCUCACUAAAAGAAUCGAGACAGGUUCACACAGAAUCUUUCUGCCUUCAGACGAGAAGUGAACGACUCUGCAGAGACUGCACUGAAAGGGUGAAACAGGUUCUGCGAGGACGUUGUUUUUUGUAAUAAAUAAUUUCCUCUUUUACCGAGGGAAAGAAACAAACAUUAUGCACUUUAACUAGACGGAAGCAGUUAAUGUGCACAUUACCUAGGUAAAGUGAGGAAAACUCUUGAUUCCGCACUUUAUCUGAGCAAAUCAGUUAAUCUGCAGAUUAACUAGGUAAUGUGCACAUUAACGGAUUUCUCACUUUAACUGCAACAUAUACAUGUAAACGAUAAAACACAUUGGUUGAAGAACCUAGCCUGGGUUAGAAUGCAACAUUCUGCCAUUUGCAAUUUUAUUUUUUAACAUAUAUAUUCACUUUUUUACAUUAAAAGGUGUUGAAACUUUUGCACCAUAUGCGUCAUGUGUAUGCAUUAGCAAGUGAAAGCACUUUGAAGAUGGAAGCAAAAAUCUAUUUUGUAUCAGAAAUUGAAGAUCUCCCACUGAUGUAACAAAUUGUGUAGGAAAGGCAAACUGUAUCAGAGCAUGAAUUCACAGCUUGAAGACUUAGGUCAGUUCUCAAAGCACAGAAUAGUAUGCAAUAACCACCAUUCUCCAUAUGUGGUGAAAAUGGUAUUGGUUUGUGGUUUAAGUAAUCUGAGAAUGUUUGUUUUUGAGAAACCUCAUUAAUCUCACACAUUUUUAUGUGUUUCAUAUUUUAAAACUGAUGUUUGAAAAACUUGGUUUUGUUAUGUUAAAGGGAUACAAUACUAUCCGUGAACUCUUGAGUACAAUGCAAAGUCCCACAGGAGAACUUCAUGCAACCCGCUGGGUCAAUUUGAUGAUUUAGUCUAUAAAACCUUGCUUUUGUAAAUGUAUAUUUAGUGAGGAGAAUAGGACGACCAUUGCCAUCACAUGUCUAUGGCAGUUAGCUGACUUAAAAUGAAUAUCUGCAGCAUAAAUUAGUGCAGUUUUACAACAAUCUUUUCACACUGGACAUAGGCGACUUCUGUUUUGACCCAGUUCUGAUGUUAUGAAAUAUCCAUCAUAUUCAUUCUAAAAGUCUGCAUUACUUGGUAAAAUAUAAGCCUGCAAGUCUUCCAAACUGUAUCAAAAUACAUUGUAUAGAACCUAUCACUGUCUUAUAAUUGUUUGUGCAAAUUUUAUAAUGGCUGUCAUUCACCACUUAGGAAUCAAACGCUAGUGUCCUGUCAUUACAACCCUGCCCCAGUAUGAUCUAUGGUAAAACAGAAUCUUCUAAUUAUUUAGCUUUGACACCUGUAUCCAACCCUGCUGCAAAAAGCAAUUUCAUGAGUGCACUUGUCAUUUACUCACAUUAGAGAGUCACUUUAAAAACAUGGUUUUAUAUAAAAAUUGUGCUAGCUAAAUUGCAAGCAAAUCUAUAGAUGAUCUAUGCCAUAUAUGAGCUACAUAUAAUGUAUGGAUUCUACUAAACUUCAUUUUCACCUUCUUGGUCUUUGUUACUGUACCAUUUGUUAACCCUUUCUCAUCUGUAUUCAUGAAAUGCCUCAAACUAGUCUCCACCACAUGUUUAAUGCAAGGUGGAAUUAGUGUUUUAUAUUAUUGAAAUGACUAUCUGUAGUUUUGCAUGUGUGCUCUUUUUAACCCAUUGAAAUGCACAAUGUUUACGUGGCUACCUAUUUUUUGCAUUUUUUACCCUCCUUUUUACUUUUACAGCUCCCAGUAUUUCUUUGUCUAUCAAUGCAUUUAGCAAUGCUUCAUCUUCUCUUCCUAAUCCAUCAAAAAACACAUGAUCAUGAAUUCAAUAUACUGUAACCUUCUGCUGUAAUAUUUAAAAACAAACCAUCCCAGAUCCGGUAACUUUGCACUUUGAUUUAUUAAGGAUGGCUGUGGCCUGACCAGCUAUUUAGUAUGAGUCAUGAGGCUGUUUUUACUGAAUGACAUUUCUUUCAAGCCAAGGAGCAAAUAUCAAGCAUCACAAACUGCCCACCAUAGAGAACAUAAGAAUAAUGCAAAUUGUAGGUGUUACUGUGAUUUUGUACUUUGUUAUGAAGCACUCAUUCAAGAAAGGCAAUGCCAGAUUUCGAGUUGCUGCAGUUGAUGACAAUUUUUUUUUUUUUUGUUUAGCAAACCUAUUAGAGUUCUAUAGCUGUGCAUAUGCCAUAGUCACACAAUGUCUCUCGUUCAGUCCAUGUCCCUCUUUCUUCACUCUGUAGCACUUGAAUUCAUCUCUACUCCCUAAUUCAUGUUACUUUACCCGUCAUCUCCUUUCUUUUUUUUUUUCCUCUUCCAAUCUGCAGGGGUUUUUUUUCCAAUCUGCUAACAUACCCAUUCCCAUGUCCAUCUCCACAUUACUCUUCCCAUUAAACUAUCCUCCUUGCGACAUCUGUUUAUCAUAUAGGCCAGUGGUUUCCAAACCCGUCCUCAAGUCACGCCUACCAGUCCAGUAUUUAGGUAUUACCCAAUUGAGUCUAAGGUGUUUUUGGAAGGAGGGAAAAAAAACCACUGACACAACACAUGUAAUCCAUAAAUCCUGGACUGGUAGACGUGCCUUGGGGUCAGGUUUGGAAACCACUGAUAUAGGUGUUAGUGCAGUAGUGCAGGGACAUGGCGAUAUUCCCUCUGCCUGUCACUGUUUUUUCUUAUGUUGGGAUUUGCAACAUGAACAGAGCUUGUUCUGGCAGUGGUAAUGAUGUGCCAGUCAAUAGAUGUUUUAUUCACAUAGCAAAUCCUUCAUGCAGAGUUUAGAAAUGACAGGCAGUAUAAAUACUGUCACUGCUAUGGAAAACCUAUCAAUUUAACAAUAGCAAACCUCCAACCACUUUGAGAGUGUGUAAACUUAAAGGGAUACCUCAAGCACAGAAAACAAAUUUAGCUUAAUGAAGCAGUUUUGGUGUGUAGAUCAUGCCUCUGAAGUCACACUGCUCAAUUCUCUGACAUUUAGCAGUUAAAUCACUUGUUUCUGUUUAUGCAACCCUAGCUAUCUUAACUACCUCCCUUACCUGUGACUCACACAGCCUACAUGAAAAAAUAAUUUAUUUUUCAAUCACUACAGUGUGUUCACUUUAGAAGUUAUCUCCUGCUCUGUAAAUUGAACUUUAAUCACACACCGGAGGCCAUUGCAGGCUAUAGUAGACUAUUAACAGAUCAAAUAACAAAUUCUAAAUUAAACAGACUGUACAAUAAAGGAAGUUUAAACAUUAGGUCUCACGUUACAGGAACUGUGUAUGGUGACUGUGUAGGUCAUAUGCAGGAGAGGCGUAGAUAUGUCUACAUGAACAAAAAGUAAUUUAACUAAAUUGAAUAGAAUUGAGCAGUUAGAUUGCAGAGACAUGGUGUAUAUACACCAAGAACACUCCAUUGUGCUAUAGUUUUUUUUUUGUGGUGAGUGGUUGGCAGUGGGUUUUUGUUUUGUGACCUUUUGAAAUCUCCCUCAAAUCCCGUUUUUGGUGUUCAAGUUUAUAUUAUGCAAUAUAUACCUCUUCUGGCUGUUAACAUGUCUUUUUAUUAUGUGCUGCUAUGGUAUCCUCCCUGAAUGGCUAAAUCCCUGAGGAAUAUGUUGGUGCUUUAAAUGUUGAUAAUAUUACUACUGUAAUAAAAAGAAAAAAUUGGUCUUUAGUACCUUAUUUUCCAUUUACCUUAUGCUGCUAUUCUUCACUUUCCUAUAGGAUAUGAUGGACUGCUUUGGUUCAUUCUCUCUGCUUGUAAACAUUAUCAUGUAUAUAUUGGUAAUGUUAAUUCAUUAAUUUUUUAUUUAUUUUUUUUGGGUGGGAUCCUGCAGUUCCAAAAGAUGGCUUCCUGGCUGGGGGCCUUUUAUCGCCAAACCCAAUCACCGAUGGAUUAAACCGAGAUUCUCAGCCUUCCUUGGAUCUAGCUAGUGCCACCAGUGGAGAUAAGAUAGUGACUGCUCAGGUGGGUACAUUGCCAGAACCAAAUGGCAUGAAAAGCAUUCCUUAAAUUUGAAGAAUUAAAACCUCAAAUAAUGUCUUACUAUGAUUACAAAUCAAGGUUCUAUUAUGAUUCCAAGGUUUGAUGAUGAUUCCGAGACAAACGGCAUAUACCAUAUUGACUGAUGUUUUUUGAUAUGCCAUUUCUACCGCUUGAUAGUUUUUGGAUGAAAACUUGAAUAACCAAUAUAUUUACUAAUCCUGGAUUCAGCUCACUGCAGUUGCUUUGAUAUGGCCAAGUUCACCAAAGGUUUUAUGCCAUCUGUGUUUGUAUAUUUUGAACAUCAUAGGAUAGUAUGAGGCAUUCUUAGAGACUCAUAGAAGAACGGCCCAUUGCUUGAAUAUACUCAUCAACUACAACAGUAAAACCACUGACCGGUCAAGUGAAUAAGAUAGGGAUUGAAGAGAAAAUACUAGCAGAGCAGGAGAUAAGAACAUCUAAAAAACAAAAACACACUAAGCGGUUUGUUCUGAAUGAAAAGUUUCAAUGGAGCAUGGAGUCGUCUAGUGGCUAGGGUUGCAUGAACAGAAACAGUGAUUUGACUAAUAAAUGGAAAAUAAAUUAGCAGUUGGACUACGGGGGCGAGAGUUGAGGUUCAGUUAGAAUAGCAGUUAUACAAAUAGGGCAUAAAAUUUGCACCACAUUACAGUGUUGGGAAAACCAUGUCAGUGCAACCAUAAACAUAGAUGAAGCUCAAAUCCAUCUUCAGCUUUUGUUAACUUGUAAUACAGUCUGAAUAGUGUAUGGUCAUUAAAAUGCUUAGUAAUUGUUAAUUAGCCUUGGUCCUAGAACAAAUGUUUGACUGCCUCUUUAACUCCUUAAGGACACAUGACAUGUGUGACAUGUCAUGAUUCCCUUUUAUUCCAGAAGCUUGGUCCUUAAGGGGUUAAAUAUGUAUAUACAUUACUUUGGUAACAUUGACACUGUGUAAGCAGUUUAAUGGCAGUUGCCAAUUAGGUUUCAAUGAGAUCUAUUUUAUGCGAUUGCACACAUUGCGCAUAAAAAGGGCUUCUUAAAGGUUUGCCCCAAGCACCAUGACCACUUCAGUGAUUUGAAAUGGUUAUUGUGCCUGGAUUCUGUGCUGUAUUUUGAUUUGAAACUAUGCAUUUAGGGGUUUUGCCAGUACCCUGUCCCAAAAUAUAACUGGCACACAAGGUUAUCUGCUCUGCACCUGCCUACGCCACUGGCUGCACUUCUGGAGUGUAAUCCAUUUUCUGCGUGAGCUGUAACACUACCUCUGGCAGCAUCAUCAGCUAGCCCGGAACAAUAGUUCAGGGCUGGGUGAUGUGAAUUGUGCAAUAGUUUGUACAAAAAUUGGGCAUAGCACAGGAUGUAAUUUCUGUGCACAGUUUGUUCGAAAACUGUUAGCUGAUUCUUGUAGCCAAUGAAUGGCGACUGGAUUGGCUUUCUGCUUUUGAUCCAGGUGAAAGGGCAAACUGUUGUUAAUUACCAGGGAACUGGGCCAAGGUGCUCCUGACAUCAUAUCCACUACAGCCUACUUCAGUGGUUAUACUGCUUGGAGUAACCAUUUAUUCUGCUUGGAGUAGCCAUUUAUUUCCACAAGCAUCAUCUGUUCAAUCCUGUAAUUUAUUAAUGCAAUGUAAAAAGUGCAACAAAAAAAACGAUCAUUGCGCAUUGUGACUUGGGCACACUUAGAACCCAUUUGAGUGAAUGUUGCAAAUAAAUAUACUCACUGAGAUUUUUCUUUACUCUUGUCACAGGAGAAUGGAAAAGCUGCAGAUGGACAGCUGUCUUCUACACCCAGUGAAAGUCUUGGUCCCCAAAGACCUCGGUCUAAUUCAGGACGUGAGCUCACUGAUGAGGUAAUGAUGACUUUUAAAAAAAUGUACGCCCGCUGACCUUAAAAUGUACAUUAUUUUUCUCAUUGUUACACUUUCAUCUAAGUUUUCAUUUUGGGGAGAAUGUGGAAUAGCUAGAGGUGCUUUUUUUACCCCGUGGCAGAGAAUCCAAUAUCUGGUUUCUUUAGAAACAAACUCUAUAUAAUGCCUAACUACGAUAGUAAAUGAAAAGGCUUUGUCAGAGGGCUGGUACAGAAAUGGCAUUAGGUGGCAGAUUAUCUGUACCCUUUUUUUUUUUUACUACUUUGUCUUCUUGCUCACCCAUUAAAAACUUCACCAACUGCAGGUGUCUGCCCUGCCUAGAAAUCAAGUAUUGACCGUUAUAAAGAGUUCCAUUCUUACCAUGUGUGUUCUGCCUUUAAUAUCUUUUAUUUUCUUUCUAGUUCAGUUCCCCAGUCCAAAGAGUUGUAAAUUUAAAACUAUUGCUUCUAAUAAUUUUAUGAUCUGUAUCUUAUUUGUUUCCCAUUUUUAUCUGAUUUGUUCAUUCACCCAUGUCACUGCUGCUAUUUCUAAUGAGUCAAACUUCCUCGGUUACAAUGUUUUUACCACUAUUUUUUUUUUAUUAGUUUUUGUUUGUUCCUAAAAAUUUUAUUUAGAUAUUAUGUUUUUCCUUUCUUGUUCUCUGUACUUAACACUUUGCAAAUGAUUAUGUGUGCACUGCAGUUUGCUUUAUGAAAUCUUUCCAGAUUUACUUGUGUUUGACUCAUGGUUGCCAGUCCUCAAUAGGAAGUCCAUGUGGAUAACAGAUCACUGCUGUUUAGUUUAUUGAAAAAAGAAACUGAUUGGGGUCUGAUAGCUGAACAACAAAUAUUAAAACACUGUUACCGGGGGGUUACCAAUAGCUCCGAUAACCUAAAGCAGAAUCCAAGCGCUGUCGGCAAAACUAAAGCCCAUCGGCUGAAACCGGCUACGGACAUCGACUCGGGGCACACUGCUCAAACUGCAGAUGCCUUUCUUCCAAACUCCGAGCACAAAACGCUGCUCUUGGGGCCUACCGCGCAAGCGCCCGCCAACACGACCAGUUCGGAGAGUUAUCAGCGUGGCUCGAGAUCGGAUUUCUACAAUCUGGAAGAAAUGGGACGGAGGUCCCAAAAACCGACCCCACACGCACACCCAAGCCACAACGGGACAUAGGCAUCAUGCUAUAAUCCCCUCCACUGGCACGGACCCAAGCCGCCAUGGAAGCUUCGCCCACGAGGUCUGAAGAUGAGAACUCUGUGCACAGAAUGGCCACAGACGGAGAAAACCCACAGACCACAAGAGAAUCAGCCCCAGCGACCAAGCAGGAUAUUCAGAACAUGCUGGCUGGACUCCAAUGCAACUUACAGCAAAUGUGGCAGGCAGACCUCAAGGGGCUUGUAGCAGAGGUAGAGGAAGUGACAGCCCGCACUCAAGCCGCAGAAGGGGAGGUGAGAGACCUGCGACAAGACUUAAACGCACUGAAAGAUUCAGUUACCCAGAUGAAAGCCACACAGACAACUAUCACCAGACAAGUUAAUGUGCUAGAUGACAGGGGCAGGAGGAAGAAUGUUAAGAUCAGGGGGGUACCAGAAUCGGUACUGCUGGAGGAACUUCCCCAUUUUAUAAGGUGCUUAGUGGCCUCACUUCUACCCACCAGGCAAGCGAAACACUUCACGUGUGAUGGAGUAUAUGGCAUCGCCAAAUCACUGCAAGCGCCAAAGGCGGCACCCAGCAACCUCCUCAUACGAUGCCAAACUCUUGCUGAUAAAAUAGCCCUAAUGGCUGCUAUUAAAGGAAAAACACCCUACAAAUUUGACACACACUAAAUCGCCUUCUUCCAAAACCUGAGCAGGGACACACUUUCGUGGCGCAAGAGCAUGCAACCCAUAUCCACCACCCUACAAACAGCAGGACUCACUUACAGCUGGGCAACCCCUCGAUCGCUCUGGGUAGCCAAGGACGAUAAAUCCUACACUCCUACAACCCUAGCCAAUACAGAACAGACCACUAAAACACCAGCAUUACACUCAACAUAGCUGAGACCAUCAAACCAUCUAAUCGACCCAUAGGCAUGACUUAACAUAGUCCCUGAAAGUCAAGAGGACUAACCAAUACGCCUCUGUACACAAGACGCCCUAAACUAUCAAUGGUCGCCCUCUCAGGCGGUACUUUACCCCCAACUUGUUUAGAACGCUGAACGCCCCCGCCCAGCCAGGCUGAGCCCAUUUGAAAAUAAAAGCAUAUAGAGCUGGACAGAUCCCUAUGACUGCCUAGGCCACUUUCUCAAAACCAUGCAUGCUUGCACCCUAUUGACCACCUGAUCAUAUGUUACUAUGAUGUCUGGCAUUAUGGAUAUGUUAUGAUUUAACAUUAUGCACUGAAAACAAAAAGAAUUAAAAACAAAACACUGUUAGAUUGUAUGCAUGAUCCCGGGAGUGCAAAAUGUGGAUCUGUCUCCUCAUUUUGUAUAAUCCAGGAAGACUGGUAAUCUUUCGUAUCAUAUAUGGUUAAGUUUUCAUACCCCACUAAUUAUUUUCUUCUUGCAGGAGAUUUUAGCAAGUGUAAUGAUCAAAAACUUGGAUACAGGAGAAGAAAUACCUCUGAGCCUAGCUGAAGAAAAAUUGCCAACUGGCAUUAAUCCUUUGACAUUACAUAUCAUGAGGAGAACAAAAGAAUACGUCAGGUGAGAAAUAUAUAUAUAUAUAUUUGUAUAUAAAUAAUAUGAAUAACUUCUCAAGAAUGAGACUGAUCUCUAUUAAAAUAAUGAUUUCAUUGCCCAAAUUUGUGGAGGAUUAUGUUCAAAAAACUUUUCUAGAGCAAAGUUUUAAAAGUGGAGCAUUGGGCUGCAGCAUUUCAUUUGUUUUCAUGGUAAUUGCUACGGUUUCAGAACUUUACAAAUAAUAAGGAAACGAGGUAGAGAAGUAUGACUCACAGACCUCAAGUAAGCAUUUGUAGAAGGAGAGGAAGCUACCUUUGCAAAGGUUUUAGUAUUAUCUUUGGGCUUCAUUUAGAUGAUAUUUAUAUCAAAUUUAAAGGAAUACAAAGCCACCAACAGGACUAAAGGGUCCCUCGGCACGGAGUUGCGGAAUCAAUGCUUUCCUAUGAGGAAAUAGCUGAAGCUGGACGUCCAGCGUCCGUUACCGGACCAAAAGUCCGUUAGGAUCCAGCAAGCGCCUCCAGUGGCUGUCUGGUAGAGACCCACUGGAAGCAGACUUAGUGUUGCAAUGUAAACAUUGCAGUUUCUCUGCACUAAGUGCAAUGUGCAAAAGGGACACUGCACCCAGACCACUUCAAUGAGCUGAAGUGGCCUGGGUGCCUAUAGUGUCCCUUUAAGCUCUAAUUUUACAAAUUAAUAAACUUUUCAUAGGAUGUGUCACUAUUCAGUUUGUGAUCCUAGAAAUCCAUAUGUUUAAUUCCCAGGAGACAAGUUUAUUGUGAUGUUGCAUGGGACCUGCUCUCUGAUAGAUAUCAAAAAACAAUAGAAUAUACUUUUAUCUUUGUAUGUGCAAGUGAUUUGUUUAGCAGAUAUUAUAGAUUACCUUUAAUCCUCUACUUUAAGUAAGCCAGGAUGUAGGGCAGACAAAGGGAAUACUUGGAUGCAUUUCAGUAAAGAAUACUCUAAACUGUUAUAGUUUAUUUAUAGACAUUAAUUGUUGUUUUAAUGGAUAAAUCAAAUAGAGAAUGUUAUAAAAUAAGGGAAGUGAAUAAAAAUAAAUACAUGAUAUGCAUUUAGGGGGAGGGGAAGGGGUGAUAUUUAUUGGAAACUCCGUAUAGUAAAGUAGAAAAACAACAAAAUGUAGUUUUAAUUGAAGCCUAAAAUACAUUCUACGGAUUAUUUUUUUCUUCACUAAUUUUUUUUUCAUAUCGACAUUUUGUGGUUAGAUUUGUCUGCCUAAUAGAUUUUCAAAUUACCAGCAUCUGGGACAUAAAAAUUCUAUAGAUCUCUGCUGGCUGCCCAGUGUUCAUUGUGCAUCUGAGUACUUAAUGCGUAGCAUUACAAUCAUUAUCAUCUUCUGGACAAAGGGAACAUCAUGCCGUUAUUACAGUAGCUUUAAAGACACAUUUCAAACUCUUUUUAUUUUUUUCUUGUGUAAGACGUCAUUCCAGGCUGACCUGUGUGAUCUUUCUAGUUAGAGUUCUUUUAUGAAACUGAACCAUUGUAUAAAGCUUCCAUCAUUUUACCUUUUCAAAAAAUAAAGGUUGCAGAUAUGAACAUGUUUCCUCCUAAGUAAUGUCUAAAAUACCUGGGUGUAGCCAUUAGUGUCCUUAAUGUUGCCAUUGUGGGCACUCUUAAAAGAUUGGAAAAAAUAACUAUUCUUUUAGAUUUUUAUUUUUUUUUACUCCUAGAGUUCAGAAUGGUAUUUUACAGUUUAAUUUUUAUAAUUUUAUAUAUAUAUCUCAAUGAUCAUACGAUGGGCCUAUCUAAUGCCCACUGGAAUUAAUGCUUAUUAAAAAUAUCUAGUUCCAGUGUCUGCUUGCAUGGACUUUUCAAUGCACUUGUGCCGAUGAAGAGCAUAGUACCUUUGGAUAGAUAACGGACAACUCCAUCUUGUGGUCAUACGUUGGAAUAGAGCAUGGAUUAAUAAUUUUAUUUUUUAAUCUCUGACACUGACACUGUGCCAUCUAGAAUCCGAUAUAGAUAUUUUUUUUAAAACAGGACUCUUAACGUGAUAUAUAUAUGACAAAGUUCCUAGAGUGUUAUUAAGCACUCAGCAUCAAGACAAGUACUGUGAGUGUAGCUCAUGGAAUUAAUGCAUAAUUCUUAGACUGGAAAAUAAAUGGAAUUCUAAAACAAAUGGCCCUGGUGAUGUGAAUCUGCAGUCAGAAAUAAUAUAAAGGAAUGUUGCACUGCCCUGGAUGUAUUCAGAUUCAUGCAUUCAAUCUAAAGAAUGAUGGAUGUUGUAGUUAAAGAAAACAAAAACAGAAUGCUGUUAUUUUAUGUGGAAUAGUCAUGUGCUAUUAUCAGGUUAGGUCAAGCAGAUUUAUUGCAGCAUUGUCCCUAUAAUAUCACCUUUUUAUUGAAUGAGUACCCCAAUGCCACAAUCUAUUCAUUGCCAUUAAGGUUUCAAAUUCAGAAGGUCUAAAACGUACACAAAGCACAGGUGGAAAACCUGUAGCGUGGAGCAAGUGCAUUGAGCAUGGUGAAAGUUUCACUAUAUACUGAAUAGGAUUCCAGCUGUAUGUUCCAUUCUCUUUGUAUGUUGCUAGAUGCUCUACUCUACUUGAAGGGAGUGAUGUCCUGAGAAGUAUAUCUUUUGAACUAUGCACUUGCUGAUUUCAUAGCACAAUGUAUAGUUUAAAUCUGGCAGUUUUACAUGGGAUUUGUGAACACUGCCACUUACACUGAUCAGCAUUUUUCACAUGUUCACAUCAAUCACAAACAUCCCCAUCAUGAUGUAGGUAGUUGUUAGACAGAGUAUCAAAUUAUGGUAUGUACUUGUUGAGAAAUUUAGUUUUGUGUGUUAUAUCAUUUAGAAUUAUUUUAUUUUUUUCUUUCAUUUGAACUUUUAAACAUAGUUGGUUUCUGUGCAUCCAAGAUGGCGUCUGUCCGACGCUGCUUUCCUCGUAGUGAUGACUAAAAAUAUCUGGCCUAAUUGCAUCUAGCACCUGUACUAUAACUGUUAAAUAAAGGUGUGCAAUAACUUGCAAAUCAUCACAACUCGUUUCCUUGUUCUCUCUUACAGUAAUGAUGCAGCUCAGUCAGAUGACGAGGAGAAACUACAGUCCCAUCAGUCUGACACGGAUGGAGGAAAGCUGAAACAAAAAACGUAAACCUAGUUGCUCUAUCUUUAACGGAAAUGUUCUUAGCAUCGUUAUCUGUCUCCUCUAUAUCGGUCAGUGUGAUUGUGAUUGCUGGGAGUUAAACAAGACAAGUGUAGUCUUAGGGCAACAUACAAAACCCAGGAACACAAAUAAGUCUUCGAAAUGGGUAGCUUCAAUGUAUAUAUCAAUAGAUAUAUUUUGUUUCUCUAAUGCCUCAUGUAGGUAGAUGGCAGUCAGAACAGAAUGAAUAUGGCUUUAGUGCAUUAGCAGGGUAGAGCAGUAGAAAACAUGGAUGUGCUUUUUAUUUAGAAAUUUACAGAGUUGGUCACUUAUAUAUUGACACUAGCAAAGCUUUCUGUAUGCAUUAACAAGUGCCAAGGACAACAAUAUAGAAAACUAUUUUCAUUUUUUACAUUUAUUUAUUUAGUUUAUUUUAUAUUGUCCAAUAGGACCAAUCGAUUUCUCAUGAACAUCCAAGAAUCUGUCAUAACUUAAGCUCAGCAUUGGCAUGAUCCACGUGAUUGCCAGAAUAUGGGGAAUAUGAUCUUCUUGCUUAGGUUGUAUUUGUGUAUACUGCUACACUAAAUUUCAGGAAUUUAGACACCUGACUUACAUAUUUAAAAAUUGGCAGUAUAAUAAUAAAAAAAUAACUAUCUGCAAGCAACAACGUACCGGGCAUGUCGGUCUAGAUACUGCAUGUUAAUAUAACAUGUUAUAAAGCAAUUACAUAGAUAUGUAUUUUACAUUACAUAUUUAAAGAUUUUCAAAAAUUCUCUUUCAAAGCAAUAUGGCCAACAAACCGUGUGACUGUCUUACAUAUCUCUGCAAAAUAUCUAAAGAUAGCAUAACUUUACAGAGCAAGUGUUGCAUCUGUCAUGGAACAAGAGAUAAUUGAUUACUUCUUACAAAUUGGUCACUUAAAGAGGCACUGUCACUUCAAAAUAUUAGCACAGCCAAGCAAAAGUUAACUACUGGUUGUGCUGAUUUUUUUUUUUUUUAGUUCCUGUAGAUUAAAUUUUAUGUUCAAUAAAUGUUUUGCUAAUCAAAUUAGUUAUAAAGGGAUACAAUAGGCACCUAAACAAAUUUAGCUUAAUUAGGCAGUUUUAGUGUAUAGGCUCACUGCUCAAUUCUCUGCCAUUUAGGCGUUAACUCAUGUUUGUUUCUAUUUAUGCAGCCCUAGCCACAUCUCACUUGGCUGUGACUGACACAGCCUGCAUGAUUUCCCCUCCCCCUCCCCCGUUUUUAUUCAGAUGUUAACUUGCUUUAGAAAUGUUUUCCCUGCUCUGUAAAUAUAACUUCAAGAGCAGGAGAAUAUAAAUUAUAGAUUAACCAGAUCAUACAAUGUUCUUUUUUAGGAAGGCUGUGCAAGUCACAUGCAGGGUGGUGUGACUAGGGCUGUAUAAACCGUAUAAAAAGUGAUUUAGCUCCUAAAUGGCAUAAAAUAGAGCAGAGAGACUGCAGGUGCAUAAUCCAUACACCAAAACUGUUUCAUAAUGCAAAAGUUUUUAUUGGUACCUAUAGUAUCAUUUUAACCUUUGCAGUGCCAUGCAAAUGUGAGCAGUAUAGCACUGCUGGAGAAAACUUGCACUGCUAUGAAAUUUCUCUGCAGAUAUGAGCAUGCCCUAAGACUUUGUUAUCUAGAACAGGGAAGUGCAGUGGAACAAAUUCUUUAUUCACACCAAUAAAUCCUGAAAUAGUGUAUCUGGGUACACUUCUCUGGAAGAGAUGGCUCUGCUUUAAACAAAUAUCGAAGCAGACUAUCUUGCCUCCAAGUUGCAAACAGCUUACCAUAGUUUUCAUAUUUUUGUCCAGCAAUUCUAUAAUUUUAAUGUUUACAAAAAAAAGAAAGAAAUCAUCUGCCAAACAUACCUGAUGGACUCCUCUUGAAGAUGUAGAUUAUACGAACAUCCAUAACUCAAUACACAGUUUAACAUUUUUCUGAAAAGUUCUUUCAGGGAAGAUGGUAAAUUCUGCAGAAUAAUUUUGAAUUCAGUUCAUAACCUAACACUCCGCAAGUUUCUCAUUUGUAGAGCUGUUGAUUGCAUUAAUUGUAUAUUAAUACUGCACUGCGUGGAAUGCACUUUCAGUAUGUGUAACAAUUGUUCAUUUUUUUUUUAUUUUUUCUCCAAAGGACUCAGCUGAAAAAGUUUUUGGGGAAAUCUGUGAAAAGAGCCAAACAUUUAGCAGAGGAAUACGGGGAGAGAGCGGUCAACAAAGUAAAAAGCGUUCGCGAUGAAGGUCAGCCACCUUUUUAUAACGGUUGCUCAAUGGGCCAAAUCUACCAGGAAUUACAUCCCCCUCCCUUCACCCACGGCAUGCAUUAACAAAAAAAAAAAAAAAGUAAUAAUUUAAAACAAAAUUACAGCACUGUUAUUUAGCCUACACCUUCACAAACCCUGUCAGAGACAUGCAAGGGAGGGUUAUUACUGUAAAUGUCUUAUUUUCCAAGCACUCCAUGAUCAAAGCCCUGCACUGCUAAAUUCAUAAAGAAUGUGCUCUGAUGCUAUCAGUAUAUAUCCCAUGCUCCUCUCUGUGCCUGGAAAUACUUCCUCUCCCAGCAUGCCAAUCUGCCAUUCCUUUGAGCGUCAGUGCUCUUGCAAAUAAACCCGGCCCCCUCACUCUCUGUCUCUAUAUAUAUUUCUUGCGUAAUGUCCUUUGAGCAGGGCCAUCUUCACCUCUUGUCUUUUAAUUUUAUAUGUCAGAUGUCCCCAUUUUAUAAAGCUCUGCGGAAUAGGUUUGUAUUAUAUAAAUGCUAAUAGUUAACCUAUAUUAUAUCUACAGAGACUACACACAAACUUUAUUUUUCAUAUAAUCUACAGAGGCUCAUUGUACUCUGUAGGAAGCUAUAUGAAGUUUUCUAUACAUAUGAAGGUGUUUUAAUAAGCCUCACUUUCACCACAAGAUAACAGGAUCCUCCAUAGACUGUUUGUUUGUUUUUUUUCUCUUCAGCCAGUGGAACUUGACUGAGAGUUCCGCCUUUUGUCAAGUUUUGUCAGGCAUAGAUAACAUACUAAUGCAUAGUCUCCUUUUUGAUUAAUAGAAAAAACUAUUUUAAAAUAAUUUGGGGGGGAAAAAGUCAUUUUCGGCCAAGGGCAUCCUGAAUUUUCGUUUUCGGCUCAGAAUUUUCAUUUUGGUGCAUCCCUUCUUUUUAUACGUAGUUAACGGAUAUGGUUAUAAAAUAUGUUAUAGGUACAGGUGAAUCAUGUCUUUAGAUUCAAGGUAGUACUCUGGUACUAUUCCAUUCGUCAUUGCUCCACUUUAACAACUUUACACAAUAUUUCUGAACAUAUUACUUUGAUAUACAGGCACUCUUCAUUUACUGACACAGUUCUGUUCAUACUACUAGUUCUAUAAGCGAAUUGGUCGGUAAGGGAGGAUCCCUCAGAGCGGUGCGACAGUCAAGUCUCGCAUGUGCUAGAGAGCAGGUCUAUGUUCAGGUAAUUCCCUUUGACAUAGACCAGCUCUCUCGCAUGGGUGAAUCCCUCAAAUCUAUGUUCAAAGGAAUUCCCGAGGCUCAGAUUUGGGGGAUUUCCUGCAUUAGAGAGGUUGUAUGUCUGAGCAGUCUGUAAGCAGGUAAGUUGUGCAUUUCCCCAGUCUACAGAAAUGUCUGUUCAUUAUUUAUUUGUCUUGAAAUGUUGAGUGGGCUCAAAAUUACUUAAAUUACUUAAUUAAAUUACUUUAAUGGCCCUACAUUGACAGGUUUCCAAUGUACUGAAUGUACAACUUUACUUAUUCAGAUUGUGCUGAAGCAUCUGUACAAUCUUAUAAGCAAUAUUCUACUUCUUUUCUCCAGUUUUCCAUACUGACCCAGAUGACCCUUCCUCCAGUGAUGAUGAAGGAAUGCCUUAUACCAGGCCUGUGAAGUUUAAAGCUGCCCAUGGUUUCAAGGGACCAUACGACUUUGAGCAAAUCAAAGUGGUGCAGGAUCUAAGUGGAGAGCAUAUGGUAAUCUUUGAGUUUUACUUCGGUGUGUGUUCUCAGUUAGCAGGCUUAAAGUGCUAGCCUCUUUCCUAUCACAGCAGCAGUAUCUGACAACACUGAAUCCGCUCUCUUUUCUUGCUAGGGUGCUGUGUGGACAAUGAAAUUCUCCCACUGCGGACGAUUACUUGCCUCAGCUGGACAAGAUAACGUAGUCAGGAUAUGGGUUCUGAAAAAUGCCUUUGAUUAUUUUAAUAAUAUGCGAAUCAAAUAUAACACAGAAGGUACGUUCAGAUAUAUUUUGUUUUUCUAAUGCGCAGAUUUAUCUAAAUAUACGAUCAUAAUGCAGUUUGGGGGUUGUAAACAUAUUAAUCAUAAUGCUGUUUGGGGUUUGUAAACAUAUUAAUCAUAAUGCAGUUUGGGGGUUCUAAACUUGGGUAGAAUCUGAACAUACCUGGUCUGCCUGAGUUUAGUAGGAGCUGCACUCCUGAGCGGCAGGUAGAUUUAUUGACAUAAUGUUUCAUGGUGUUUCUGAGCUCUUAUUAAAUAGCAUAUUUAAUAAUAAAAAAUCACAAGCCACAUUGAAUUGGCAAUAUUUCACAGCGAAUUUGAGCUUAAUCAUACGCCUUUCAUUUUAUUUUUUUAUUUUUAUUUUUUACUUGCUCUCGUUUUUCUAAAAACUCUAUUCCAUAUACAGAAACAUAUGGCCAGACUAUGUGUAGCUAUAAAUACAUAUUUGGUUGCAUUUAUUAACUGAAUGGUCCCUUCAUCAAAGAAUGCAAUAAAAAGACUUCUCCUUUUCCAUGGAAAAUUGAUGGCAGUUAAGUGCCUUUAAAAUGGUCUCCUGAACAUCAGUUUAUUCUCAUUUAGCCAAAAGAUAGUACAUUUUGCUUGGAACUCUUGUAGAGUCUUCUAGAGACUAUUUAAUAUUUUUUCAACAAAAAACAUCCUGGGAUAUAUCUAUAAGUGAACCCCAAAAGGGUAUUCAUUUGCACCCCAAGAGCAGUGCUCCCAUCUAUUGGUUUUUCAGGUAUGUGGGAAAUUAUAGAGAGAUAUGGAGAUUUCAAUUGAUUUGUGCACAGUGUUUAAGGAUAUACCUUGUUUUGAACAAAGUUACAUUCCUAGAGUUCAGCUUUGCCCUCGCUAGAUAAAUUCACACAAACCUGCUGAAUUAGGGAAUUGUAUGUUCCAUCUGACAUAUUUCUAGGGCCUCAUGUAUUCAUUUGAAUCACUAAGCAUCCCAAAAUGUAUUUUAAAAAAAAAGAAGUUUGUGGACAUAUCUAUUUCUAUAUAUAGAAAAUUAUAUAUAUAUACACAUAUAUAUAUACACACACACACACACACACACACACACACACAUUAUAUAUCUAUAUAUAUAAAAUACCAGAGUAUUGCAGUAUGCAAUGAUACCUUUUUAUUGGACUAACAUAAUAUCUCAAAGACAAGCUUUCAAGAGUUUUCCUCUCUUCUUCAGGUCUGAAGCAAUACUGAUCAAUCUGAUAAGAGUUUAACCCUCAAAAACAACUGAUGUUAGAGAAGGGGGGAGGGGAUGAGGGGGGUGUAAUAAACAGCCGAAGAUGUUCCUGAAAGUGAAAGGUGUAGGAGAAUAGCCAGAAAAUGUAAAUGAGCAGAGUCAAUAAGCUAGUUGAAAAAAAAAAAGACACAAAAAACAACAAAACAGCAGAGCAGGGCAUGCAAGUAAAUAGCUGCAUAUAUGUAUGUAUAUAAAUUGAUCCAAUAAAGGUGAAGCGAGAAUAUUGAAAAAGAACUAUAUAAGACAUUAAGAUGUUUGUUUAUAGAAAGUUUUGGUAGUGUGUGAGAAAGCCAGACUGGUCGAUCCAUCCAAAACCUCAGGAUUAAAGUUCUUAAAGGGAAUUUCAAAGACUCUCAUGAACGAAAGACAUUUGAGAUGAAAAUGAUCACACAUUUCAUCACCAGAAAUAAAGGAUUAAUGUAGAUUCUGGCUUUCUCACACACUACCAAAACUUUCUAUAAACAAACAUCUUAAUGUCUUAUAUAGUUCGUUUUCAAUGUUCUCUCUUCACCUUUAUUGGAUCAAUUUAUAUACAUACAUAUAUGCAGCUAUUUACUUGCAUUCCCUGCUCUGCUGUUUGUUUGUUUUUUUUUUGUUGUUUUUUAGCUAGCUUAUUGACUCGCCUCUGUUUAUUUUUUCUUUCUAUUCUCAGCCAACCUGCGCCUUUCGCUACAGGCACAUCUUCUGCUAUUUAUGACACCCAACUCACCCCCCCUUCUCAAACAUCAGUUGUUUUAAGUGUUAAACACUAUCAGAUAUAUUAGUAUUGCUUCAGACCCGAGGAACAGAGGAAAACUCAUGAAAGUUUGUCUGUGGAUAGUUAAUGCAAUGUUAAACAAAAAUCUGCACCCCAGUCAAGCCAAACGACUUGCUUUUCCCACAGAAAUCAAAAAUCUGCAGUGAUGUUACUACUGCAAAGGAUUCUGGGUGGGCAUAUGCAAAUUAGUCUAACAAAGAAUCAAAUUUUUUCCUCAUUCCAUUUUAAACAUGGAUUCUAUAUAUAAUUUAUUUUUCUCCCAUAUUGCAUUGCUGACGAUGGUUUAUACCAUUUUAAAAUGUAGACUGUCUUGAGUAUGCAGUCCCCUUUAGAUGUAGAGAUGAGUAGCUGACUGUCCCUGUGUGUACCAAUCGUCCAUGGAUCAGUGUAAAACAUUUAUAGCACAAUGUAUAAUGUAUUAUUAAUUUGCUUUGUUUUUUUCUUUUCAGGACGUGUUUCUCCCUCUCCAUCUCAGGAAAGUCUUAAUUCUUCCAAAUCUGAUACAGACAGAGGAGGGGUAUGUAUUUAUUUGACAUAUUGUGCACAUGUUGUGUUUACAUUCACCAAAUAUUUGUGGGAUAUUGAUCAUACUUCAGACCUUAGAAUGUUUUAGAACCCUUGCCUUGGGUACUCCACCUAUGAGGAAGUGGAAGUCAUAUAGAAAAGUAUAGAGAUGGUCUAAUACGAGAACCGGUCUACAUGCAAAGAGGCAGUUGUGUUCCUAAAAUAAAUGUGGUUUGCUCAUAAACAGAGGUAGAGAGGAAGGUUCAAAUCACUUCCACUUCUUGAAGGACAAAUCUAGAGAAUCCAGGGGAAAUUUGGCAAGUAUUUGUCAUUUGUAUUUUAGAUGAUCUUUGCAUUCCAGUCUACAUCAUUUUUAUUAUUUCUUCUGACCACCUCUCUCCUCUUAACACCCAAAGUACUAGUCUAGGUCCAACACAGUUAUUUGUAAAUAAAGCAACUUUUCCUCAACUGGAUUUGAUCUUGCUGAAUCUCUUUGGGUAUAUGUGUCGAAGCCUGGAUAAAGUUUACAUUACACUACCUACCUUUGCUAAUACUACUUAUCACGCAAGCAUAUAUUAUUCGCAAAUGUAUGUAUUGAAAGAUAUAAAGCCUUUUAUUACAUCAUCUUUACUACUGUGCUGGAGAAAUAUGUUGUGCUCAUUAUACCCCAUUUGCAGUAGCUACAUCUAUUAUGGUUAUAUGUACCUUUUCUAAACAAUUUAUUGACACAGUGUGAGGAUUAAAAUGUGAACUCUGUACAAAGCUGUCCUGUGGAUGGCAUCUCCACUUUAAAUGUAUAUAAUAGAUUUAAUGGAAAUUUAUCUCUUUGUAGUCUAACAGUGGAGCGGACGAGUCAGACACGGAUGAUAAAAAUGCACCAUUUCGCCAGGUUCCGUUUUGUAAAUAUAAAGGACACACAGCUGAUCUUCUUGACCUAUCCUGGUCCAAAGUGAGUAAGCAAACCAACUUGUAAAAGGGCCAGGCACACCAUUAUUUUCAGUUCAGUCUUUUAUGACAGACAGCCACUAAAACUAAAGACAUGAGUUUGAUAGAACUUAAUAGGAAUAUCCAGAUAUUUUAGAAUACUAGCAGAUCCAUAGCUUUUUAAAAAAUAGAAUAUUAUUUUUCAGUUUACUUUUAAAAUGCCAGUGCUUUAUUUUGCUUAUUAAAUGUUUGGGAGCCUCUUGUAUCUUUGCAGUAUGCUUUUUGCAAGUUACAGCUCAGUUAAUUCUUUUGAAUGUAUACGAUAUUGGCGGUGCCGUGGGUAUGCAAGAUGCUCCUAUUUAUUUCUAUGAGAUCAUCUUUGUAAAUGAGGGAUUACACAGGCACAGUGCGGCUUCUGUGGGUUUUAAUGGGAAACAGGAGACCAUUCUGGAAAAAUCAUGCAAAAGAGAGAGAUUUUAUUUUUAAUAUUUUCCAAAAAGUCAUAUGUAAUGCUUUAUCAAUGUAAAACAAAUGGGUACUGAAAUCCACCUGGAGUGUCCCAUUAAGCAGAACAUGCACAUAGUGCAAGACCCCACACCCUGCAUGUGUGGUUGGUUUGAUUUACGAACAUCUCUAUUCAAUGUCCACCUGUUAAUUCUGCAUGCACACCUUCACCAAGCCUAUACUUUGCAAUAAAUACUAGCUGAUAGCAGAUUUGCUUACUACUAUCUGAGAUGUCUAACUGACCCAGAAAAGGUUUUAAGACCAACAUCUCCAAAAUGUAUACAGAGCUGCAGGUAAUUUAUUGGGGGGGAUUUGUAGGAGAUCACAAAAUGCCAGAAUUCUCUUGUAACACUUCUCUAAAAAACAUUAAUUUUAGAUCUUCCCUCUAGCAUUAAUGUUAAAUCAGGUUCCUCACAAACAGCAGUCUGAAUACUGUUAGCAUCUUCAGUGGAUGUUUUGUGGCCAAUCUCCAGUCAGUCACUCCCUGUGAUCACACACAUGCCAGUAAAUAGUGUAUAAUAAAUAUAUGCUGCCCAGUACAUCAUUUACAGAAUAAAAGCAGAGACCAGUCUGUGUCCUGAUUAGAAUGCAGCAAACAGUGAGUCUUGUUAUUCAUUUCUUAUAAAGUGGCUUCUUCUUUUAGCCCUUGAUUAUAUAGGAGAGCCAUAAACUAUGUUUUAAAUUACAGAUCUUGCAUAGCUGGGCUUUCAUCCAUGAUUAUAACUUUGCAGGAAUCAAUCAUUAGGUUGGCCAGAAAGCAUCUGUGUUGCCAGGAAGAGCGCAAUUUUUUAUUUCUGCGUUCUAACAAUAAUCACCUCCUUUAUCCCACAGAACUACUUCUUGCUCUCUUCAUCUAUGGACAAGACAGUCCGUCUCUGGCACAUUUCCCGGAGGGAGUGCCUUUGUUGCUUCCAGCAUAUUGAUUUUGUUACUGCAAUAGCUUUCCAUCCAAGGGUGAGUGAAUUUUAAGUAUAUGUCAUGAUGAUAUAUGUGUCUGCUUACAUUAAAUGUGUUUGUGAUUUUGACUCGUAUCCAUUCUUCCCCAAGCGCUGUAAGGCAUUUUGUAUUUGGGCUCACAAAACUUAUUUAUUCACUAAAGUGUGGAUUUCACUAUGGUUUGACGAUAUUGGCCUUAAAACUUGAAAUCCACUUUGAAUUCCUGUUAAUUCACAAUUUGUCUCGUGCCUUCUCUAACACACAUCUUUAGCUGGACUAACCUGCUUCCAUGCCAUGGAUAAGGAAUAUGCUGUGUGUUGUUAAGGUGUACACUGCAUCUUUGUGUUGAUGUUUGGAUUUUGCGUCAUUCUUCAAUGUAGGACGACCGGUACUUCUUGAGUGGCUCUCUGGAUGGUAAACUUAGACUCUGGAACAUUCCUGACAAGAAAGUCGCCUUGUGGAAUGAGAUUGAUGGACAAACAAAGCUUAUAACGGCAGCAAAUUUCUGUCAGAACGGCAAACACGCAGUGAUCGGCACGUAUGAUGGGAGGUGCAUCUUCUAUGACACAGAGGUAAAAAUCCUGUAUUUUAUGCUACAGCUUGUUUUCUCCUACAUAUAGUAAGGAGUAGUAGUGGAAUUUCAUUGAACUGACAAGUCAUCAUUGUUUCAGUACACACAUUAAUGGUCAAUAUAAAUAUUUUAUACUAUAUAAAAAUGACUUAGUUAUAAAGUUAUACAUUUAUUUGACUAAUAGUAAAAUCGCUAACUCUUGAUACUUUAAAUGUUUGCGAACUACCAAUCCUACAGUGCUCUGUCAACAAUAUUUAGCAGAUAUCUACAUAUAUCUUGCCAUUUAAAUGCUGGUAAUGCAACUAGGCAAAUGGUAGUUCUACAACAUUUGGGGAUCUGCCAAUUCCUCAACUAAAUUUUACUUUCUUAAAAACCAAAUGGUGUGUAUUCAGCUGCAUGAUAUUGGCCCCAUUCAGUUAUUAACCCCUUCCCAACCGCAGAUGGAAAUUUUCCGCCAACCAUGUCCUUCAGUUAAGGACCGUUGAUGGAAAAUUUCCGUCAUUUACUAAAGUUAACCCCAGAUCGCCGCGAUCGCUGGGUUAACAGUGCUCCAGUCUGCCUCUAUAUUAUAUUAUAUAUAUUAGAGGCAGACCGGGAGCACCCGAUCGGGCUGCCCCAGCACCGGUGCUCAUUCUGACAGGCUGUCAGAGCGAGCACAUGUGCUCAGUGUACUUACUUUCCGCCUCCCUGCACUUCCGGGUUCUGUGUGAAGUGCAGGGAGACGGAUCAGUGCUGCUGAUCUUAUCCCUGUGUAAAAAAAUUUAAAUAAAGUUAAAUCCCACCCCCCCUUUCCACUGCUUUAAUAAAAUUAACCCCUUCUCUGCCAGUUGAUCACUGACGACAUAGCUGAGCAACAUAUGAAGUAGUAUACAGUCGUAGUACACAUACGAUUUGCAAAAUAUACUGCGCAAACUCGCUUUGUGUGUCAAAAAGGCAGAAAAAAUGCUUAUUACCACUACACUUGGUACAAGCUAGCGGAAAAAUGAUCCCACGCUAACGUUCAAAAUAUACCUUUUGAAAUACCCUGGGAUGUGUUCUUUAAGAAAUGGUAUGCCUUUAUGGUGUAGUUGUAAUAUGUAGCCUGCUCAAGUGCUUCAAAGUGGGACACGGAUGCAUCAAAACCCUCCAUGAAAAUUCACACUUAAAAACCUUAACUUGUCACGUCUCUUUUACAGCAGUGUAACUUCACAAAAUAGUGUCUAGGUCAUACAUUGGGCAUAUUGUUUUACUCAGAAGACUUAGCUGAGCAUAAUCUGGGGGGUUUGAACUUAGUGGCACAUAUGAAAUGUACAAAAUGCCCAGCAAAAAUUUAAUCCGUAUGUAAAAAAUGCCCAAAAUUAUUUUUUACCACAUACUUUGGCAUAUAUUGGUGAAAUAAUGGGGACAUGUUAAGGCAUAAUAUGCACCAUAUGAGAUACACUGGAGUGUCUACUUUUACAAAUGGUAGGCCUUUGUGGUUUUUUUUUUGAAUAGUCAAACUGCUAUAAUACCCCAAAUUGAAGCAUAGGCCAAUUAAAUCCGCCUCUCAAAAUUCUACUGUAAAUGUUGAAACGGACAGGUCUCCUAUAUGGCACUGUAGCUUCACGAAAUAGUGUUAAAGACAUACAAUGGGGGUAUCAUUGUAUUCAGCAGAAGUAACUGAACACAAAAUAAAACUUUGUUCAGGAAUAGCACAAACCAACUUUACAAAAUACACAUGAGUAGUUCUUUGUUAUAAGUUUGUGUGCCAAAAACCCCAAAAAACUAAAUUUUACUCCAAUAUUUAGCAGAGAUUGGCGGUGAAAUGGCUACAUAGAAAGUGUCAAAACAACCUUAGGACAAUAGCCUGUGAUGUCUACUUUAUAUAAAUAUAUACUUUUGUAUGGCAAUUUUGUUUUUAUUUUGUGACUAUUAAGCUUACAAGACAAACAUACCAAAUUCUAAAAUCGCUCCACAUUAAAAGUUUAUUUUACUCCUUGUGCUUUGUGACCUGUAACUACCAAAAAAAAACCUUAAAAUCCCAGACACAUUGUAUAUUCUGUACAUCAGAACAACUAAAUGAAUUUAUUUUUAAUUACUUUCUUUAACCUGCACUAAUUAGGCACACAUUAUUAUUGCAAAAACUGUACAAAAAAACAAUUUUUCUUUUUUUUUUUUUGCAUUUUUCUUUUCUUUUUUUAUAAUAAAUAAGCGCAUAUAUAUAUAUAUAUAUAUAUAUAUAUAUAUAUAUAUAUUCAAUAUUCCUAUAAACCCACCUUUGACCUCUGCAACCAAUAAACUACUUUCAAUUACUUCCUCCCUCGGGCUAUCACAGUGGGCAAAUUCUCCCACCCAUGUAGCUGGCAAUACCCUUGACCUAAUCUUCACUUAUGCAUGUACUGUAUCUAAUAUCUGCAACACUCCGUAUCCACUCUCUGAUCACCACCUCUUAUCGUUUGCUCUCACGUACCCCCUCACCCAACAACCUCCGCCUAACCAGCCUCAACUCAGGAGGGACCUUAAUUCUCUUGAUCUCCAACAGUUGUCAGCUGACAUUGAUUCACAACUGCUGUCCAUCCCUUCCCUCUCCUGUCCUUCACUGGCCAUCUCCAUAUAUAACUCUACUCUUACAUCUGCCUUGAACACUGCAGCGCCACUCCAAACAAGCACCUCAAGGAGGACCCACCCCCAACCAUGGUAUACUAAAUCAACGCGCUACCUGCAAAGAUGCUCCCGUUGUGCUGAACGCUCCUGGAGGAAGUCUCGCACCCAGUCAGACUUUCUCCAUUAUAGAUUCAUAUUGUGUUCAUACAGUGCAGCCCUUGCCCAUGCCUUUCCUACCCUUCGGACAUUCUCCCCAGCCACUGACCAAGAGGUGGCUGCUCUUCUUUGCUCCUCUCGCCCCACCACUUGCCCGCUCGAUCCUGUCCCAUCUCACCUUAUCAGAUCUCUCUCCACUUGUCUCGUGCCUUCUCUAACACACAUCUUCAACUGCUCGCUCUCUUCUGGCAUCGUCCCUGCUGACCUUAAACAUGCCACUGUAGUACCUAUACUAAAAAAACCAUCCCUCGACCCGUCCACCCCCUCUAACUACCGUCCCAUAUCCCUGCUCCCUUUUUCCUCAAAGCUUCUGGAAAGACUUGUCUUUACCCGUGUGUCUCAUUUCCUCAAUUCCAACUCUCUCCUUGACCCCCUUCAAUCUGGCUUCCGCCCUCUCCACUCUACAGAGACUGCCCUUAUCAAAGUUACUAAUGACCUAAUCGCAGCUAAAUCCAAAGGCCACUACUCCAUACUAAUUCUUCUUGACCUCUCAGCGGCCUUUGACACCGUUGAUCAUGCUCUCCUUCUUCAAACUCUGCAAUCGCUUGGUCUCUGUGACUCUGUCCUCUCAUGGUUUUCCUCUUAUCUCUCCCAACGCUCAUUCAGUGUCUCUUUUUCUAAUGAUACAUCCUCCCCUCGCCCUGUCUCGGUUGGAGUCCCCCAAGACUCCGUCCUUGGUCCCCUUCUAUUUUCUCUUUAUACUGCCUCUCUUGGCAAACUUAUUACCUCAUUUGGAUUCCACUACCACCUGUACGCUGAUGACACCCAGCUAUAUCUCUCCUCCCCAGACCUCUCCCCUGCUGUCCUGCAACGUGUCACUGCUUGCCUUUCUUCCAUCUCUGACUGGAUGUCCUCCCGCUUUCUGAAACUCAAUCUCUCAAAAACUGAGCUCCUUGUCUUUCCUCCUCCUAAUACUGAUCCUCCUCUUUCGCUCUCCCUUCAAGUCUGUGGUACCAACAUCAGCCCAUCCUUGCAAGCGCGCUGUCUUGGCGUCAUACUUGACUCUGGUCUCCCCUUUGAGCCUCGCAUCCAGCAUGUCGCCAAAUCCUGUAGAUUCCAUCUUAAAAACAUAGCCUGCAUCCGCCCCUUUCUUGCACCAGAUACUACCAAGGAGCUUGUCCAUGCUCUAGUAAUUUCCUGCAUGGAUUAUUGUAACCCUCUCCUGCUUGGUCUUCCCAAAAGCCGUACUGCACCCCUACAGUCUGUAAUGAACGCUGCUGCUAGACUGAUUUUCCUCUCUAGUCGGUUCUCUCACACCUCACCCCUCUGCCAGUCCUUACAUUGGCUUCCUGUGUGCUAUAGGAGUCAAUUCAAGGCACUAACUCACACCUAUAAAGCACUGAACAACUCUAGCCCCUCUUAUAUCUCCUCACAGAUCCAUAGGUAUGUCCCUUCUCGGUCUCUCCGCUCUGCCCGUGACCAACUCCUGUCCGUUGUCCGCACCCGUACGGCCAACUCGCGUUUGCAGGACUUCUCGCGGGCGGCUCCCUUCCUAUGGAAUAGCCUGCCUCCCGCCAUCAGACUCUCCCCUAGUCUUGCAUCUUUUAAGAAGCGCCUUAAAACCCAUCUCUUUAGGAAAGCUUAUGGCCUCCAAGACUAACCCCUACCUCACAUACCGGUCUCUUGCCCUCUCCUAAAGGGCAGCCCACCUUAUCUGAUUGAAAAUUCCUGUCCUAAUGUGUUUUACACCCCACCUCCUAUAGAAUGUAAGCUCGAUUGAGCAGUGUCCUCUUCAACCUAUUGUUCCUGUAAGUUUAUUUGUAAUUGUCCUAUUUAUAGUUAAAUCCCCUCUCAUAAUAUUGUAAAGUGCUAUGGAAUCUGUUGGCGCUAUAUAAAUGGCAAUAAUAAUAAUAAUAAUAUAUAUGUUACAUCAAAUUAAAGCCCUUUCUGUCCUUUAAAAAAACAGUAUAUAAUAUGUAUCGGUGCAAUAAACGAGAGAGAUGCAAAUUGCAGUUGAAUGCAUACAGCAAGAAAAUGCAAAAAUUGCUUGUGUCAUUAAGCGUAAGACAAGCUUCUGAAGCUGUGUCCUUAAGGGGUUAAACUGGUCCUUUCAGUUUCAUUUGGGGGGGCUUAAUAAACAUACUCAGGAUUAGGAAUAUAAUGGCCAGUGGUGAGUCAAAAGCCUUCUCACUAAAUUCAAUCACCGUGUUACAGCAGGUACUUUUUGGCUCUUUUAGCACCAGACUAUUUUUGGGGGAAAGUAUAAAUCAUAUACAUUUUUUUAUUUUUUUUAUUAUUUGCAGGCAUAUCAACUGUGCGUAUUUUGACCAAAACGGAAAUAAAAUAAAAUGACUGUCGAAUUCAAAAUGUUUGAGGUCAUAUAAUUUCUAUAAACUUAUAUUUGUAUUUGCUAUUAAAUUCUAAUAAUACUACAGUUACUGCACUGAGAUAUGUUGUAUUUAAUGUGGAAUGUAUUGGACUUCAGAAAUGAAGUGUUCUAAGGAAAGUCUCCCUUAUUCUUCUAGCAUUUGAAAUACCACACGCAAAUUCACGUCCGUUCCACAAGAGGGCGAAACAGAGUAGGAAGAAAAAUCACUGGGAUUGAGCCAUUGCCAGGAGAGAACAAGGUAUGCUCGGGUUUUAUUUAUUUUUUAUUUAUUUUUUAUUUUCACUUGUGACAUGUCUAAUGAAAUAUUCUUUAUUUUUUAUUUUUCUCCUAGAUCCUUGUUACCUCUAAUGACUCUAGAAUAAGACUUUAUGACUUAAGAGAUUUGUCUUUAUCUAUGAAAUACAAAGGCUGUGUCAAUAGCAGCAGCCAAAUAAAGGCGAGCUUCAGGUAUAGCAGAAUUGUAGCCUAUGGAAUCAAAUUAUGGCAAAACUCUAGCUGUUGAUUAAUCCGUUUUUGUUUUGCUCUUUUAUUUUCUAGUCAUGAUUUUACAUAUAUUGUAAGUGGGUCAGAAGACAAAUAUGUCUAUAUCUGGAGCACAUACCAUGACCUGAGCAAGUUCACAUCAGUGAGGAGAGACCGCAAUGACUUCUGGGAAGGAAUUAAAGGUAUGUCCUUGGGUCCAUGUAUGCAAUCCUCUUCAAUGUUAAAACUGUUUCAUUUUGAAUGUAAAAUAAUUUUUUGGGCUCAUCGUUUCCUAAUAGUUGUUCAUUCAGAAUCACUUUCUUCAGCAGUCUGUGUGGUUAGUACAAUGCAAACCUCUCUAUUGCUUUUCUAUUUAGCACACAAUGCAGUUGUCACAUCCGCUAUCUUUGCACCAAACCCCAGCCUGAUGGUGUCACCAGAUACAACAUCUGAAAUACAAGAAUCUGAAAAUAAGGGGGAACAGGCAGACACUGACAACAUACCAUCUGGUGAGUCUUUUCCAUUGUGCCUAUCUAACAAACAGCAAACACACUAAGAGAAACAAACACACUAAGAGUGGAGAUGUGUGUUAGUGUUCCUUAAUAUUACAUGUAAUGUUUGGUUGGUCUGCUAUGCUUAUCUGAAAUUGAACAUUAUGAUAAGCUAAUAACUAUUUAUAAAAUCCUGAAAGGGACACUCAAAGCACCUAAACAUAAGCUCAUUGCAUGCAUUAUGUUGCAUUAAGUAUGCUACGAAUGUAGUUGCUUAUGAUGGCAAUAUAGUUCAGAGGUCUGUACGGUUCUAAUCCUGCCCACCUUAUCUACUUCUGAUACCAAACGAGGAAUCUACGCUUCCUUUGAUGUACAAAUAUUUGUAUGGAAUGCACUCAUGUAUAUAUCAUACUAAUUUCUACCUACCCCAGGCUGUGGUUGUGCACAUGCGCAGUCAGUAAAAUUGUGAGCAUGAAGUUGCCUGUCCCUCUUGGCUUACAACUCCCAUCAGUGAGAAUCUGGCAGAGUUUAAAAUUUACAACUGAUGUAAUGUGAUAGUGAGACAGCCACUUGCUGAAUCCUUUAUGUGGAAUAUAAUGCCAAUCAACAUCAUUUAGUGGUUGGCUGAGCCUGGUCAACAUAUUUAGCAAAUGUAUAGCUUCAUAUAGAAAGCCACCAUUUUAAUGGGCACAAUAAAAUCAAUGUUUAAAAACCGCACCUGAACUAAUGCAGCCUUAGUGUAUGGAAUUUGUUUUAACUGCAUCCUGAAAUCUCAGAAUCUCCCAUCUCUGAGUAUAUCUGGAAUAAAGAUUUCUCAUCAAUGCUUCUUUAUGAAAAGGACUUGUUUGAACAAUAUGCAGGAAGUAAGUACUGGGCAAGGAGGUGGAUCUUAAUUAGCGGAAACAUCUGUGCAAUUUUCAGCAAAUACAUUUUCUUUCUAUAUUAUUUAUCAACGGUUAUAUGGUUUGAAAAUGUGUGUGCAAUUUUGAACUUGGUUUCCAUUUGAAUCCCAGAAUACGCACUAAAUCGUGUUAUAAUAGAGCUGGCUGCUGUAUAUUUACUUAGGUAGCGCAUACACCUAUCAAACUGCAGCAGGUUCUUCUAGUUCUGACUGAUUAUUCUACAGCUAUUACUCAAGGAUCAUAUCUCUAGAUCACUCUGAUCUCCAAGCCAUUAACGCCUAUGUUGUUCUUUCACAAAACCACAUUUUCUCUUAUUUGUAGCAUGCUCUCUCACUUUUUUUUUUUUUUUACAAUAAAAUAUAUAAGCAAACACAAGUAUUAGCAAAUUAGUCUUUCUACAAAAAGUUAUUUAGUGAAAAUUUUGUAAUUAUUUAAAAUGUUUUUGUCUUUCAAGGUGCUUUGAAGUCUGAUCAUACGGAAGUGCUUCUAUCUGCCGAUUUCACCGGGGCAAUCAAAGUAUUCAUUAAUAAGAAGAAGAAUGUUUCUUAAAUCUGAAACUCGUAGAAUUUGCUCUGGAUACUAAUAGGAUGUUUUUACAGCAAACAAUAUCAUUAUAAGACCAGUUAAACAGAUAUUGACAUUCUCGUAAAUCUUUGCACUGAGGUGGGCGAGGUGUGAGCCCACACUAAAAUUAUUGGGGUAUUGCCUUGUCUUGUGAGAGCAGUUUUUGCAGUUUCUUGGAUGUCUGUAGUGUCCAGUCUUAGGCAAUCUUAAAGGGCACCUGUUUAUACAUAAAUUACAUGGAAACAUAUACAAAGUUUCAUCUACACAUUGUGCAAGGCAUAUUGCUGGCAGAAUCAUAGACCACAUUUUCUUAAAAUAUUAAUAAAUACCAAGGAUAAGGGUUAUACAGUCAUCAGCACAUGAACUAUGGCUGUUCCAGUCUGUGAAAUGCAAGACAACAACAUCAUAGUAUCUGGGAUUAAGAUGCAAGUGGGAACUUUCACAGUAAAACAAGCACUAGGAAACUGUAUAUUAGGAGCAAAACAAAAAAAUUAACAAUUUCAGCCCCGUAACACUCACGUCCACCUUUUUACAUUUUACAUUGGUCUCUGGCUUUCAGAUCACCAGACUGGAGGUUCAGGGUGACUGCAUGAAAUCAUGUGCCAUCCACUGAAAAAGCAGCAGUUGUAAAGUCAGUGGCCAAAUCCUUUAUGUAGAUUUCAUCACAAGAAUGGAUCUAGUUAGAGUGCCUUCUGGUGACUACAUGUAAAAUUCUGGCCUCUCACUUCAGGAAACAUUGAGUAACAUUUACUGACUGAAGCCGCCUACAUAAGUCACACUAAUGCAUUGAGUCUCUCUUUAUAGAGAUAAAAAGUGUGUAUCCUUAAAAGGACACUAUAGUCCUCAAAACAACUUUAGCUUAAUGAAGCAGUUUUGGUGUUAUAGAUCAUGCCCCUGCUGUCUCAGUGCUGAAUUGUCUGCCAUUUAGGAGUAAAAUCACUUUUUGUGCAACUCCUGCAUGUGACUUACACAGCCUUUCUUUAAAGAGUCAUCUAAUGUUUAAACUUUCUUUAUUGCAAAUUUCGUUUUAUUUAGAAUUUCUUAUCUUCUGCACUCUUGAUAGCUUGCUAGGCCCUGCAGGAGCCUUCUGUAUGUUAUUUAAGUUUAAUUUACGGAGCAGGAGAUAAAAAGGUUUAAAGUAAGUUAACAUCUGAUUGAAAAUGAAAUUAUUUUGUUUUCAUUCAGACUGUGACAAUCACAGCCAAGGGAGGUGUGGCUAGGGCUGCAUAAACCGAAACAAAAGUGAAUUAACUACUAAAUGACAGUGAAUUGAGCAGUGAGACUGACAUGGUCUAUACACAAAAACUGCUUCAUUAAGCUAAAUUUGUUUUAGUGACUAUAGGGUCCCUUUAAAGGUUCAUGCCAUAUUAUCAGCAAGUCGUCAAGUGUGAUUUUACAAGAAAAGUUAAAAUAAUGCAUCUAUUAUCAUUUCCAUGCUCCCAAUUUCAGUAGCACAAUGUAUAGGUUUGAUUUUAAAAUUAUCUAAUGAAGACCUUAAAAUCCUUUGGCAUAACGGGCCCCUGUUAAAAACAGGCAUGUCCAUGAACCUAUCCAAUUUCAAUUACCCCAUGUGUAAUUACUCUGUCAAUGUCUGCCUUUAGCAAAAUGAUGCCUCAAAUUGCCAGCCACUCUUCUAACCCACCCCAAAAUAUUCCUUAAAUGACUGGAUUUGAACCAGCAUUGCCAUGUCAUUGCAGUUUGGAUUUCAUUCUCCUGCUUUACAAACAGCCAUGGGGUGACAGUGUUAAAGUGAACGAAUCGCUUUCAUAAAUCCUGUUCUUGAAUUAGUUACCGUCCGUUAGUAGAAAUGAUCAUAAAAUGCAUUUUGAGACCAUAUUCAUACUGAAGGAAAACAUGUUAGACAUAGUGUACCAUGUCAUAGAAAGGGGCAUAGAAAAGUCACAUGCUGCCCUUGAAUGAAAAGUAAAUUUUUAUUUAUGAUUUUAAGUGAAAGGGGUGGUAUUUGUGGCUGCAUAGCAUGAGCUGUGUGUCAUCUUUUUCUCAUUUUUAUUUUUCAUUUUUCAUUCUGUGAAGAAUGUCUCAUGUCAUACGUUAGUUGUCAUGCUUGUGUCCAUGAUCAAUAAUACUUUCUGUAGAUCAAAACCGCAGUGGUUGACACUGACAGAUCACAACCUAGAGGUUUUCUGGCAAAGCCACAUUCCAUAGGGAUUUUUUUUUCUUCUGAUUCAUUAUCCGUUUAUAAAAAAAAAAUAAAAAAUUAAAAGUGGAUAGGGUGCUAUAUUGCGCUUCAUCCUGAAGUGUCCCUUUAAUUUGCUGUAAGUCUAAAUGUAUUUUUAACAUUGUGCUUUGAUCUGAUAUGUCAGAAUAAAGCAAUACUUGCAAACUAUAUUAGCAUAUUGAACAUUAUGCUUUCUCUUCCUUCUGAAUUAGUGAUGACCUAUUUGGAUUACACACAACUUAAAGUGGUUUUCUUCAGUGUGGAUGGCAAAGGUAUCUCGCUAAUGCUAUACAUGAUUGUCAUCUCUGUUCAUUAUAGAAGUAUGAAUGUGAUGAAUUCACUUUAACAUGCCAUCACCAAAGAACUGUACAAUGCAGCUUGGCUUACAUCAAAUGCUGAUAACAUUCCUGCAGAGGUUUAAGGGAGCUAACUGAAUUGGUUUCAGUAUUAAAACAUUCAGAUUUAACCUUUUUAGCAAACAGAAAGUGACCCUUAUUUUGAGUUUGUCAUUAAGCAUCAAAAUAAUUAACGGUUUUAAUCCUUUUUUACUCUGUGUCUGUUGACCUUCUCCUCAGAAAGCCAUACAUUGUUGGAAAGUUUUUUUUGUUGCUCAAUACAUGUGUGUGUUUAGAUUAAGGGUGUACAAGGCAGUGGGGCACUAUCUGGGCAUGUUUUUCAAAGACUUCUUUUAAUUCUCUCUUUGAGUAAGUAGGAAGAUAUAGAGGCAAGGCCCUUGGCCUCGUUCAUUGUGAUUCUUGCUACUCAGAUCUCUUGUCUGUUCCCUCUUGGCUUGCUCUCUACUCUGUUACAAAGAUAUGAUGUCAUACUAAGGUACCAUUUCUGCAAUACAGAGCAUCAAAGAGGGAAUAAAUAGGAAGGUGUGUAUUGCUUGAUUCACAGAAUCCCUGUAACCUGAGCUAAAUACACCAGUGAUAGAUUUUGUUGCCAGAGGUGCAGAACUCCAGGGCCACUACCUCUUGGUAGUCCAAUUGUAAAUGCCCUAACUUCAAUUCCAAUUGUUAUGCCACAUGCUUUAUGUACUAAACAGUGGGCGGUGGUGACGUUGCAGCCAGACUUCACAGUUAAGGCACUAUUAGUUUGGUGGUGGUGGGGGGGUUGAACAACUUUAAGUCAGCUGAGAAUUUGUUUCCCAUCCGAUCUGCAAGCUCAACCUAUGUUUUGCAAUUUGGCUGUAGACUCAAAAUAAUGCCCUCUUAAAUAAGCCUCUGUUAAACAGAUUAUUUAUUCAUGAUUUCUGCUUUGCCAGUGAUUAUGUGCAGCAAAAUGCAUUACAGGAAGUAGCAUAAGGCAAAAACAUUUAUUUUUUUAGGACAAUACUGAAGCAAUAGUAACAUUCUUAAAAUGCUUUGAAGCCAUGUACAAAGGGAGAGAUCUGCUGCUAUAAUAUUUUGCUUUUUAAUGGAGAAUAAUGUCAACACUCUUUUAUGGGGGGGGAAGAAAUGUACGCAGACAAAAUAGUUUUUAUUAACAGAAUGUAUUAUUUUGUUCUGCGUAAUCCUUACCUUGUAGAAGUUAUAUCGUCCCAUGCUACAAAAGUGUGAAAUUUGCAAAUGUCUUCAAAACCGCUCAGGCUAUUAAUAUAACACAUUGUAUCCAUGCAGAUUAAGCUGGCCUCCAUUGAUUCACUCAUUAGCUUCAUAUGUUAAGACCGAAAACGUUGGCAUUUGACAUACAAUCAUGUCCUUCAAGACAAGUAUUGGGCAAAUGCUUGGUUAGAAGUAGGUCUUGACUUGGCCAGAAACAGUUGAUAACUUUUUGGCAAAACAUUUCAUUGUGUCCCAUCACAGAAUGGACAAAGGGCCCUUUUUAUUAAAGGUGCCAAUAACAUUGCUGAUCAUUAAAAUUAUAAAUCAAGUGCACCAUUUACAAGUUAGCCUUAUUUAUUAGAUAUUGCCCUAAAUGAGAACGUUGAUGCUGAUCUUUCUACGUGAAUGAAAAGCUAUAUAUAUAUUUUUUAUUUUAUUUUUUAUUUUGCACAAAUUACAUUUUUUUUUUUUUUUUUCCAGAUUCUCUAUAUUGGUGGUAACUAUUGUUAGAAUAAAUUAUAUAUGUUUCUUAUGGGUCAAAACAUUGUACAAAAACCGUGAAAUUUUCUGGGAUUUGCUUGCUGCCAUUUGCUUCUAUCUUCUGUUGUGAAGUUUUUUUUUUUUUCACUGAUUUUUGUUCACUGGCUUUGCACACUAGGGCACAAUAUUUCUGUGUAAAGAGAGAGAAAAAAAAAUCUCAUUCCUUCUGUUAACACAUUAGAGAGAUGAAAGCAUUUUGGCUAUUCUAAGCAUUUUUUUUUUUCUUGUGUUUUAUUUUUUUAUUUUUUGUUUCAUCUGGAUGUGUUUAAAAAAACAAAAAAAAAAGAUAAAACUUGUUUACAUUUUUUAACUCUAGUAGGUUAAAGAAAGGGUGUUUUUUUUGUUUUUUUUCCUAGUUUUGUUUUCUUUAGAUAUUAUGGAUAAAGAAAUGUAUGUAAAUAUGCUCACUAUAUGCCAAUGAAGUAACGUUCUCAGCUGUUUACCCAGGAAAUGUUAUUGAUGGUUAAUAGUGUUAAAAAAAAAAAAAUUAUCAUUAAAAGCUGAUCACAGAAAA
This is a messenger RNA of Pelobates cultripes (western spadefoot toad), 93484 nucleotides long. The record is from the annotation of a GenBank genome assembly. NCBI's taxonomy places the organism in Eukaryota, Metazoa, Chordata, Amphibia, Anura, Pelobatidae.